Xyrichtys novacula (pearly razorfish) is the source of this 93031-nucleotide messenger RNA. The record is from the annotation of a GenBank genome assembly. NCBI's taxonomy places the organism in Eukaryota, Metazoa, Chordata, Actinopteri, Labriformes, Labridae.
GCUGCUGCUGCUGACAGAGGCGCACAGAGGAGGCUCCGUCAGAGACAGCGGGCUGACUCCGGAGUUUGUUCUGUGGGCAGAGCAAACACAGAAAAGGUCAGGCGUUGAUUAAAGAAGCUAUUUAUGAUUUCAGUCAUGCAAAGAGCCGUUUGAGGAUUGAACCUGAUCAGGAAUUUCAGGUAUCUGCUACUCUUUGAAUCCCUGUGGCUCCUCUUAAUGAAAGCAGCAGCAGCAGCAGCAGCUAUGGAUGUGAAAUAAACAGACAGUUAUAAAGACGCGAUUUCAUGAUUUAUUCAGAAAAAAGAUCGCAUGCUCGGACUUUGGAGAUGGUUUCUUCGGGGUUGACGCGACAGCGCCGUAGCGCGCGUGGAUCCACGGUCACCUGUUGAAGUUGUCCGGUGCGCGCUGCCUCACAUUCUGCUUCUUAAACGGGAGGGUCGAACAGAUGCUCGCUCUGCCCUCCGGUCUGUCUGAGGCUCUGAGUCCCCGUUAUGUUGUAGGAUGAGCGCUGAUCUGGAGCGCGUUUCGCUCAACACAUCAGUGACCUCGGCCGGCCCGGGCGGCCGUGCGCUCUCGGCGAACGUCCGGCGGCUGCACAACGCUCUGAACCUGCUGCUCAACGACCUGGAGAGAGAGCAGUUCAUCCACUGCCUCAAUGUGUACCACGCCAAGCGCAACGUCUUCGACCUGGUCCAAACUCUCAAAGUGAUCCUUAACACGCCCGGGAAACGCCAGCUGCUACCCAUGCUGCGCUUGGUCAUCCCGAGGUCCGACCAGCUGCUGUUCGACCAGUACACCUCCGAGGGGCUCUACCUGAAGUCGGACCUGCUCUCCAGCAACGGCAGCGCGGAGGGCUUCGACGAAGGCGAGCCAACUGUGCAGAAAUACGUGAGCUCGUCCCAGGACCAGCCGCUCAACCCGAACUGUCCGGACGGGUUCAGCGCCGCCUCGGAGCUCUCUGCGUUCAUGGCCCCGCACUUCUUCGAGAGUCCCUUUGGAGAAGUGCGCCAGGUCACCCUCACGCGCUCUAGGAGCCAUGAGGGUCUGGGCUUCAGCAUCCGUGGGGGGUCUGAGCACGGCGUGGGGAUUUACGUGUCCCUUGUGGAGCCGGGAUCAUCGGCGGAGAGAGAGGGUCUGAGGGUCGGGGACCAGAUAGUGACUGUGAAUGACCUACUGUUUGACAACGUCACGCACAUAGACGCUGUGAAGGUAGGGUGAUUAGUGUGCGUGAGUUUUACCCGUGACUUCAUUACCACUCUGCAGGUUCAGAGGAGUCAGUGACAGUGAGUGUGAGCUUCUUGUGUGCAGGGCAGGCUGUGGUCCUGUGUCUGCUGACUGAGUGCAGAUGUAAAUGCUGCAUGCUCCCGGCUGUGAGAUGAGAGGUGCAUUACUGCAUGCACUGCUGCUCCACAAAACAACAGGGUUUAGCGACAGCCUUGCUUCCUCUGUCCCACAGGUCUUAUUAGGAGCUGCCUCCAGAUCAGCUCUACUUUCCUCUUAUUAAUUCUUCUUCAGCACUUCACUCUGGCUUAAUGCUCUGUGCCCCUGGCCCAGAGUCCCAGAAUGAACUUAAAUGUUAAGCCCCAAAAUGAGAUCCUCUGUCAAGAAAUCCAUGGUGAAAGGUGAACUGUACUGGUUCUUUUUGUGUACCUUGAUAACUCUGGCAGCAAACAUUAACAUUUUAUUCAUUUCCAGGAAACAUUAAAUUUGUUUGAUCUUGGCAAGUGCAGCAAGGACCCAACUCUACUUUCUGUGAAACAUUUUGGCACAAACUGUAUGCAAGAGGGUUAAACAUGCAGGUAAUUAAGGUUUUCAGACAGAAUCUGAUGAACGUUUAGAGGAGGAAAACAGAGACAGAUAUUGCUGCAAAUAGGAUUCACAAGUAGUGUUGGGUAUCAUUUGAUUUUGAGUGAUUGUGGCUCCGAUUUCGAUUCCUCGUUUCGAUUCCAGUUCUUGACGAUUCUCUAUUCCGAUUCUUUUAAAAGGCAGGAUACUAAGAAAAAAAAGGAUGGUUUUAAUGAGGGUGCUAACCGGAGUUCUUUGUAAACUUCGUAUGCCCAUAGGCUGUAUCAAGUGUCAAUCAUAGAACAUGAACCCCGUAAUAACUUUUAAAAACUGAGCUGUACAGAAAAAAACAGGACUGUUUUUUGUAGGACAAACCAGUCCUACAAUAACUACAUGUCAACAUCAAAAGCAGGGGGAGAAAUUUUUAUAUUAUUUCUAAAUUUCUUAAGUUUGUCCACAACUCUGUAAAGAUUGCUGGAGGAGGCAGGAUUGAUGACCUAUACUGCAGUCCGUCACCAGAGGGUGCUGUUCUCAGGGUGGCUUUACCCAGCUCAUUUUAUAUACAGUCUAUGAUUUAUUAAUUUACUUCCACAGCAAAGCAUGCACUGGUAAGAGACACAUCUUUCCCCAUGGGUAAUGGUGAUAAUGGGAAAUGCAGUCUUCACAUAACACUGAAGUUCAACACAGAACCUAUGCAAACAUAAUAAUAGAGCCAUUUUAUCCAAAUCUAUGUUAACAUUUCAACGUUGGUGGUUUUCACAGCUCACAAAUACUCUUUGUUGUUGCAGAUUUUCCGUGUCUGUCCUGUGAUCUCUGUCUUCAACCUAAAACAACAGAAAAAGAUAAAUUCAGCCUUAUCAUAUUCAAGUCUUGAUAAAUCCCAGUGAGGCAAAUGGAGAGACUAAACAUACUGAAACCUCGGGGAACCACUGCGUUAAGUGCACUCUCACCUGCAAUGCAUUUUCAAAUUGAAUAUCAGAAACUGAAAGAAACACACUCCUGGUAGAAAAUAUGUUUUAUUGAUUUAAGUAGGAGAAAACUCAGUGGACACACACUUCACAACACAAAGCACUUCACCUCUGUUUGUAGUUGUAGCACCCCUUGUGUGUGCGUCUUUAAAUUGGCUUUGUUUCUGAAUUUGCAUCGCAGUUAUCCCUGUAAAAUCUUUUGGGCUUUUCUUAGUGUGUUUUUCUUUGAUGGUUACUCUACUUAAUAUUCACAUAGCAGCACUGUGCGGAAACAUGUACAAGUUUGCAUUUUACAUAGCAUGUUUUAAGCAUAUUUGGUUGAAUUAGCACUCGAAAGCUGCUGCAUGCCACUUCAGUGCUGUAAAGCAGGGGAACAUAUCUAACAAAUUAUGGAGAUGAGGGCAAUCAGCCUUCAGGCAAAGCUCUGGCAAAAAAAGCACGAGAGCCAACAGACUGUAAUUGUCAGGAAAGAAAGUCUCAAAAGGAGAAAACUCUUUCAAAGAGCGCAAUUCAGUGAAAGCAAAACUGAUUAUCAAAAAGCUAACAGGUUAGCCAUGAAAGCCCCAAAACAGUGUGGGAUGUAGACAGUUUGGUAUGAAAUCAUGAUUUGCCCCUUACAAACAUCUAUUGAUGGAGAUUUCGUACACAGAGUAACAGAGAAAAAUUAACAAAUUAUCCACCCCUGAGAUAAGAAUAGCAGUUUUUAUUGCCACAAGGAAUAAUAAUAUAUACACAUAAUGCAAAACAGAUCCAAGCCCUAGAUCUAUAUCUAGCCUUAAAAAGCUCAGACUUUUUAAAGUUCACUCUAGGCUCGACAUUGAUAUCAUAUUAAUCACUGAAAAUGUGAAAUAUGUGCUUUAAAUUUACUUUAGUUUCCUUUGAGCAUUUAUUGACAUAAAUAGGAACUUUGACCCUUAGCUGCCAUUGUUUUGUUGUAAUAGUAGUGACAUUAUUUGCUGUAUUAAUUGUUAUUUCUUUACUCAAACACGCUCAAAAUGCACACAUUCAGAUUCAGUUCAUGCAACACAGAGCUGCAAUAUUUACCUAGGCCACAUCUGUCUUUUCAUCACACUCUGCUGUCUCUUUCUUUUACGUCAUCAUACUCUGCCAUCUGUGUCUCUGCCAGUCAAACACGCCAAACACGUAUAUGCUCGGUCAACUGAACCAGGGAUGACAAUCGAUAGAAAUGUACAUUGUAUUUAAAGGCUAUCCUCGUACCCUGCCCCCUUCUUCCUCCUGUACCUGACUGCGCUGCAUUUCUCCUCCUGCUGUAUUUUGUGUCAGGCGGUGCACAGUGAGUGAGCAGUUGAUUGACAUAAAGAGAAGGAGAGUUGACCAUGAACAAAGCAGAGCAGAUACAUCAUGAGUCUAUGUCACAAACAAGGCCACAUUCAAAACAUAUGGGAUUAAAGGCACAGGAUCACAGGACUCAUUGGUAACACAAGUAAUGUUUAUAGGUGGUUUCUAAACCACUUAUUAAUCAUUUACAUAGUAUAACAAACAUCAGUUUUAGCUUUGUAAUAACCAUCUGAGUAAUGUUUAUAAAUGGUUCAAAAACCAAAUAUUAAUAAUUUGCAAAGUGCUAGAUGUUUGCAAAUCUAGACGUUUUACAACCAAUAUUUAAACCCUAUAUAAACCUUCAAUAAAUAGUCCAUUAAUAAUUAAUGAGAAUUAUUCAUCAUAAUUUAAUUGCUUGUUAUGGUAAAGUAACUAUUAACUUACAUUAAUAAACUAUCUACAUGCUGUUUUUAAAUGAUGAUUAAACAUUAAUAAACUAUCUAUUUACCAUUUAUAAAUUAUGGUUAUUGUAAAGCUUUACCGACCCAUUUCUAACAGGAUUGAUUCAGGUACAAAUGCUGGGAAAGGCACAGAGCAUCAUUUGCAUUUUUUUCAUGAUGUAGAUAAAGAUGACUGACUAAAAAUAAUGGCAGGGUAAUUAGAGUGGGUCACAGGUAAGUGGGAGUCAGGUAGAAAGUUGAAGGGCUUUAGUUGGCUGGCCCUGGAGUAUGCACACACACAAAAAAAGGAUCAAGGCAUUUGUUAUGAAGGUAAACAAAUCUUUCAAAGCUUUGCUUGUACAACUGUGAUCCUUAUUACUACAGAGGGCACGGAUCUUCAUGGUUAGGAUAUGAGGUGAUUAUUUUAGUGUCCAAAUGACAGACGAAAACAUCACAUUUUUGAUUCGCUGAAGUGGAUUGAAAGUAACCUGCAAAGUAACCUUGCAAUGCUAAUGUAGGUAGCUGUUCAAAGGGCAUCCACUAAAAAUGACAGGCUACGAUUGUUGUUCAAAUAUCCUCGCAACACUGAAUGAAGGCUUUCUUUUAUGCUCAGCCAAGAACAGCUAUCAGCUUUACAUAGCCAGUACCAUCAUGAACAGUUUUAAGUCCUACAACAUGAGGGCUGCUGGUCUACUACUUGAGUGAUCGGUUAGUUUUCAAAUAUUUUUGCCUUGAAAUUUUGUUUAUGGUUUGAACUGAGUGUAGCCAAUGUUGCUAACCUGAAAUCGCUACUUGUGAAAGGCUUUUUGUCUGGUUGGAAACAGGCGUUAUGAUCAAGUUAGCUAUGGAGAUUUUAAACAGCAGGUUGCCAGUGUUAAUCAUGAUGGUUUGAUAUAACAUGGGUAACAUUUAAUGUUAUUUAAGACUUUAGGCAUGGGGGAUUUGAAUAUUGCCUCUUAUUUCCUGGAUAAAGGCUUUUGUCCUCCUCCAAAUCUGUGCUUGCAAGUAAAUAACUUCUCUACUAAUCAAAACCGAUCAGCUGUGAGUCAAUAACAGCUGUUUGUUUCUGACCACAUGUGCAUAGUAAUCAUUCUGGAAAAAACACACACACACACAAUUAGUAUUUGUAUCCUUUUACUCAUUACACAAACAUCUGCACAUGAAGAACAAUCUUCAUCUUAUUUAAUCCGUGUCCAGCAAUUUAAGCUCUCACUACUGGCCAUUAGUGCCAGGUAAAAAUAGACGCAUAAUGACAUCAGGAAACCGUCUGUAGUCUCCCUUUUGUCCCUGAAUUUUUUGGCCGUCUACACUGAAAAGACUCAGUUUCUUCUGCUAGAUGCAUCUGAAAAAUUACAUGAGAGAUGGAAAAAGUGUGUGGGAGGAAUAAGAGUAGAUGUGUGAAAGAUGUCAAGGCAGGAAAAUACAUGUGUUACUCGGUUGUUGUGGCGGUGCUGGAUAAAAAACCUUAAGAAAAGAAACGGAAAGCUCAAAUAUGGUUAUUAUAAUUGACAAAAUAUUCCCUCACUUCACGUCAAAAGGUAACCCUCGGUUUAGACACCUUGCUAUACACUGAAACUCUCCUCUGCUGCAGAGAUAAUGCCUCGUAAUGUACUAUUUUAUCAUCCCAGACAUUAGUGCUUUACCUGCUGUUGUCUCUCACUGGAAUUUUUUUAUGACCUUGCAAGCUUUGCUCACUGAGUCAGAGUCUAAUGCACUCCAUCUACAGCAAUUUUCCAAUGAGAAACAAGACUUUUCUUAUUUUUCCUCCUGGAGACUGAAUGGCUUCGGCCUUGGGUAACAUCUUAUUGAGGAACAAAUAGAGGAGCUUUUUUCACUUGCCUAUACCAGACUUUAUUGAAUCAGUGCAUCAACAAGCUGAACAGGGGCUUUUAUUCUGUUCACCUGCUUCUGUUUAUUUCGUUCACCCCAUCAAACAAACAGCUAAUCCUGGAUUUCUCUUUUUUGAAGGGGGUCUGAUGUUUGGUUUUCUGAGUGGAAAGAGCACUGCUUGGGUUCAGUUUUGGACACAAUCUCUAUUAGAAGGAGAAAAUAUAAAUCAGGGAGGAUCCAGACCAAAUAGUGUGAUUUGAAGGUCGAAUAAAAUGAGGUCUAGGAGGGUGAGGAUGAUGAUGCCAAAACACAUCUGAGGAAGGGAUGAUUUUUCAUUUAGGUUAGUCCUAGAUACAAAACAAAACAAAACAAAAUAAGAACUUUAUUGAUCCGCAAAGCAGAAAUUCAUUUGUCUGGAGUGUCAUGACUCAUGUCAUCUACUAUUCACAGAAUAAUUAAAAAGUCAGAUUGCCGUGGAUACAGAAGAUCUUCUGAAUCUUUCUGUCCUGCAGCAAAGAUAGAGGAGCUGUCCAACACCAUUGGCCCUUUGGUCCAUCAAGGUGUUAUGAAGUGGAUGAUCCAUGUUCUUUAGAAUAACCUCCACCUUCCUCAGUGCACAUCUCUCUAACACAUCCUCCACUGAGUCCAACUUGAUACCAACCACAGUGUAGUAGAGCCAGCUUUUUUAAUGAGUGUUGAGAUCCCUGUGUUUUAUAUAUUGCUUCCCCAGCGGACUGCAGCAUAGAACACAACACCACAGACUGAUGAAACAUCUGCAGCAUCUUAUGACAGAUGUCUAUUGAUCGGAGUCUUCUCAGGCAAAAGAGGCGGCUCUGCCCCAAUUUGUAGAUGGAGUCUAUAUUCUUAGACCAGUCCAACUUCCCACUGAGCAAUAGACGACUAUUAGACAGCUAGUUUUUAACCUAAGUUUAACCUCUAGUUUUUUAACCUAAUUUCAACCGUCUAGAUUUUGUAUAUUUUUAGAUUGAAUUUAGACGUUGCACUUGAUCCCAUUGUUUGAUAACUAUCUAUUUCACAAAGCAACUGUGAGUUGUAUAACUGAUCUCCAAGCACUUAACCAAAAUGAUCAUGAUAACCGUUGAGCAAUAUACAGUGUAGUAUAGAUAUAGCCCAGAUUUAGACUUUGUCUAAACUCAGUCUAAAUGUAGACAUCUAAAAAACAUUCAUUUUUAGUACUGUGGUAGCCUGAUUUUAGACCAGUCGUCUAGGCUACAUUUAGACGUCUAUUAGACCUCUUUUAGACCAAAAAAGGCUCAGUGGGUUAUUAUCCAGGUGUACACCUAGAUAUUUAUACAAUGUCACCACCUCGAUCCACGCCACAUUUGUUCACUGGCUGAAGUGGGGGUUUUGAUCUGCAGAAGUCUAUGCUCAAUUCGUAGGGCUUAUGUACUUAAUGGUCAACAAUGACAAAUAAUUAGAUAAGAGGAGUGUGAAUAUUUAAAAUAUAGAAAGUCUCCAUGACAACAGUUAGAACAUCUAAUGCAGCAAAACUCUUAUAUUGCUCUUACAUUUACAGCUUUGUUCUAACAAAAAGACUUCAUGCUGUCUGUGUAUCCAUAAUUACAGCUCCCCUGGGACUUCAUGCUGUUUCAUUAUUAGUCUUCAUGAAUAUUCAGCAGUGCGUGAACGCAGAUUUUCUUCCAGCUCUUGUUAAAGGCUGGGUGCUCUCCUUGUCCCAGGUCCACCUCUCUGAUCAGACUAAGAGCUGACUCAUUCAUUACCGUUUUUGAUAAAGUUGCUAACAUUUAAUACCUGCUGCAGCUAGGCCUCGCCAGCUGUUUAUCAGCAGGGUGUUAAAGGCGGCCGCAUACACAGAGGGGCUCAUUUGUGAACAUAAAUGUUUUUAAUCUAGAUUAACUCUGGCUAUUCAUUAAGACCAAUGUUAUUGAGAAAGACUUGUGGGAAAUUAAUGAGUCAACUUGCCUUGAACACAGAGGGAACAAGAUAGGCCCUUAAUAAGGAUAACCUUGAAGAAAACCUUUUGGCUAUGUAUUUUAAAAAUAGGGUGGAUCACAGGCUUACUGUUUUAGAAGUUUUUAACAAUGGAGCAGUAACUUCAGGUGUUAUACAUGAAGGUGUGGAAGUUCAAGUGCAGUUUCUUCAGUGUCCACUAGAGGCUGUUUCCAAAAGUGAGUUCAUCCCAUUGACUGUGUCAAGUAUGGACAAUGAGUAUGUUUACAUGCACAGCUUAAUUCGACUAAGAUCAUAAUUUGUUUUUUUUUUUCGCCAAAUUGGACUUCUCCCCUUGUCCUCCUCCCCAAAACUAGGGGGCAAUAUGACAAAAUGUCCAUUUCUUUCAGGAGGAAAAGCAUAACUCUCCUCAUCGUUCCAAAAGCAGACAUUAUUUUGUGCUUCAGCCAUGUUGCAGUCGCCUCUGAGUCAAAAGUUCUUUAAAUGAUAGUGCCAUUUCUUCUCUGGUUUUCUUGCUCUGGGGUAAUGGCGGCAUUGCGCACGUGCACAUGCAUUGUCCAAUCGUACUCCGACUACGCUGGUUACAUGAUAGAGAAAAUCGAGUUCCAAUUGCAUUACCUGGGUGUCUUAAUUGGAGUUCUCAAACUCCGAUUAUAGUCAGACAUGCACUUCAGUUGUCUGGUCUUAAUCAGAUUGAGGCAAACAUUUGGUAUUUCUCGAGUGUCAUGUAAACGUAUCGAGUGUGAAUCUUCCUCCCUUUGUUGUAUGGAUUUGAGGCCAAAAUACCCCCCAGUUUCUUACCACAUUUUGUCAGUUUAUGUGGACCAGAGUUUCCGCAGUAUCUUUUGGCGGGAGAAUUGAUGACGCUCAGCUCAAACAGCAUACCCGUCUGAUGUCCUACACAAACCACGGAUUCCUGUGUGGAUCCACCUGAUUUCACUCUCAUGAGGUCAGACAGAGAUACUACAGCUAGUAGCAAGAAGAAAGGAUAGGAUCUGGCUUUAUUCGUCAACCAGAGAUGGUGUAACUCUUGACUGACUCAGUGCUGGUGUAGUCUCUGUUUUUCUGUUUGGGUAAUGCUGCUGUAAGCUCCUCUUUACAAGCUGAGGAGAAAUUCUGCUCAGCUGUUCUUCUUAAUCCCAAAUUUUACUCACCCACACAUGUAAAAGUCACUGUUAUGAAAGGUAGUUUCUUGUGUGGAUAUAUGCACACAUGGGAAGUAUUUCACUUUAAGCAAAAUAGCGCUGAUCUAGCAGAAAACUCUGUCUUCCUCCUCCUCCUCCUCCUCCUCCUCCUCAGUUUAUUCAUUCAAGAGGAAGCAGAGCAGCCAGGAGCAAAUAGACCUCCAAACCUGAUGCUAUUUUUACACCAGCAGGCACAAGGGCAGAGACCUUUAUUGAGAACCCUCUUAAUCCCUGAAAGCAAACACAGCGGCAAAGUGAUGUAAGAGAGAUGAUGAGUCGUAGACUCAUAAAAGAGGGACCUCAGCGUUAUUGCCCUGGUGAGUUCAAUGUGUCCCAACAUGAAAACAAGAUUGGAGAAGUAGAGGUAUUUCAUUUCCAUUUCCACCACCUGCACUCAGCCAUCAUUAUGCACAGACCCCGCUGCAGACAGGAGGAUACUUCUGCUGCUCCUACAGCAAGGGGCUAUUUUCUUUACAUAAAAAUCAAUUCGAUCCAGCAUGAUUUGUAUUCCAGUGAAACGUUAAGCAUGCAGCAUCAGAGGAGGUAUAAUAGUAUCCAAAGAAACUGUAGCACUUUUAUGUUUCAAAUCAAUCAACUCACAAAAAGGCCUCGUCUCCUUGUAGUAUGUUACCUUAAAAAAGGAACAGAGAGGUAUGGAAGAGAAAAAUCUGAUAACAUUAAACAGUUUCGGAAAUUAUAUUCUUUUUAAAGUUCUGUAAUAUAGAGUUACACAGGUAAAUGUGAACAUGAACCUGAUCCUCUUAUUUAAGUGAAGUACCCACCACAGGACAACUGGGCAGUACGAAAGAGGAUUAGGGCCACAUGAAGAGAAAAAAUAUAAUGAUUACAGGAACAAAAUCAAAGUCGAAAUUUCAAGAUAAAAGUUAACAUGAAUAAAGUUGAAAUUUCAAGAUUAAAGUUGAAAUUACGAGACAAAAGUUGACACAAAUAGUGACGGAAUUUCAUGAAUAAAGUCGUAAUGUUGAGAUUAAUGAUAGUGAAUCAACAGCAUUGUCGUUCGUCACUCAACAACAUGUCCUCUGUAGAAUGGUUUCUAAAGCUGUACUUUUUUCUCUUCUUGUGGCCCUGAUCCUCUUUCAUAGGGCAGUCAAGAUGUUUGUUGUCGUAAAGGUUUAUUGUCUGAUUUUCUUGUGAUGUGAGGUAUGCUCAGUCAUUUUUAUUUCCCAGACUUGCUGUAAGCAUGUGACGGUCAAAUCAUAGAUAUCAAAUAGUGUUGUUUAAGUAUACUGGUAUUGAGAAUAUAUAGAAGUAUGAUAUUGUGCUAAAAUUAAUCAUAUGAUAAAACUGCGUGAGUAUUUGGUUUAUUGUAGUUGUGAUUCUGGUUGUGACCAAGUGGCGUCUUGAGAAAAAAAGGUACUGAAGAGCCAAAAACUGGUGACUUGAGUGCCCGCUUGAGGCUAGCUGCAAAAACCCCAGGAACCACAUUCACAGUAAGUAAAAAAAAGCAAUUUUUCAGAGCAAAAUUUGCAUGUUAACAUCCAAGUAAAAAAAAAAAAAAAGGUUUUGGUCUGAAUAUCUUGAGGCUCCCACAGACUCAUUGUAUGAAGGAGUGAAGCCUCCUCUCAAGGACCCACAAUGCACCCCAAAGUGGACCCCUAAGGAACUGCGUUUUGUUUUUUGUUUGUUUUGUUUUUUGCGCUCUUGCACUGACUUUAUUUUCUAAGAGCCAAAAUCACAGCCUCGUCCACACAUCAAUCAGCUCACCCAAUCUUUUCAUGGGUUUUGUUGAAGAAGAAGUUUGCUUAUAGUCAAAGUCAACAGAAUCAGAUAUUUGCUUUCACACAGUGACCCCUCCGUGACAGUUUCAGACGUGCAGUGCUUGUGUUAAAAUGUUGAAAGCGUGCAGUGAGGGCUGAUCCCGGAUCAGAUUAGGGGCCUACUGUUGAACUCAGUGUGGUCAUAGAUCUGUCUGAGCCUUCAUCACCAGUCUGUAAGCAUCUGUGUCUGUUUCCUUCUGCCUGAGCUGACACCUUGAUGUACCACACUUGUGUAUCCUCGUCUUGUUCACCUCUAGACCUCUGACUCACUCAUCCUCUCUUUCUCUCACUAUUCCUUCUUUGUGCUUCUCUUCCUGUCUUCUUGCUCUCCCCGGUGAGAGUUGCGUUUCCUGUUUAGAAACUCUGACAGAAUAUUAAAGUCGGAGUUUGUCCGCAGAGGGCAUAAAUGAAAUCUGCCUCACCACAAGAAACUGAAAAUGGGCAGAGAGACAUUACCGGGCAUUUCACUGACGUUUGCUUUGCAGAGAGAACAUCGAUCUGUUUCUUUUUAUUUUUGUGAGAUGAGGAUUCUGGGAGCUGAGACUGACUCUGCUGAGACUUCAACUAAAGCUGGUGUGUAAAUAAGUGAAGUCAAACUGAAUGGAGAAGUACAGGGGAUGCUGCAGACAAAAACUGAGGCUAGAAAUGACAGAAAUUAGAAAUGAUUGUGUUGUUAAGGAAAGCGGUGGGGUUUAUUGACACAGUUUUGUCUGAAAUGUUUUCUUUGAGAACAAAAAGUCCUUUUUAUUAACAAAGCACUUUUGAAAAAGCAGUCAAUUUUUUUCCUGGGCAAAACUCAUUCAGCAACAGAACAAAGAACUGACUUUUGGAAUAAAAACCUCUACAACUCUUAGUUUUCUAUAGUAGAGUUUGUCUGCCAGUGUCAUUUAUGUGUCAGGAAUCACACUCACAUAGACCCAAAUGCAGACGCCAGAGACGAGUAACAGUUCACAAACUUUUGAUUUGUCCAAGGUCGUUAACAGGAGGUCAAUUAAAAUCAUGCAGAGGUACAAAAACUCAGGAUCGGAUUAACUAAAGGUCAAAGGUCAGGCACACGAGGAUCAAGUGAAAGUAAAUGCGCAAAGACAUAAUGGUAAACAGCUGUGACACAUCAGGGAGAUGGGCUUGUGCUGGGGGCUGGAAGUUAAUCUCAAAGACAUGAGAAGAAUUAGACAUUUUAAAAUAAAGCAGAAAAUGACAAGACCUGAUACAAAAGGGACAUAGUUACAGUUAACUAGUGGAUGUGACAUUGUGUAGUUUUUCUAUUGAGAUAUUGUGUUGAAUAUUGUGAUCUCUUGUUGCAUUUUCAGACAUCAUUUCCCUGUAGGGAAGUAAAAUUCCAGCCAAAAAGUAAUAAAAGUUUAUAUUAAACCACAACAUCUAAUGAAAAAAUAGCAAUAAAUGAUAAAUGCAAGCUUUGAUAUUUUUUUACUUUGUUGUAAACAGAUAAAUCACAAUCCUGUAACAAUUCUUUUUUUUUUUUUACAUGAACAGAAUAUUUCUGCAAGGAACCUUGGUUUGUGUUUAGCCACACAAUGGUGAAAGUCAUAUUUAAGAUGCUGACCCAAACUUUCAGCCAAACCAGAAAGUGAAGCUUCAAAUUUGUUAACCCAUGCAUAAUUCUAAGUCGAGCCUGUCUGUUAACUUAAUGGAUGCAUUUAUGAACAACCAAGACUAAAAAAAUUAGCAAUAUGGAACAAAAAGGUGUUUGGUACCAGACUAUAAACAUGUUAAUUUCAGCUCGACAAAAUGGACAUUUUAACAUGGGACUUUUUUAUCUGUUUUAGUGCCAGCCUUAAAGGGAUAUUCCAGCGUAAAGUCAAUUUAGGGUCAAACACACCGUAACACAGAAUUAGACACCCCGUCGAGAGAUGAAUGUUGCAGACCGCAUGCUUCUCUAGUUCUACCAACUUUAGUAACCAUGCACUCAACCAAAAAGCCACUCGAAAGCCACAAAUAAUGCUCAAAACAGCACCUAACUUCAUCAACAGCACAUAUAGGGUCCCAGCCAUAGUACUAGCCACCAAACAUGCGUCACCCCGCUGCAGUCGAUGGACUCAUCCAGAGGUCUCCGUACAGAUAAGCGGCUGCUGGAAGAGAGUGGGUGAGUUGUGUUUCGUCUCUUUGCUAAAGAAUCAGGCAAAGUUAAAAAGAUGUUUGGUGGCUGGUACUAUGGCUGGGACCCUGUAUGUCCUGUUGAUGAAGUUAGGUGCUGUUUUGAGCAUUAUUUGUGGCUAUAGAGUGGUGUUUUGGUUGAGUGCAUGGCUCUCUGUAUUGCUAUUGUGCAGUCAUUUCUUAAGUUGGUAUAACUAGAGCAGCAAGCGGUCGGCAACAUUCAUCUCUCGACAGGGUGUCUAACUCGGUGUUACGCUGUGUUUGACACUAACUUAAUUUUACGCUGGACUAUCCCUUUAAGUGGAUACCUGCAGUUUGGGUUGUUUUUUUUUUCACUUCCAUAAUGGCUUCAUUUUUCAUCACUUGAAAUCACUGCUUGGUUUACACCUGGUAUAUACACAAGUGUCCUAUGUAAUUCAGUUGCAAGUUAAACAGAUCUGUGUGCAGCCGUCCAGUGAUGCAUAGUAACCUGCCUGCUAUCAAACGCACUUUAAUUGCAUCAAAUAAACAUAACGUAAUUGUUCAGUCUGUGGGGAGACUUUUAUUCAAUGCUCUGCUGACUGCAUCUCACAACAUCACAUGCACUGCCUUGUGGGAUCUGUUGUCAUUGUUUUGAAUGGAGGUUUGUCGGAGCAGGUAUUAAAUGGUUGAGUGGUUGUCAUGUUGUGCUAAUCCUGUUGUGGUUAUCAAGUAUGCAGUGGAAUAUUUCUGCAAUUUUUUCUUCAUUAAUUGUGUCCCCACAGCUUUGAGGACUAGACUGGUGUCUUCUGGUUCCUGUCCUUGAAACACAGAGACAGGGACUUUUUGUAAGACAAACUGCGGGAAGGGUGAAAAGGGGAAUAACAGCUUUUAAUGUAAUAUCAGAUAUUGUACAAUCAGUGUCAUCAAUUGAUGAAUUACAAUGAAUGUCCCCCUCUGCAUGAGCAUGGCUGCAGACUAAGUCAUGGGCAACAUGGUAUAAAAUUGAAUCAGACGAUACAAUCAAUAUUCUUGCAAUAAUAAUGAAUCAGGGACUAUGAGAACCAUGUUGGUGUUGAGAGUAUUUUAGGGCCUCAUCUUGAGUUUUUAGGCUAUUGUUUUACUGCAAAAUCUUUAACUUAUCUGGUUCACUCUGAGGUCUCUCAUAGCAUCACAUCAGGACCAAUCAGGACUUGACUUAAAAUUAUACACAACUUUACAGUAAAGUACACUUACAGGUUGAAUCUGAUGUUGUAUUUUACAUCCUCUCUCUUAGAAAACUGUUUGAUCUAAAUUGAACUGAGGCAACAUUUUAAACCCAGUCUUAAUCAAAUUACAAAUAAUGCAAAAUUAAAAGCAUAUGUGGUUUUCCUAACAUGAAUAAGACUUUAGGUUUGCCUUUGCAAUAUCAGCAGCAAAUGUGUAUCUCUCUCCCUCCCUUCCUCUCUCUCUCUCUGUGAGUGUGUCUGUGUAAUCUGGCUCCAACACACGUUCACUGCAUGAGCAAAUACGGUGUUUUUCACUUAACACUGAGGUCUUUUAAAUAGUAGAGUUGUCUGUUUGCAACCUCUUGCAGAGUCAUCUUCAUACUUAGAUUUGUAAUGCUGUGGAUUCAUUCAGCUAUAGGCAGAUGUGCUGUUUGUUUAACCCCUGUAUCUUUGCCCCUUUUUGGGUGUCUGAACCUGAUCCAGCCCUCGCUGCAUCUAUGUUAUGUUCAUAUCAUGUUUACAGUUGGCAAGAAAUCAAUGCCUCUUUGAAGAGUGACUUUUUUUAUAAGGAUGAGGGCUUAAUGUCAAUCAACUAUGUAUUAUGGAUGAGCCAGACUAAGAACUGUGUCUUUUAAACCAUAUUUGGCUGCGUAAGAUUAAGCUUCUACUGCCCAUGACACUAAACCUAAUGUUUUACCUGUAAGAUGCACAUUAAUAAAAAUUUUUAACAAGUUUGUGUUGACAUAAAUUCCAAUGAAAAAAUUAAAAAAUAAACCAACAAAGUCAAAAUGUAAAAAAAAAAAACACAUUAAAAAACAUUAGCAAUAAUGAUAACGAUGACGUCCUUUCUCUGUAAGCUCAAGCUGUUCAUUUUACUUAGUAAUAAGUCAAACAAUGCUUUGUGUUAUAUCUGGUAGUGUCUAUUUAAUUUUAGCAAUGUCAUUUCUCUAACAUUUUUCAUUAAGGACAAUUUCUGAAAACAACAGAGCUUUGUUAUUUAUCACCAAAUGAACUCAUUUGUUAGAUUGUGUUUUGUGUGCGACCCUGAUCCUGAGAAGUUGGGAGGCUGUAUUAAAUAUUGAUUGAAACACAAAUGCGAUGGUUUUGAGACCGUUUUAAAAAAAACAUCAAAUGAACAGAAACAAAUUAAAAAGAAUAUGCUCAUUUUUUAAUGAACAAACUUUCAUUAUUUUUAUAACAUCACAACAAACAACAAAACUGGCAGAAGACAAUGCAAAGGGAAGAUGAUCAACGAUAAAGAGUCAAAAAAUCUGUCUGAUCGAAACAAACAAACAAAACAUAAUCAAAGUAAAUUGCAGCCAAACAGGAAAUAAAUGAAAACAAGAUGUGGAGCAGAAAGAAAAAAUCACUUUGUAUAUACACUGACAUAAGUAUUCUAGUGUUAAGCUGUCCACUGUUUAUAGACUGCAACGCCAACAUCAAACCACAAGGGGAUGCAAGCCGUCAUCUCCAAACCAAGAUGAGUCAAACUUGUUAGAUAAAAAUUAGAUAAACACACACUACAAAAAUGUUGGAAGCUGGACAAACUUUCAUUAUUUUUAUAACAUCACAACAAACAACAAAACUGGCAGAAGACAAUGCAAAGGGAAGAUGAUCAUCGACCUGUGAGCCCAUAAAAAGUUGGAUGGUUCCUUUCUCCUACUCUUAAACCGUCGAUAUGGCGUCAAUGAUUUCCAGACAGAAUAUCAUAUUUUGAAUAGUCAGAUCAUGAAACUGUUUUCCACUUCACCUCAGUCCAUCUCAGACCCAGAGUAGUGGCUAAUGUUUCUGGCUCAUGUUUUGAUGAAAUCAUGUCCUGUAGAUGAUGAAAUCCACCAACUCUUCAAAAUUUUUGUGGAAAAAACCUUAUUUCAACAUUUGUUGAACUAUUUUCUUCCACAGUCUCUCACAUACUGGUGAACCUCUUUCUAUCUUUCCAUCUGAGAGACUCAGCCUUUCAGAAAUUUUGCAACUUGUCAUUUUACUAACCUGUUUCAAGUUAAUGCAAUUUGUCGAAGAUGAUCUAGCGAGUGUUUAUUUAUUUAUUUUUUUCGCAUUGCACCAUUUUUUUCAGGGUUUUAUUGUCCCUGUCUGGAUCUUUUCUUUAAAAUGGGUAACACUUUACAAUAACCAAUAGACCAUUCAUAAAUGGUAAGCAGAUCGUUUAUUAAUGUUUAAUCGUCAUUUAUAAAUAGCAUAUAGACCAUUGAUAAAUUGGACAUUUUACGAUUUAAAAAACCUAACCCUAACUUUACAAUAACCAUCUAAAUAAUGUUUAUAGGUGGUUUAUAAACCACUUGGUUUAAAAACCAAAUAUUAACCAUUUACAAAGUGCUACUGACACACAUUUUAAUCUAGAUGUUUUACAACCAACAUUUAAACCCUACAUAAACCUUUAAUACAUAGUCCAUUAAUAAUUAAUGAAAAUUAUUAAUCAUAAUUUCAUUGCUUUUUAAUGAUGAAGUAACCAUUAACUUACAUUAAUAAAAUAUCUAUUAGCCAUUUAUAAUUGGUCUAUAUGCUGUUUUUAAAUGAUGAUUAAACAUGAAUAAACUAUCUAUUUACCAUUUUUAAAUGUUUUGUUAUGUGAAGUGUUACCUUUUAAAUGUAUCAUAUGUGGCAUUUUAUCAUAAAACAUUAAAUUUCAUUUUCAUUUUCAACAUUCAAACCUGGCUCUUACUCUACUUUAUUAUUUCCGAAUAUAAAAAUAUUUUAUUUCUUAUGACAUUUUACACUGCGUCCAUUUUUUUCUGGCGUUGGGGAUGUAGAAAACGAUAUCUCUUGCACGCCUCUCUGGAUGUGAUAUUUUGUUUCAAGGUUUAAGAAUAAAGCCGAUAUAAAUAUUUCACUGAAGCAUGCAAAAGCUCUAACUCUGGCCGCUGUUUGGUUUUAUUUUUAAACAAUGACUGUCUCACUCUACUUGUGUGUGGAGAAAUAACAUUAUGUAAUCACAACCAAAUGACUCUGCUCACACAUCAGGCCUCCAACGAGAUCCAAAAACAGCAGCUCUGCCUCAGAUCCCUCCGUGCCGGAUGGAGGAGGAGGAGGAAGUGUUUCAGUGGGAGAAUUCAUCCUUUGUUGUCAGUUUGAUAAGGCCAACACGACGUGACCGCACGUUAAUAGAACAAACCUUUCUGACUGCUCGUCUCCCUCGGCUGCUUUUCCUAGAUCAGAAUUCCACUGCUGCAUGCUGCUGCUCCUGCUGCAAGUGUCCUUGAACGCAGCUCUGUGUUUCUAGGUGCGUAUUGUAGAGAACAGGCAUUAGUGUGUGGGAGAGGCCGAUGGGAAUCAGCUCCCUGAUGUGGAGGAACAGCCUGACUUUUACUGUAGCAACUGUGGAUCAGAGAGCAGAACAGCUGUCACAGUAUGUUUUUUUGUGUGUGAUCUGGUGACAGGCGGUGUGUGGGAAUUUGAUACAGGAGAGUGAUCCUGAAUUAUACUGUUGUAUUAUGUGGAUGAUUAAUUACAGUAUUAAUAUAAAUGGAUUCUUCUUUUUUUCUCGGGUAGGUGGGUGAGGAAGUGGGUUAGCAUUGUUUUUUCAAUUCUUACAAUAAAAUCUUUUAACUUGAUACUGAAUGCACCUUUUCACCUUAUUGACCCAAACAUAAAUGAUCCUGACUAAGAUAGGACAACCCUCUAGAUAGAUAGAUAGAUAGAUAGAUACUUUAUUAAUCCCAGAGGGAAAUUCAAUGAUAACAAAUUUGUAGGAAAAGUCUUUCUGAGGACAAGUCUUACUUUUAUAUGGAGAAAAAUUCUACUAAAUAUAAUGGUGACAUAAAAAACAAACAAACAUUGAUUAGAACAAAGAUGCUUUUUUAACACAUACCUGGAUUUCUUGGCUGUUCAACAGUUGUGUUAGGUCUGUGCUGCAUUUUCUAUUUUCUAAUAGUAAAAAAGGCAUUAUAACAUUACCUUGCCUGGUUGUUUGUUAAUUAUUCCCACCUGUGUGCUGCUUUGCCUUGGUAACAGAGUGUGUUUAUGUUACAUCAUCCUUGCACCACGGCAUGUGAUUGAUGGUUGUUCUGUGUCACAAAUCCAAGCUCCGCCCCCGGAGCCCCGCUCUGCUGGCCAGACUCCGAGAAGUAGAGAGAACGAUUGCAGAACAAGUGUGUGCAGGAGCAGAUUGCAAUGCUCGUAAGAAAGCUAAUUUUGAUUUGAGCUUACAUCUCACCCCCAAAGACAUUGGUGUUUGAGGGCUGAAUAGAGGUGAAGUGCUAAUGAGCUACUGGAGCUCUGCAGAAGAAAAGCCCUUGAAAAUGACACAGGUAACGUGAUUUUGGCUUAAAACUUCGUAAUCACAGUUGAAAGACCACUGAGAACACUUUAAACAGUAAAAUCUGAGUGGGACUUAAAGGAACUCACACUAGUACACACACACUUGAGGGAUGCACAAGUAUAAUACACACUGUAACACACAUCUAUGAUGUUCACGAACACUCUCAGCAGUAUAAAAGUGAGGGAAAGGAGAGCUCGGGGCUCCCAAGACUCUGGUCUAGACUGUGAGUGUCAACUGUAUUGAUUUCUAUAUCUGUACAAUAAAGACGCCCAGGCUGCUCUUCAGAUCUCAUCCUGUCUCCUGAGCACCGAUUUUGCUGCAUACUAUACGUUUUCCGCAACAACUCCAAGAGAAGAAAAGUUAUGUCUGAACAUCUGAAGUCUGCCGGACAUAUUUUUAAAUGAAAGCAAAGAACAUUGGAUCUUAAAAAGAACAGAUAUUACUGAAGCAGACAUUUAAAAACCGAGGCAUUUAAAUUUCAUGCAAAAUUAACUUUUGAUGCUAUGAAAAGCGUGUUAAGUCAUUAUCGACAGCUCUGAUGGCCAACGAGACUUUUGGUGUGCUGUGGGCUCCAGCUUAGCGGAGGAGAGGAGGAAGCAUAUUGAGUGUCUGCUUCAAACCUUCACAAGAAUCUCUUCUGCUGUUGACUGUACCCUCCUGGGGCAUCUUUGAUGCUUUAUCUGUAAGUUAAUGUGUGUUUUGAUAAGCUGAUCUCCAUGGAACAGACUCUGCAUCCAAAUGCACCAGAUAUCAGUACCUGUCUGGGAGGGUAUUUAUCUUGACACCUAAUUUUGCAGAUAAAUCUCGACACUGUAUGUAUUUUAAUGUUUUAGGCGGACGUUUUACUGCUUGUAAUGUCGUAUAGACAUACUCAUUAUGGAGGUCUGAAGGAGCUGAUAAAGUUUAAAAGAAACUUCUAGUUUUGAUCAGAAUGAAAAUUGAAUAUUUCCAGUAGGUCUGAUCUUACAUGAAGGCGGUGCGAGUCAGAGAAACUGGUCUAAAGUGGUCUGUUUUUGUUUUCUGAGUGACUGUGAGGUAAAAAGCAUUAUCGUGACCUGGUAAGACAAGAGUACUCAGGACGAGUUUUUACUAUUUUUAGCCAACCUUUCUCUCUCGGUAGAGCGGAUGAUAAACUGGAUACACAGGAAAGGAUUUCAGAAAAAGCGAUGGUUCGAGGCGGAAGUAACGAUUCAGUCACAGUACAGGGCCCUCAGAGAGGCCCCUGACGACUGAGUGACCAGCAUUGACGUCUGCACUGGACUCUUGUCCUGCGCAUCACCUCUUCUCCUGCUUAAAAUAAACCCAUCCACCAUCUUUAUCAUAGCAACAAUCCUCUUCCCUCCCUCUCUCUGUCCACCCACCCAUCCUGCCCCACGCAAGCCCUGAUGAGAGCUCCUUUUCCUCCCACUCCAUCCCAGCUUGAGCACCGUGGGGGUGCAUAUAUAGCCCAAAUCACACUUGGAUUGUCACUCGUCUCUGCUGGCUACGCUGCUGAUCUUUGCUUCUCUCCAGCUCUAGAUGGUUCUGAGCCUGCAGAAAUGUUGGGCCCAAAAUAGAAAGCAGCCACUUCUGCUUCAGCCUCUAAUUCACUGUUGUGUCAGGACACUGAAUAAAGUGAAUGGACCAGCCUGCGGAGACUUUCUUUGUUAUGCACCAUUUUCUGGCAGUUGUUAGUGAAGCUCCAGUUGCAGACAACUAUUGCUCCUCAUCGUCUAUCUGGGUCGCUCUUUUAGCGGAGUUUUUUAAGCAGCGGGAUUCUUAAAUAUCUGAUCAGGGCUGUAAUUGGGCAGAGGAGACAUUUUAAUGGUAUUUUUCUUUAUCGUGUGCCAUUCAGGGUUACUUAUGGGUAUUUAACUGUCUGACUUUGAUAAAAACAAAGCUUAGAAAUGAGCUGAGGUAAACACUUUGUGUUUCCAGUGAACAGAUAAUGGGCUAUAAUAAUGAUUGAUAAUAGGGGAGAACAUAAUUAGCACUAUUAUGGUCCUCUGUUAAUAGCUGCAUUCGUCACUGCAUCGUAAAGUUGUAUAAGUAGUACUUUAGCAGGUAAGUAAAUGUUACAGGAGAGCCACAACCUCUAAGUCAGUGAAUAUUUUGAGCAAUAAUCCAUGACAUGAUCACAACAGUAAAUCUCCAUUUUGAAACCCUCUGCUGCUUCUCUUACCUACUCAGAGUGAAAUAAGCUGAUUGAGAGGAACGUUAAAUUAGACUUUAGUGUGAUCUAAACUGAAAUCAUCAGCGUUAAUCACAACAAACUCUUGUUUUAUGUGAACCUCUAUUUCUUUCACCACUUUCAAUGUACACAACUAUUACUGCUGUUAUCAGCGGGCAGUCUGGUUGCUGUAAGAUCAGCAAUGAAACAUCUGUUUCUACUUUAGAUAAACAGACCCUAACGUGUUUGAAAGGUCUGUCACUUUAAGGGUAAUGCUCCUAAAUGAAAGUUUUGACAGUAAUCAUUUUGUGGCGCCAUGGGUGGGAAACUUUUGUAACAUUAUGAGGUAUUAUUAAGGUGUUUCAGCUCGUAGGUCAGAGAAACUGCAGUAUCCUGACUAACUGUGGUAAUUGUACUUUGUUGUGCUUCCUAUUUGGUAUUUUCUUUCAAAAAUCAUAGGUACAACAUGGAAAAAGAAACAUUUGACAAGCAAAUUGAUUAUUUUGAAGAUGGCUAAGGUUGGUGUUUAUGUUUUUCAGAAUCUUGGUAUUAUAAUUUACAAUCUAGUUUAUUCUUUUAAGGUAAGGUACUAGGAUACAAGUAAGACUUUUGUAGCUUAUGAUAAGAAUAGGAGUGCAACCUGUUUAUCACGCCUUUCAGCUUAAUGUGGUUGUCAUAGUAACAUGCUGAAUCCAGGGUCACUAAAUUAACAACUAAUAAUGCUCACCCUAAUGUCAACACAUCUUAAGUUUUCAUCUAUGAGAUAAUUUGCUUGUGCAAAUGUUUCUUUUUCCUGUUGUAUCUAUGAUUUUUGAACCUUAAUGAGGCCUCACACCAAGCGCGAGUAAAAUCAUCUACUCGCUUCAUUCCCAAACGCGUGAAUAUAUAUUAUUUACUCGCUUCGUUUGGGCAUCAACAGUAAUUUCAACCAGCGGGAUCAAGUGAGAGACAGAGGUUUUUUACAGUUCACCAGGUUAUCCGACCUCCUCACUCACUUGCCUCCUGGCGAGCUCCUUUUUAUGACGGUUUCGAUAAUUGACAGAAAAGGUAUCAUAUAAUUUAGGGCACCCACACACUGACACGAUCAGCUUGUCCUCCAUUUUAGAUACCAGUGAACAACUGUCCGCUUUCAUACGUCACCUGGCAACCUUUGUGCUGAUUAGUUAUUGUGACGCAAAUAUUUGCUCAGUUUAGACAUUUUUACCUCCCGCCCAAUUUGCGUCAUUCGCGCCGCCAGAGUAGUAGGACCAUCUAACUGAAUCCUUGCAUUGACUUAACAUGUAAUUCAUUCACACAAAUGAUUUUACUCGUGCUUGCAACAUAUGAGCCUCUCUCUUUCCUUAUUGUCUCUAUCUUUGGUCUCUGUGUAUACUCAUUACACAGGAAGCUGUGAAAUGACCACAUUCAGUCAGAAUAUUGAGGUUUGUUUGACCAUAAAAUUGGAAAUUGAGUUCAUCUGUAACUUGAGUUAACAAUGCUAUUGGAAAUGUUGUUGCACAUUGCAUGAGUUUAAAAUGUAUUUAAGAAUAAAAGCUUUAAUCUGCUUUGUAAAUAGCAAUUCACUAGCUAACACAGUCAGAAAAAUAAAUCAUGGCAUAGUUUAUUUUUAUGCAUUUAUAUCUGUUUGAUUUUAUUUAAAUUAUUACAUUUUUUAGAGUUUAUUUAUUCAAAUUUCUUAAAAUCUGCAUUUACAGGUAAUUCUGAAAACAAUUAGAUUUAAUCAGGGAAAAUAAACAAAGUUCAAAUAUGACCAGCUAUGGAUCAACCAAGACUCAAUCAGUUAAAAUUUAUGAGACAGAAAUAAAUUGGAUUCAUCAGUGAUGCAUACAUACAUUUUCAUUAUUUCUUCUAAACACAUUGGGUUUAUUGGUAGUGUUAUGUAAAUCUAAUUAUUUAUUGUUCAGUUUACAUUUGACCUACAAAUAUGCAGCACAUAAAGUUUGUUUGCCUCUUUAAGUAAUUCAGAUGGAUGUAAAUUUUAUAUGCAACAAGGCUUACAUAUUUACUUAUGAGUGCAGGUUCACCUGGCUUUUAAAGGGGAUGAGAGAUGAAACAUUAAAAAGUUAGAUUAGAUUUACACUAAAAACACUCCCAGACUUCGGUGCUUGAACACUGUAAAAGGCCUAAAAUGAUUAUUUUCUCUGUUGCUAUAGCUUUUACAUCUGAAAACAUCACAGUGCCGAACACAUUAAUAUUCCUGACAGCCUUCUGUUGUGCUACUCAGACAGACCUGUGAGAUGUCAGAGGGGUAUAUGUGACUCCUGCAGAUUCUUCUAUAAUUCACACCCUGCCCUGAGACGAUAAAGCCAACAGUUAAACUAUCUAUAAUUACUUCCUCUUAGAGACUGAUCACCUGUCACAGCAGCUUUCCAUCAUCCCUCCUCAUACCUCUGCGAGCAGAACCAACUGAGCUGUCUCGCAAAAUGGAGAACUUUUCAUGUCCCAUCAAAGAGCCGUUGUGGCGCAGUAAUGGUGACAUAUUGAGGAGAGCUGAGGGAUGAGGAUCAUCAAUCUCAUAUAUACUCAGAGGAAAGGGCCAGACCCAGUUUCAAAACAAAACAAAAUGUUAUAAAACAUCCCAUUUUGAACUGCAAAUAUUACACAUGGAUGAGGGAAGACUUAACUGUGCUGCAUGUUUACUGUUCAAAUAGAUGCUGUAAUUAUAAUUGAUUUGCUAUGAUGGUACAAACGGGGUUUGUAAAUGGAUGAAGGCACCGGGUUGAAAUGUUGGGGCAAGCAUUGAACGAUAGGGUACUACUACCACCAGCAACAAAAAUUGAGCAAGACAAUCUGUCUACUUCUCACUAUAUUAAUUCCUUCAGUAAGCAAGUAAUUUUUUCCCGAUGAGUUUAAGGUCCUUAUCUCAAGUUUUAAGCUUCUUCAAAAACAUCAUGGCAUUCAUACAUGUCGAAAUAACCUUAAGUGUAAAUAAUAAUAAUAAUAAUAAUAAUAAUAAUAAUAAUAAUACAUUUUAUUUAUAGGCGCCUUUUAGGACACCUUACAGAACAAAAAAUAGCACAUCAGUAAAAUAGUUAAGUCAAUAAAAUACACAUCAACAUAACAAAAGUUUUAAAUAAAAAAGUUGUAACUUUGGACUCUGCAGAAGAACAUCAAACGUCAGUCUAAGUAGGCCUGUCUAAAACAAUGUGUCUUCAGAUGGGAUUUGAAGAUGGACAGUGAGUCAGCAUGUGAGGUCUUUUUACUCAGAGUGAGGAAAUAGGAAAUUUGAUUGCACACAAUCGAAUACUGUAUUUACCUGCUUUUUCAAAAAAGCUAUAAACUAAUUAUGAACUGUGAAUUUGCAAACUAUGAAUUUUUCACAUUUACGAUAAAUCAACUCCACUCCACAUAAACUGGUGGUACUGUUCCUUUCCAUGGAGUUCAUCAAAUACUGUGUGUGUGGAUAGAAUUUAGAGUAGUCAGGAUGAGAGUGUACAUAGCAGAUCUGGACAGAGAGUAGACGAUAAUGAUGAAAGGAAAAAAACAGAGUAAACUCCACAGGGAUGGCCUAUUGUUCCAAAUCUGAUGUUGUUUUAAUUGUACAGAACAUGUAGCUUGUGCGUGAUCAUUGUGGACUUACCAGUACGCCUUUCUCCAUGACAGAAAUAAUUGAAAGUUGGCCUGUAUUCACCCAAAAGGGCUGCAAUUCCAGUUAUAAUUAGGAGUCUGACUGCAAGUUGAAUAGUUAAGUCAUAACAAAUCUAACAAUUCAACCUCUCAGACCGGAUCCUGCACUCAAGGAUGGGUUGUGUUUCAAUGGGGCUUUUGGAAAUGCUUCUUUUGUGUGUCUGAUUAGGUUCUGUCAAUCUGGGUCCUUCCCUUCACCAGUUUUGCUCCCCAGUCUUAGGGCCAGGGCCAGUUAGAGACCUCAACUCUACCUGAACUUGUUGAAGUGCUAGUUGUAAAAAAGGGUCUAAAAGUCUAGUGUCAUCCUCUUUCCCCUUAAACUAUUAUAGAGCCCUGGAUAAACUUUGUAAAAAGGAAGGUGUCUAUUCUUUUGUCCUUUUGACUCUGUGUGUAAAUGGUGUUUGACUGCAGUGUUUUUAGCCUUGAGGUGCUAAGCAUGCCAACAGUCUACUUAGUGCACUGGAACCAUCUGCUGGGACUGCAUUGUUUCCCCCCGUGGAUGGCAAAAGCUGAGGACUGAGAGCGGGGAUUGCAGUAAGAGGCCUGGCAGAGUUAGUGCCAGCAGCUCUUCAGCUGAGUCAAGUAACUUUUGAGGUCAGACACAGCGAGGUUCAUUCACUUACCAGUCCUCCUGCCACGUUUAAUUUAGAGUAAGUCAUUUCCAAAAAGCUGGAUAAAUAAUUGUCCUUUAAAAGCUGCUGCUUGUAACAUCAGAACUUCUCAUGUACAAAGUUAGACAUAGAGCAGACCUAGAUCUUUACAGGCCACAGAGGUCAUUAUGAAAUCAUGAACAUAUAAUGAAGCCAGCAGGAAAUCUCUUCAUUCAGUUUUGCCGCAGGAUUUAAACUCCUUGGAUUCCAGCCACGACCUGAUGGUUUAGAGGAGUAAAUAAAGCUUUGCAGUAUUUAUGACAAAAGGACAUAAAAGUGAGUAUGAAUCUCUCAGCAUCAAGCAGUGCCGGGAACAAUCUAAUUUUGCAGUGUGUCUUAAUUUAAGAAAAUAUGACCCAAUUUAAAAUUUAUUUUUGCACCCCAUUACUUCUUCCCUGGAAGCUGACCAGCAAAACCACACUUUUAUUAAGUACUGUCAAAUGUUAUGAGAGCAAUGCUGCAACCUCCAGAGCUGGAGAAUGAAGCUUAUAUAGGAGCAACAAAAACUGCAGUUCCUUAGUGCCCAAUGUUUUAAAAUAAGGUGAGGCCAGACACAAGAGUCAUGCCAACUCGAGGAAGCAGAUUUCAUCCGACCCUUAGUCUGAGACUGGAUAUUUAAUUUAAUGUGGUUUCAGCUGUAUUAAUUAAGGCAGGUUGAGUGUCCAAACGCAUGCCAAACGUGCUCAUCAGAUAAGAUAUACAUCAGAAUAUAUCGAUAUAGAUCUAAAUGUAUGUGCUGACUCAGAUAGUUGCACUAAAUGAUGGUUGUUGUUGAUUAUUUAUUGCACUGAAAAGUACCUGACACUGUGGAAAGCUGCCGGUGAGGGAUCAGUGACAUGUGCGCACUACGUCGACGGUCUGCUAAAAUACCACUAGACCAGCUGCACUCCGCCUGUGCUGAUAGCGAGCUUUCAGUGCACUUCCCAGGCCGCCGGCAAACACAAAAAUGUCACUGCGCCAGCUGAUUCUGUCAACACUUCCUCCUACUGCGCCACCACGCCCAGCUUGGUGGACCUUGGUGCACCUCAGUCUACGAAAAUACCAAACUGGCUGUGUUUCAGGCUCCGCCAGACAAAAAUACCACUGUGCUGGUUCGUCACCCUCCGUCGCGCCACUGGCGGACAUGAAAAUAGAGCCCUUGGACUCAAGUUGCACAUAAGUCGCACACUUUUGUGAUUUCAGAAUUGACUUUGACUGGACUCUCAAGGACUUGAGCUUCUAAACUCAUGGACAAUCUUUUACACUAUGCAUUUUUGUCUCAGUAACAUCACUAACUCAGAGUGUUCCCUCGUGUGUGGGCGGCCACAACGCAGCCACAGCACUUUAAUGGCACAAAGCUUCUCACAUGAGGAUCACAAGAAGAAAGCCUGAUUAAACAUAACCACAGACAGUUUUAGUCAUAACUCAUCUAUAUGAGACAGAUUUCCAAAUCACUGCUCGCUCUGUUCCCCUUUGUAUAUUGCAUACAGCGUUUUAUCUGCGGGCAAUAUGAGAGUGAAAGACAGAGAAGUAUUGUAGGUCCCUCUUUUUAAUGUUGGGUAAUGGUUGAGUUCAGCAUCCCAUAUCAAAUACAAACUUCUCAUGUUGUUUUGCGGAGGUGGUUGCUGUUACUCUUAGUUUUGGAUUAUUACAUCAGGUGAUCUUCCUCACAUGGAUCAGCUGUUUUGAUAACAAAGCAUUCAAAAUGUGGGUUGCAUUAUUUGGGGUUGUGUUGAUAAGUUUUUCCAAAGAUCAGACACAGUUAGGCAGAAAUAAACAGUGCAAUGAAUUAAGUUUUUUAAAAUUGUAUCUCAUCCUAUCUUAUCUCAUCUCAUCUCAUCUCACAGGCCCUUUCAGUAGUGUCAUCCAAAUCAAGUCACAUCCAAGGUUAAAAAAAAAAAAAAAACAGAAAAAAUACACCAUCAUAAAUAACACAGCAGUGAAGGCCUUAAAAGGCUGUCAACAAACCAUUGAUGUCAUUCGUACUGGCUAACAGUUAUUUACUCAGUUCACGAUGUAAACAUGAGACAUCAUACUAUAAACAUUUUUCCAUUAUUAGGUCACUGUAGCCAAGGAGGGAUGCUGUAUUUACACAUAGUGUACUGGACAUUUCACAUACCUAGGUAUUUAAAAAAAUCAAAGUUUAUGGAUUACUACAUUUUUAGCUAAUAUAUAAUUGGAAAACUCUCAUGUGAGAUUUAGUCUGUUUAGAAUUUGUCAAAAUUUAUGUUAAGCAGGUGAAAAUGAUGAAUAUCUAAAAUGAAAACGAAUCCCCUCAGUUAAUUAGUCUACAUUUCUUUUGAUAUUGCUUGACUGCAUACUUUAGACAAUUUAAAAUGAAAGCUGUUUUCAGGGAGAGUGUUGAUAUAUGCCGGUGUUAUUGAAAGGGUUGGCAGGGGGAAUUAUUCCCUGACAAAGCUCUCUGAAACUUCAGCCUUGAGCUCAGCCAACAAAGUAAAAGCCAAUUUAUCAUGUGUGCAAGGGGACAGUGUUAUGUGGCAGGUUAUUGUGGCUGGAGCGGGGUUAAUGAAGAGUGCACAGCCUCACAUUUGAUGGGCAAAAAAGUGAUGGAGCCAUUCAAAGAGUACUGUAAAAAAGCUGUGCUGAGCUAUCUGUUGCUCUGUAUUAGCUGCUGAUACCAAUAUUUAAACCCUAUAUAAACCUUUAAUAAAUAGUUCAUUAAUAAUUAAGUUGAAAAUUAUCAAUCAUAAUUUCAUUGCUUGUCAAUGGUAAAGUAACUAUUAACUUACAUUAAUGAACUAUCUAUUUGCCAUUUAUAAUUGGUCUAUAUGCUGUUUUUAAAUGCUGAUUAAACAUUAAUAAACUUUCUAUUUACCAUUUAUAAAUUAUGAUUAUUGUCAAGUGUUACCAAUUCAUGGAUUCACUUUAAAGAAAAAAUGAUGUGUUGACUCAACGUAAAAAAAAAAAUCAAUGAAUAAAUGAAUGUAACAACUUGCAUGGAUAUUUUCAAGUUUUUUUUAACAAACCGAGUAAUGGGUAAAUACCAUAAGACUUCUCUAGUUCGGCCAGUCUAAUCACUUGAGUUCAGGCAAGAUGAUUUGCCUUGUCCUAUAUAAGCUUAUUAAAAAUGAGCAGACUUAAUUGUGUUAAGAUCAAUCCUAUUAGACAUUCUAAUGUAUUUCUUUUCCUUUCAUCCUGCUCAGAUAAAUAAGUUCUUGUUCUAAAAAAAAUUGAUGUAACAAUUUGCAUGGAUAUUUCUAAGUCAGAAUAAAUCACACAUUUAAAUUCCAGUUUUAUGAUCAGUUUAUUUGAACACCAAUCAGCAUCUCACUUUCAGUAACAGUUCAGUCACGUUAUUAACUUGAUUCAGUUACUUAACCUUUAUAAUAGAAGAGUCGGGGUGCUAAACUGGCUCACCUGCAGUCCUGACUCAUUCCUCAGUGAUAACAUGUGAGCAUCAUGACACAAAAAAUAUGAGAAAGUAGACGUCCCUUGAACUGUUGAGCAAAAACAGGACAUUUUAUCUCCCAAACUCCAGAAACUGAUCUCCUCAUAAUAGUUAAAAUGAGAUAUGAUGCAACAGGAUUGAAGACAUGUUCCUUUUCUAGUUUUUGGAAAUGUGUUGAUAACAUCAGAUUUACAAUAAGCUUUUUUAUUUUCAUACAACAACAUAAUUGUUCAGUUUCUACAUCUGAUAAGUUGCAUUUAAAGAAUUUGAAAACCAUGAUAUAAUCUCAUUUUUUUAUUUUAAGCAGCGCCCUGACUUUAUUUGGCAUUGGGGUUGUAUUUCAUUUUCAUGUUUCUUUCCUCAUCUGAUUUGUAGAUACACAACCAGGUCUCCUUUUGAAAGUGGAAUGAGCUGAUUUCGCUAAAUGGCUACAGUACAUGCUUUGCUCACGCUCUAGUGUUAAAACAACAGCCUCUUUGUCUUGUUAUGUUGGUGUUUGUGAGGGGCUACACAGAGUAUUUCAUCUGUCGACCCUGAGCACGCAGUCCUGGGUGUGUGUCUGCUACUUUUGGCGGUGAUGGAGAAGCUCAGUUGGUGCUGAUUUACGACCUUGUCAGAGCUAGAAUGACACGUUCAUUGCUGAGACACAUACUGAUCAUCCAUCAAUGCUGCAGAGACGGCCAUCCAUAAAGCUUACAUCACUCAAUUGUUGGGAUGGAUGUUUGAACAUAAAAACACUCCGCAUCAGCGAUUAGUUAAAUUAGGACGGGGUUGUGUCAUUCAACAUUGAUUCCAAGAGGAUUCUGUGUCAACAAGCAGUAUUCUGCACUUGAAGGUCAAAGGUCGCGGUCAGUAACUGAACAGCAGCACUGGAGCCGAUCAGUGUUUGGGUCAAGGACACUUCAGCAGGUCUUGCAGGACAAGACUGAUGAGAUUAGACGAGUAAAACCAAGGACAUAACUCAAAACUCUUGGAUCUGUUUUACCGUUAUAUUUAGGUUAAAAUAAUCUCUUUAUAUAGAUUCUUCAUAGAAAGUGUAGUGUACAAACUGUAACAAGUUCCAUUUGUAAAAUGUUUAUUGUAAUUUUUAAACACAUAUUUUCCACAUUUAGCUCAUUAGUUUGCAAAUGCAAGUAAUGAAAAAUAAAUCAGUGAUCUUAGUUGGAUUGUUAUCAAUGCUAAAAAUUCCAAUUAAUGACUGAGGUUGCUGCUUAGGAAUAACCUAAUUCAGCUUUUACUACCAAAGUUUGUCCUCUGUUGUGUUUUUCAGGCUGAUUCUGUGAAUGCAGGACAAGUAUUUGACAGCCUCAUACCUGUCAUUUUGAUUUGUCAAAAUCUCUCUUGUUAGGGUUGACAUGUGCUGAAAUUGUCCUCAUCUUCUUGUCUAUAAUUUCUAAAUUAUGCGUGUCUUCAAGGAGGUUUGUGCAGAAUCUUCAGGUUUACUUUCCAUUGAUGGUUGAACUGAGUCAGGUUUUCUGCAGAUGUGCAGCUACUGUGGUCUGAAACCUUGUCUGUGGUUUCAGGAUCACUGAUCAUCCUAACAGAGAGAGAAAGUGAUUAGAGAGACUUCAUAAAUCACUUAAAAUACAAAAUGACAUUUGGACACUCCAGACGCUUUUGAGUCUGGCCUGGACUCUGAUUAUUUUCUUGGUUUCUGGGACAUUGAAACCCCACUGGAAGAUAGUUGCAGAGAAUAAAAAAGAAACUCUAAAAGCGGGGCAAAGCAUCACCCUUGUGUCCAUGGGGAUCAUCAUGCAGCAGAACCACCAGAACCCUGACUGUAGCAGGUCUAGCUAUGUUUUAUGUUGAAGGAUCCCUCAGCGAGUUACUGUGCUCUGAUAUGAUAACUCAGUGUCAAGUCCUGUGCCACUAAGAAAAAACUCUGGAAACAGGUCCAGACAGAAACAAAAGUCCUGGGAAAAGACAAGGACAGAGAGAAGACAAAUAAAAGCAGUUUUUCACUUCUCACAAACUGCCAAAUGUGUUCAUGCAGCUGCAGCAAUUUCUGCCUUUGUUGUCAGAUAAACAUCACGCUGACUAAAAAUAGUGGUGAAUAUGUGUCCUCCACAUCCUUUGUUUGUGAACCGCUGUGUUUGGAUAUGUGUGGGAGACAAAGUAAAUGUGUGAUGUGUCAAUAUUUGAUCAGACAGGUUAAAAAACAAAAUAUAAAAAGCUUCUCCAGUACAAGAUGUAACAUAUACUAUACUUAUCCCCAUCCCAGGAAAUCAAGAACCGGAGUUUUUGUCUUUUUUAUGAAGACAUGUUGUAGCACAGUAGCACACUGUAGGUUUAGAGUGCAGGCAGGCCGGUCUAAUACCUGCACUCUUUUCAAAGCCCCGCUGUUGUAACAAGUGCAGGAUGUGGUUUAACUUCAUCUUGCUGAGAUAAGCAGGGAUGUCCCUGAAAAACACUUGGCUCAGAUGGCAGCAUAUGUUGCUCUGAAACCUGUUUGUACCUUCAGCAUUAAUGAUACUUUCACAGAUGUGACACUUACCCAUGCCAUGGGCACUAAUACACCCCCAUACCAUCACAGACGCUGGCUUUUGAACUUUAGACUGACAACAAUCUGGAUGGUUAUUUUCCUCUUAAGCCUGGAGGACGCAACAUCAAAAUAAAUCCAUCCAUAAAAUCAACAGAAACUGACAGCUCCUCACAGGACUUUUAAGUAGGACUGCAUGAUACUUUUUUUCCCCACAAAUGAUUUAGGGUCCUAACCCUUUAAUGCCUUUUGUAUCAUAUUUGAUACAUACUUUUAUGAUACUUUUAUCAAAUCAAUAUGAUCAACAAAUUACUAAAAAAACAAAACAAAACAUGAAUUCAGUCCGAUAAAUGAUAAAAAUGUCCUUGUGGUUUAUCAGUUUCCAAAAAUAUCUAAUGCAUCAAACAAGAUAAAUAAAUAUUUUUGUUAAAUUUGAAGGACAAUUUGAUUUUCGGGGUUUUCAGCAGUAAGUGAAAUAAACAUUUCUGCUCCAAAAAAUUUGAGUUUUCUGGCCAUAAUUUGUGGUUUCAGGCAUCAAAGGGCUUAUGUACACUGGACAAAAAACUGAUCUUUGUUAUCUGAUAGCUAAAGUGCUGUUUACAUAUUGGAUGAACAUUAAAUUGGAUGGAUUUAAGUUGAAGUUUGGCACAAAUGUGGCAUAUGGCAAUGUUGUGGGAGCAAAAUGUGUCUAGACCUUAAACCAACAAAACGCUGGUCUAAAGUCUGAAGUGAGGGGUGCAUAACUUUAGUGAGAUAGUGAGGGGGCAUAGGGUAGAGGGCUUGGAGACGUCAGUAUUUUUACUUCCUCAUACAUCAUGAUACUGCUUUCAGUUUGGUGAAAAUCAGGGGAUGCCAGAAGAUGAGAACACCCUCACUGCUGCCUCCUCACAUACCUAUACCUAUAACAUUACUUAGUCAUGUCAAACAUAACUCUUGGCACCACAGUUUGAAUAGAAACUGAUCUAUCAAUGAUAUAUGCAGCAACAAAAUAUUACCAUGUGAUCGGACAGUAAAAAUAACAAAAUAAUGAUUUACAGCUCCCUGUCUUUGAAGUGAAGUGCACAGAUUGUUAGUUGACUUUAGUUCUGUUCACAUGUCCUGAGUUUUGAAAAAUUAAAAACAGCCAAGCUGCUAUGCCCUGUGUGUAAAUCUACAAGUAUGUAGAUUUGACAAGUUCCUGAUCAUUUCUGCUGUAAAGAGGAACUUUUUUAGUGGAUAUAACACAUCGAUCCAUGCAUUGAUUUAACUUUCACAGUGACAGGUGUGUGUUUUCUGUGUUUUGGGGGGCGCAAUGGGAAAAAAGUCAAGUAUAAGUCAAAGUCUGUAUGGAAAGGCUGAUAUAUAUAAAAUAUUAGGGGGUUCAUGUUUUCUGUGUUUGACACCUGAUACAGCCUAAAGGCGUAUGAAUAUUGCGUAGCUCACACGGGGGAUACGCUGUUUGAGCCAAGCGUCAUCACAGCGACUCUUGGCGACUCUCCCGCCAAAUGCGUACAACGCUACUUCGCAAGUGGUGGAGUGCGCACAACGCUACUGUGCAAUGUUGGUAUCAGGAAAUGGAGAAAAAUCGCGGAAAUACCAAGAGCUUUCUGGCUUUAAAUCUGUAUACUGGCAGAAGGCAGAACCAAGUUAUCUAUAGUAUAUACAGUCUAUGGUCUCAGGCCAUUGAAGGGGCUUUUCCCCCUCUUAUUUAAGUCUUUAACUUGAAGUAAACAGAGUGGAGGAGUCCUCCCCAUGUGUGUCCUGAUCCUGACCCUCUGCCUCUCCAUCCUUUUGUGUCCCGCUGUCUUGUCUUUGUCUCUGCUGGUGUCUCUGAGUCAGUUAUAGUCAGCAUUGUGGCCUGAAAGCCUUUUUGCAAAUCCUGUUCCUAACUCAUAAAACAAUUAAAUGAUGUGACAGCAGAUGCAAGCAGCAGGGCGCUUCAGAGGUUUAAAUAGAGCUGAAAGGAGGAUGAAAUCACUGGAGGAGAAAUGAUGAAAGGCUGUAGUGAUUCAACGCAAUAUUUCAGCACUAACAGAUAGGAGGGCAGUGUUACUCACAGUCACUGUUUGGUGAAUGACCUCAGGGUCAAAGAAGAAGAAAAUAAAAGUCAGAUCUGGAGAAAAAACAGCUGGUGGCAGUAUAUUGUGGGUACAGAUACAUGUUGAGUUUUUGUGGUCGUCUGGAACAGCCAGUUAUAAAUUUCUAAUAUUGGAUGAUGUUAUGGUUGUGUUUGCUGCUUGUUUUGAGGCAAUGUGUGCAGUCGAUAGCACUGUGCCCCCACACUGAAAACAGUCUUUUGAUGUUGUUUAUUAGUCCAUGAGUCCAACGCAUCAGUGAAUGCAACAUCUCAAGAGGACCAGGAAUGACAUUUCAUGAAGAUUGGACAGACGAUGGCAUUGACCAAAUGAUGUUUUGAUUGGGUUUCAGGUGUUUCAGGUGAAGAAACAGCUAUUUCUUCAAGCAUUGAUGACAUUUCUUCCUUACUGUUGAUUUUUGUGAAAUAAAUACACUGUUCAAUCAACAUUAUCACAUGUGGUUAUAUCCAGAAGUUUCAUGUUUCCCCUAUUCCCCUAUUCUUGCAUUUUUUGUUGUUGUUCUCUUUUAAGGAUAUUUUCUUCUUUUUUGAAAAAACUACAAACCUAACUCUCACAUCCAAGCCGCAGUCACUGUGACUCUGUGAGAUUCUCUGAUGGAUGUAAACUGACAGAGCAAUGGCUGGCUCAUGACCACUAGGCAUUAAUUUUAGUUUGUUUUGUCACACUUCUAAGUUUCCCUGAGUAACCUAGUGAUAAUCGCCAUAAUGCAACCAUCUCUGGUUGAUUCCCCCAGGAGAAAAGGGUAGAGACACAGAAUUACAAAAAGUGAGCAUCAAGAGCUUAUAAAACCUCAGUUAAGGCAAUGAGGAGAGAUUGUUCAUUUACUGUUGGUGGUCCAAUUAGAAUUAAAUAGAAGUGGUUUUUAAUAAUACUGGAGCUGCUGGCCUUGUUGGAUACUAUCUCAAUUCUUUAUUAUAAUAAUAUUUAUUGAUUUCUAAAAAAUGAAAUUAAACAUCAACGUGUGACUCACAAAUACAUUCAAAUCCAAGUUACAGGUAAUAACAUACAUGACAAACAUAGACACAAGACAGACUGCUUGACUCAGAAUGAUUCAGAUAUUGACUUUGAGUGGAAACCCUUUUAAAAGUGUUGUCUAGAUGCCCAUAUUGGAAAAGAAAGUCACUAAAUUUGUGCAGCGCAGUCGCAUGCCCAGACAAUUUGGUACAUUGGUAGAUCGAGGCACACUGAGAUGUGCCAAGAUGGGCAUUAACGCACAGUAGGGGCAGGUGUCAACAGAAAUAGCUUGGCAUUUUGGCAGGCACGUCUUUGUCAAUUUUACUGAUUUUUUUAUUCCAGAACUUUGUUGACACAGAUGGAGAUAAAUGACAUGAUGUGAUGAUUUGCUUAAUGACGCAGCUCGCCUGGGAAUUAAGUACAACUUCUGUGGAGAGCAAAAUUCUCAUUGAGGUUUAAUCCUGAGAGAUUUAUAAUGUUGUUAGGAAAUGAGCUGAAAAAAAAAUCACUUGCCCAAUAAGUUUCACAAAACCUUCAAAAACAGGGUCUUCCUACCGAAGCCCACUGGAGAAUUCUGUACUGUAGCAGCAGCAGGUGGUUUACCAGCCCCCGGUGUCAUGGGUUGUCAAGGGUUAGGCCUCAUGCAAGGCAGUGACAUUUAGCUUGUGUUGCUAAUGCACCAAAAUAUCAAAAAUGGAGUUGUGUAUGAGUCAUAUUUUUUGAUUCCAAAAUAAAUCCCAAGAUUUUGAGGGCAAUGUCCAAGUUAAGUCAUGUUGCAUUUUAUCUAUGACUUCAAUGCAACUGGGGCCCAAGCCUCAAACUCUAGUCCCCAUCUUUGCUGCACAAUCACCUCUAAGUUUUAGUAUUGACUAGAAGACCCCGUCCAAGCUUCUGAGUUGGCCCAGACUAGGUCUAGACUUUCCUUCUUUAAGUUAAUUUUUGGGCUUUGAGCCAUACAUUGAUAGGAUGGUGAACAGUGUGGGAAAUUGUGCUCUGGUGUUGGCAUUUCUACAAUAUAGUAUGAGGCAAGACCCUAACAAGGUUUGAAAGAGAUCUGUUAAAUCUUAAAACAAGUCUAAAAUGGUCAGAGAGCCACUGGGUAAAAGCAAGGAGUGAUAUGAUAUGGGUAAUUUAACCAGUAAGACGCUGGAUUGCUGUUUUCUGGACUGAUCAGAGGUGAAAGUGACUUUCAGGUGAUACCAGACAAAAGGUGGUACAGUUGUUCAGUCAAGAAACAAUCAAUGCAUGAAUCAUUUUGAAUCAGGGCCAGCUUUGGGAGUGAUUGUUCAGUUUUGGGAAGGAUCUGAAUUGAAUAAAACAAGACUGGGUCUUGCAGUGCGUAUGAUAUCUAAAGAUAGUGUAUAGAGGGAAAAAUUUGCUCAAAAUACGCAACAAAGUCUAGAGUUGUUACCAGAGCGCAGUGACGACAAUAUUUUCCUAAUUCAUGCUGCCACAAACACUGUCCCAAAAAUAAACCACAAUUUAAAUAAAUUUUUAAACACAGACUUUCUUGUUGGAUUUCCUUGAUGCCUUCUGAAGAACACUAAUCUGUUUGACAUACUGGCAUAGACGCUUUUUGAUGUUGAACCAAAAAGCCUUUCAAUGUUGUGCCCCUCAUUUCUGUGAUUAAGAAUGGAUCUCUCUGUGUGUUUUGAAUUAUUUGAAUUGCUUUUAUGCCAGUUAUUGUUCACUAGGUCACUGUUGAUCUUUAUUGUAAAAAACACAAAACAACAUAUUUCCCACAUGAAAUAUUCUAGAGAAUUCAAAUGGCAUACACUUGUGAUGCUUUGGUUGAAAUGCCAACAUACAAGAUACACACAGAGAUCCACUCUGAACUGCAGAAGGCCGGGUUAUAAGUCAACUCCAGGUAACUGGUGCCAGAGGGUAUAUAUAUAUAAGCUCCGCACACCUGUUCCCAAUCUAGAGCAAUCGCUCACACACACACACACACACACACACACACACACACACACACACACACACACACACACACACACACACACACACACACACACACACACACCUGAGCCUGCUCUGUGAUUCCCUCACCAAAUAAGUGAGUGUCCCAAAAUGAGUAUUCAUCACACCUUUCCUUUAAGCAUUAACCAGCCCAAACUGUGUUGGGUGCUUACAAAACCAAUUACAAUAGAAUAAAAAAGUAGUGUUUUCUUUGUCAAUCUCAUGCUCAUGCAUAUGACAAGCUUAAAAAUGCAAAAACUCAUUCUAAAACUUAAAACAACUGAGAUUUAACUAAGGGUUUUCAAAAAUUACAUGUAACUAAACUAACAAACCAGGAUUAAAUAGUUACUACAACUAAACCCGUGUAAAAAAUAAUAAAAUGACCCAAAAACGGACAUAGUAGGAUCGAGGGUUAGUUGUUAAUAAAAACUUUCUGGUGUGGGAUCAAGACUUCUGUAGCACCUUCAUCAUCUCCUGUUCCUCUCCUGCUGCAGGUGCUGAAGGGAUGCAAGAAGCUGGCCAUGUCUGUGUGUUCAAUGGGUCGGAUCCCUGGAGGCUACAUCACCAAUCAUGUCUACAGCUGGGUGGACCCUCAGGGCCACAGUGUCUCACCACCGCCAGACAAUCAUGAGGUCAACCAGAGGCAGGGACUGGGCAUGGAGGAGAGGACGGUAAGACCAACGCGACUGCAUGUUAUUGAGUAUUUGUGUUAAGGGUACAAUUAAUUAUGAAUGAUAUUUUGUCAGACAAGACAGUCUCAGACAUCGGCAGACCUAAGAUGUGAGCACUUUCCCCUUCGGAAACCAUCAUUUUUUUAUUUUAUUUAUUUUUUUGUUGAUUUUCCUUCACUCUCUUUUUUUUUUCUUCUUGUUUAUUAACCAGGCAUCCGUGAGGUUUGUUGCUCAUGUCAGAUGUAAGGUCAGGAUUGAAAAAACGGCCAUCUGAGGACAGUCAUCAUGACCUUUUGUGUUCUGACAUUUCAACAGGCAGACUCAUCCUAUAACAAAGCCCCCUCACCCCUCAGGCCAGUGACAAUCUGCACCCCAAGAGAAGGUUUACUCAAACUGAGUCAACCAUGGUGGAAAAUAAACACAUUUGAUGGGGAGUUUGGUAAUAUAAACUUCUAAAAUACAACAAUAUAAAAAAAACAGACUGCAGCUCUGUCCAUGGGGGAGAUGUGUUUAUUUGUCAGUGGAAAUUUGAAGAAGAUCAUCCAUACCAGUUUUGGUGGAUUCAGUUUGAGAUAUAUUCAUGAAUAUUAAACCCCCAGAAAACCAAUGAGUUGUAUAGUAUUCUUUAAGUUAAUCUUUAUACAACAUCCCUAUUUCACACCAAAAAUUUAAGUUUAAAUGUGCAUAUGUAAUGAUGUUUGGAGGAAAGUUUACAGAUCCAAUGGAAGCCUGUAGGCCUAGCUAACAUUUCGUAAAAACAAAUGAAAAAACAAAUAAACACCUCAGACAAUACAUUUUGGCUUUGUAUAAUUAUUAAGUAAUAAUAAGUCUUGAUAUGAUACAAUAGAUUACGAUAAGAUAGAGUGAAACAUGAGAAGACUCAAUACAGUACUGAAGGAUGAGAUACUUUGCAACAAAAAAGUUUACAAUACAAUACAGUACAAAACGAAAACAGGGAAUGAUAGAUACUAUACAAUGAGAUACAAUAUGAUUUGAUAUGAUAUGAUACAAUACCAUACGCUAUAAUACAAAAAGAUACCUAAUGACACAAUACAAUAAGAUAGGUUGCAAUUCAAUACAAUAUGGAAUGUUGUGGUACAACAGUGUUCAUGCAGAACAAUAUGAUACAAUACAAUAUAAAACAAUGCAUUAAAUGACAAUACAAUACAACACAAUACCAUAUGAUAUAAGUCAGUACAACACAUAAAGAUUCCACUUUGUUUGGCACAUUUCAGUUUAAUAAAUAAUCAACCACUAUUCAGUGGAUCUAUAUAUAUUUCGAUCUGUAUCUUAUCUGAUGAUAAAGCACGCGUCUUUGGCAUGCAUAAUGAACUCAACCUGAUGGAAUUAACACCUGAAACUGCAUAAAAUUUUCAUGCUCCAUCGAUGCGGCAGACCUAACUUGCACCGUGCCUGUCCACACCGCCGGUGGGGCACAAAUUAAGAGCAAAAAGUGUUCAAUCUGCAAAUACGAUCUAAGUCUAUACAAAUAAUAUUCAAUUUCUUUUUUCAGACCUUCAAAGAUUAAUUUAAUCUAGUUGACCUGAUCAUCCCAACAAAGAUUAAUUUCACAGGUCCACUUGGCAGACCAGUUGCGCUCCAAGGAGCUGAAAAAAGAGAUAACCCCUUAUUCCAAGAUUGUCUUCUAGAGAAAGAUAUCUCCUCUGCUGCUUCAGGAUACGUUCAAAUCCUCCACAGCAGUUGACCGACUAAAACUGCUGAAUGAGCAGCUCUCUGCAGUUACAUUAAGGCCCCAGCUCUGCAUAGCUCUGCAGAUUUGAACGUGUACAAAUUAGGGGUAAUCACAUGAGGCUGCUGGAUGACCUGGAGGUAAGUUUACGGUGAAGAUGAGAGUUUGUGGAAAGAGUCCUAAGAAGCUGUUAAAAGCACAGAGGUAAAAUGACUCUACAGUUCACCUGCACAUAAAUGUGAAGUGAACAAAGUAAAACACAAUCAUAACAUUCUGAAUAUCCUAUCUCAUCUGCAGGUGAACCUGAAUAUGGAUGACGGUCGUUCUCUCGGCCUGAUGAUCAGGGGAGGUGCUGAGUAUGGACUGGGGAUCUACAUCACGGGAGUGGACCCUGGAUCUGCUGCAGACGCUGGAGCACUGAAGGUAAAGGCUGGAAUGAUGACAGAGUUACAUAAUGGCUCAGUUUAAUACAAACUGAUUUUCAGGUCCACUUGAGUUAUUACUGGUUUUGUCCGUGUAUGUUGACAGAACAUAUUUGGUAAGGAAUUAUGUCUUGUGAACAGUUAGUUGUGCAAAUUUAGAAGAAUAAGCAAGACCCUGAAAUAAAAGGGACGUCUCACUGUGGCAGGACGCUUUUUGCUGUAAACUGCAGGUGACGUAAUUUGUCGCAAACCCAAUGCAGGCAAUUUUCAUAAACCAUAUAUCGACUUUCUUUCUGUUGCGUUUAAAUGUGGCACAUUCCAUUGUAAUUUCUUCUGUAUUAUUACUGUAGAUGAUGGAUGUAUUACAAUGACGACCACCAUGAAUCAGCAGUUAUCUGUAAAUAAUACAGAUUUACUUUAUCUGCAGGAUGCAUGCGUAGAAAAAUAUAUUGAACUACACUGAAGGAGAUCAGUAGAUGGGCAGUUUUGCUCACAGCCUGCUUGCUUUUUGAGCUUUUAAAUAAUCUAUGUGUGUGUCAAACAUAGAAACAGACAGCAGAGUACAGAAGACACGCACUCUAAAACGAGAGCAGCAUUAGAGGAUCUCAGAAUAGUUGUUUUUUAGUAGACUAUAUCAGUACAUUUAUUCCAGUAUGGUGGAUUCUCUCUACUUUCCCAAUCCAAUGAAAAUCGUGUUUUUCUUGUUGUCCAUAUGUUCAUAUGGCAUUUUUCUGAUGCUAGAGGACAUAUCAUGAGAAAACUAAGUGUAAAAUUGCAUUUCUGAGUAUUUCUGCAUCCAAAACACUGUGAAUGUCUGGCAGAGCCAGUCAGCAGAUUCAGACACAGCAGAAUUUUCUACGUCACAUGUCCAUGCUCUGACCCUGGAGCCAUAUUCUGUAGUCCAGACCCCGAGAAGUAGAGAGGAUGAUCGAGGAACAAGUGUGUGUGGUAGCAGAUUGCAAUGCAUGCAGGAAAGCUUAUUAUGAUAUUAGCUUUCAUCUUGCCAACAGAGACAUUAGUUUCUGAGAGCUUAAUAGCUCUUACAUUAUCUGCCACUUCUACAACACUGGCAACGUUAGGCUGCAAGCUAGCGUGAAGAGAAGUUUGUAGAGCAGCGCUGUCUCCGCCCUCGACUCAGAGGCGAAUUGCUCUGCAGAAGAAUAGCACUUGAAAAUGGCACAAGUUAAGUGAUUUUGGCUAAAAAAUUUUGCCGACACAAUUUAAAGACCACUGAAAACAAUUAUAGAAAAAAAAAAACAAUCUGAGUGGGACUUUAAGACUCUUAUAGUGUGGUUUGUACUCAUGGGCAAAAAUUAACAUCAUGUCCAUCACAUUAAAUCAGUCCGCUGUGUUAUCAAGCUGUGCAUGCUGAGUGUAGACUUUUUUUAACUUUUAAGGUUUUUUUGGGAAAUGAUCUGUGUUUAGGUGUCGUGUGGUUCAUGGCAAGCCAACCUAUGUCAUGUCACAAACACAAUGUCGAAGCAAUUUCAGUAUCUUUUUCAGAGUAUAGAUUCUGUUAUAUUCAAAUUUCAGGAUGAGAAAUACAGAAGAAAAAAUGAUCAGGAGGCAAAUGUUACAUUUUCCACCCCUCAGAGGAGGGUGAUCCACCAAUUUGGAAACCAAUGCAGGCAUGGGGACUAUCAAAACUAAAUCCAACAUGCUUUCUAAAGAGUAAGCAGUAAAGAGUAAGAGUAAGUGCCACAAAUCAAAGUUUAUUUGAUUUGUGGCGGUACACCCUGAAACACUGAACUCUGGUGUGGUCCUCAAAGUCCUGUCCAUGUAUUAAAGUAGCUGUUGAUGCAGAGCUCUCUUGGCUCUGUACCCACCGUCAUCGUCAACAUCUGCUGCCUGAUUCUGAUGGACCUGUUAGCAUUCCUGCCACCUGCUCCCUAUUAGACUCUUAAACCUAUUAGCAUCGCUAACAUCUGCUACCUGCCUAACUGCCUCAGUCAGUCAGCUGACUUCACUGCAGUGACAAGCCUGCAAAGAGGCUUUAUUAGCCAUCUAAAUCUGUGCUGUGUGCUUUCAGGUCAGCUUUCUGCCUCAACAAGCAGACCACUCUCACUGCGCUAUUUUUCAUUCUGCCUGAGGCAGGAUGAACAGAAGCCAGUGUUUCCUACCUGUAAACAAUGUGGCUGAAUCCUCAAUCUGGUUUUUAUGAUAAUAUCACACUUUGUCCUACUUGUGGAUAAAAAUAAAACAGCCAUUUUUAUUUAUUUAUUUUGGUAUCAUUUCUAAGUAGUCCAGACCAAUUGGGACUCUUUAGAAAAAUCAAUGUACACCAGGGGGGAGAGAGAUAAAAAAGCAGGAGCUUGAAAGACAUCCUCGAAAUUCAAAUGUUCUCCUUUUAAAGAAAUAGCAAGACACAUUUUGGUUUCUUUGACAGGGAGCUUUAGAGCUUCCUUUUUUAACACAGAGAAUUGGUCAGUCAUGCUGCAGAACCGGAGGGUUUGACACACACUGACAGAAGAUGUUAAAGCAGGGACAGGUAAGAGAGCAGAGUAUGACAAAGAAAGGGAAACGACAAAGAAAGGGAGACGUUGUGGAUGUUUUUCUCUUUGCCUCGCCAAGUCUCACAGAUGUGCUUCCUUUCCUUGCUUGUGGAGAAAAGCUGCAGUCCAUCUUCACAGUGUGUGUGUGAGUAUGUGUGCAUGCGUGUACGUGCUUGAUGUGUGUGUGUGUGUGUGUGUGUGAGAGAGAGCAGCAAGUGGAGCUCUCUCUCUCUCUCUCUCUCUCUCUCUCUCUCUCUCUCUCUCUCUCUCUCUCUCUCUCUCUCUCUCUCUCUCUCUCUCUUUCUCUUUCGCCCUGGAUAACAUGGAGGGCUGGCUACACACUCCAGCACAUAAUCGUUACAAUAUGAAGCCAUUGUCCAGUUUAGUAUCAUUUUUCCCCCCUAAUAGUUUAUUCAUAGCCCAAAACUACUUUAACAUCUUUGUCUUAUGAGCUUAUACUACAAAUGUAAAACUAUACACUUCGUCUUAUCAGUUGUGUCUCUUUUGCCUUCAGUCAAGACUCAAGUAAAACCAUCUGCUGCCAUCUUUAUUUAUUUUGAUGAUAAGAGAGCUUAUUUGGUCUCAUGCAACCAUUUUCGUAUAAAUUCUCCCUCUAAAUACGAAAACACAGAAAGUCUCCCAUUGGAUUGGUUUGUAAUACCCCUAAUGUGGAAUGAAAUCAGGUCUUGCUGGUAUUUGUAAAGAGGUGAAAUACACAAAGCCAAGGUGGCAGUGAGUGGUUGUGUAAUUUUGUCCAUCCACAUCUGAUAAACCAUCUCCUGUUUAUGUCCAGUUUACCACACAGCAGUACUCUAAAACUUUGACAAUCACACACACUUUAUUACAAAUACAUGGACAUGCUUUAAUAUUUGAUCCAACAGUGGUAAUAUUGGGUAACUGAUUCGACUUAAUCUGUAUUAGAGGUCUGCUGACGUCCUUUUUUAUAAGAAUUGAUCCACAUUUGGAGCUUUUCAGUUGAGUGGAAAGCAGCUGGAGUGGGAGUUAGCACCCCUUACUCCAAGGUCAUGGUUUUCUGCCGGAAACUGGUGGAUCACCCACCUCUGAGGGGGCAGUGAGUCUUUGAAUGAAGGACUCUUAGUAUCUUUUACUACUGGAGUGCACAGUCUUCAACCAGCUCUCAGAAUACUCACUGAACAAUAAUCUACUUGAUCUGGAUCAGUCUGGCUUUAGAUGAGGACAUUCUACUGAAACCGCACUUUUUCCUGUAAUAGAAUUGUUGGUAUUGGUAUAAAGUAAUAAUCUAAUUUUCUGAGGUACUAAAUCUUGGGUUUUCAUUUGCUUUAAGUUCAAAUCAUCAUGAAUCUUUGCAUACCUUUAGUAUGAACACCAAACACCUACGAGGACUUUCUUUCAGAGGAGGUCUUUCAACUCAUGAAUUUUUAUGAAAGGUACAAUAUAGGUUUUUUGGGUGUAAAGUUUUUCACUUCGUUCCACAAGGUGCUUGGUAAAGAUUGCUUGUUAGAUUUAUGGUUUAGGUCUUUCUAGCUGAGAGCAACAGAGAAGACUCUUACAUGGUUUGAAACUGUAAUUCUUAAUAUCCCUGAACUCAGCAUUUCUGAGGAAGUAGUAGAUCCAUCAUCUUCUCUAUAUGAAAAAGGCCAGCUGAAAGUCAUAUUACUCAUUUAUAUUUGUUCAACGCAGUGACACUCGCCGCUGCCCAUUCAUUACUUAAAGAGAGAAUGAAAACACUUCGCUAUAUCCAUUAGAAAGUUAUAUAAAUCUGCUCCAAAUCCAUUUAAUUAGGGGCUGCAGUACCGUGGAUACAGGCUCUGGAUUAGAUAUUUCAGUCCAUGCAUCUUUAUCUUUUAAAUGAGAUUUUUCUAUUUGCUAGUUUGCUUUCAAUUAUUUAGCAAUAUGCUGUAAUAUUGUAUUUGGUAACACUUCAUUUGACGCCUAUCUCUAUAACCCAUUGUAAAUAUAUUUAUAAUGCAUUAUUAUCACGUUAUAGCACUGAAUAACUACAGUUAUAAACACUCAUAAAUGAUCAUAAUGCUUUAUAGCAAUAAUUAUAACACAUUAUAAAGCAUUUUAUUACUCACAAGGUCAGGUAUUUUAAUGUGUUAUAACUGUUAACAACAGUUGCAUUGCAUUAUCUAUGUGGGCAUUGUCAGUGAGUUGUUAACGGCUAUAACACAUUAUAAUACAUGACCUUGUUAGUCAUGAUAAAAUGAUUUAUAAUGUGUUAUGAUUAUUGCUAUAAAGCAUUAUGAUCAUUCAUCAGUGAUUAUAACAAUAGUUAUACAGUGCUAUAACGUGAUUAUAAAGCAUUAUACAUAUAUUUAUAAUGCGUUAUAGAGAUAGGCGUCAUAUAAAGUGUUACCUUAUAUUUUUAUAUUGUCUGAAAUCUGCCUCUGAAGAAAGACUUCCAUUUGUCAUUACUUACCUUUAUCUAAUCAGGAUUCGCCCCCUUUUUUCCUGCAGGUGAAAAGACAGUCAUGUCUGUUGUGUCUGAUGGCCUGAGUCUUUCUCAGGCAGCAGGGCAGAGCGUCUCACUCCAAAACCAUCUGAGGAGGAAGAUUGAAAGAAUUUGGAGUGAGAUCAGACAGAAAAGAGUCAAUAUUGAGCCUGUCUGCAGCAGCAGUUAACAGCCUGUCAGUGUGUCUGAAUUUGACUGAGGCUCAUUUAUGAUGAUAGCUGGUGUUUACUUGUCAAUUUUGACCGAGAUCCAAAAUUACAGGCAGCUUACAAUCAGAAGAAUCAUGGAUUGUGAAUCCUUAUGAAUGUACUGCAAGUGCUGAAUACUGAGACUCUUGAACAGGCUCUUGCACUUUGAUAUGAUGUGUGUCUAUAUGUGGGUUUUAGAGAUAAACAGUUCAAAGAAGCUACCUGCUCUUAGAUUGACAGCCAUAUUGGCCGUCUCACUACAUCCAUGUGGCUCUGAGGUUUCUCUGUUGCUCACAGACAUCACACUCACUUAAUCCUCUUAGCUUCAUUGAUGUUCUGUCACCUUUCUGUUUGGGCCUGAUCUGUCUUGUAAUGCUAUUUUUUAUCAAGAUAUGUCAGUCUAGUAUGAUAGUGUAAAUGUUGAGUUAAAAUGACAUUCUAUUAAAGGUGGGGUAGGCAGGAUCUGAGGAAGUGCUAGUUUUUGGGAGAAAUCUUGAAUGUAAACACUACCCCUCUGAACCAGUUUUCUCCUCAGCUCCUCUUCUCUCCUCCCUCUCUGCUCCAGCAAGCCCCGCCCACAAACAGAUGCUCCUGUUCGCUCGAAUUGCUCCAAUUAAAUUCAGAUACAAUGCAGAUAAAUACUUCAGAUGAUUACAAAUGUGGCCUAGUCAAUGUGAAAGUAAACAGCAUUGGUGCUACUGUAGAUGCCAACAGACUACCAGCAAACACAAUGUUUGCAGGACUUCUACAACCAGGAUAAACUGACAUAGUCCAGGACCCGAGGGAAACAGUUUAGAGGCGCUACAACAUGCAGCAGGUCCCGUUUGACAAGAAGCACUUUUGUUACAGACACUUGGCUUACUUUGUUAAGGCGGUUUACCUGUCCAGCCGAAAGGUUACAGGGUCCGUAAGAUCCCGAAGCCUCCCCUGUCAGUUAUGCUUCAUUGAUGUUGACCCGGCUUUUUAGCGCUUGUCUAGUCUACCUCCAUUUUAAGCGCCCAUUGUUCCGCCAGGGUCUCCAGUAUUUACAUUGUUGUCUUGCUUGUGUUGGCAGUCGUGGCCAAAGGAGGAUUCAGACAAUUCUCUGUACUUUCUGGUUGGUUUCUACUGUCCGAUAUUUUAGCACGCUAACUUUGUUUGGGCUCGUGCACGUGAUUUGAGAUCGUAGAGUGUGUCACACAACAUGAGGGAGCAGCGUCUGCCCGAAAACCAAUCAAGUUGGGGAGGAGAAGAACGGCUUUGAUUAUAGUCAGAAAGAGCGGGCUGCUCAAAAAAAUUUAAUAUGUUGACUACACAGACAAAAACAAAACACAGCAAUAUCGUUAUAGUCCCAAAUGUCAUCAAUAACUAAUAGCUAUUGACUGAUAUUAAAAGCUUUUUUUGUAUAUACACCACAAAAAAAGAUGCUUCUUUAACAGAAUCCUUCCUACCCCGCCUUAUAGUAAUGAUUUGCAGUGGCACCAUAAAUGUAGGGUGUCUGAUCAGGGCCCUAUAACAUUUUAUUCUCCAUCUAUUUAACUAAGGAGAUGUAAGUAUAAACCUGUUAAUGCUUUAUGUCAGCAAAAGUAUCUGUAAUUUAGCUUGAUGUUUUUGUUUUAGCCCAUCCUGAGCUUGUGGCUCUAAAAUGCUGCUCACGAUACACCUCCUGUGUAGGUGAUGGAGAGGACAGUCAUGUUUGCACAAUCAGAAGAGGUCUCUUGUCUAAAGUGUUUAAACAAAAACAAAAGCUGAGGUUUUUCCUGCAUCAUAUUCGGAGAUGCUCUAAAGUGCUACCAAAAAAAAUACCUGCUUAAAAUUAGACAAAGCAGGUGAGUUUUGUUCCAUUUGGGGGAUAUUUGAGAUCAGAGCAUGUAAUAUUCCUUUAAUAUCUCAUGUUGGAUGGUCCCUGUAUUAUUAACAACCACUCUCUUCUUUCUGUAACAACCUGCAGGCUGAAAAAAAACAGCUCCUGCUGCUGGAAAUAGCAGUUUUGCCCUCUGUUUGUGAAGAGGAUGGAAGCAGUGCACCUCCAGCUCUCUGCUCACACACACUUUUACCUGACACUUUAUCAUGACUGAUCGAUGAAACUCAAAUUGUAAAUCAUUACAAUCGCGGACAUAAAGAGAGUGGAAGAGCUGCAGAUCUUGGAAGAGAUAUUGACAUGAUCAUGGCUGUCAAAUGUGAGCAGUCAAGAGUGAAACUUCAUGUAUCUUUUUAAAUGGUUCCAGUUAUUAUAGUUGACUUUAGUUGUGUUUUUUCCAGAAGGUUAUCUUGUCCCCAGUGGCUAAAGGGACAACAUGUUAGGCCCUUUUAUGCUGCAUUUUUUUUGCAGAAUAUUUAAAUGAGGUUCCUCUUAUCCUCAGUGGGCUCAUACUGCUGCUGCUUUACAUAAUCAUGGGAGUGUAGGGAUGUGAGGAGAAGAGAAGUCAAUAACUAAUUUCUGCCUUCACUCUGCCUGCUGAGAUAUAGUGGAAGCCAUUUUUUCUGCUGCUCUCAGCACUCCAUUGUGUUUUCCUGCAACCACCUGCAACCUUCUUCAUGUCAGUCUUAACAAACAGGCCCAAUUAGACGUGUAAUAGUAGCAUAAAUUCUGUUGACCACCAGCUGUCUUUUAUUAAAACAGUGGUUCCCAAAGUGUGACAGCACGUGCAUAUAGGGGGGUAGGGGUCUUGUAGAUAUUUAAUCAAAAUCAAUCAUACCAAAGCCAUAAUGUUUACUGAUUCUAGUCUUCAUAAAUUCUCUUCUCAGCUCUUAUAGAUUUUCUGGGUGAAAUAUUGUCAUGUUUGUUACAUUAACUCAUCUAGAGACAGGGACCUUCACAUUUGAACCGCCACAGGUCAGCCGAUGGCACCCACAGCCUCUGAUUGCUUAACAGACCUUAACAAAGAUGGCAGCGUCUCUCCAGCAGUACCGUAGACUUUAUAUAGAAUGGAAAGCGUCUGCCUCCUCGAUGGUUGAAGCCACUCCAAGAUCAGCACCCUCUGGCGACGGGCUGCAGUAUCGGUCAUAAAUCCCGCCUUCGCCAGCCAUCCCUAUGGAUCUGUGUAGAAUAUAAAUUUUUCUCCCCCCUGGUUGCGAUGUUGACAUGUAGUUACUGUAAGACUGGUUUGUGCUCAAGUCCUCUUUUUUUCUGUGCAGCUCCAUAUUUAAAAGUUAGUAGGGGGUUCAUGUUUUCUAUGAUUGACACUUGAUACAGCCUAUGGGCGUAUGAAGAUUGCGUAGCUCACCAGGGGGAAAUGCUGUUGACAAUGGUGGCUGCGGUGUUUAAGAAAUAUCCCAAUCUGGAGGGCAUUUUUUUAAGUUUCCAUUUUAGAGCGGCUAAAACACCAUCUGCGUUAUCACAAGAAAACAAUCUUUGUUAUGUCAAGAUAUCAAAAAAUAAUAAUUAAUUAUCACAAGAUAACAGUGCAUUAAAAAAAAGAAAUCCAUGGCUGUUCUUGUCUUCCGUAGUAUGCACCUUACUUUGUGGUAGUCAAGUCAAGUCAAAGUUUAUCUCUAAAGCAUUUAAAAACAACCUCAGUUGACCAAAGUGUAGUACAGGAGUGCAAUAUAAUCAUGCAUACACUUACUAAAAAAAAAAUUUUUGGAAUAAAAACAAACACAAUUUUAAGAAAUAAAAAAUAUAAUACAAUUAAAUAAAAAAAAAAGAAAAGAAAAGAAAGUCCAGAAAAGGUAGGGAUUGAAAGAUAAAAUGAUAAAAUGAAUUGUGCUUUUAUUUCACAUUAAUUAAAAUGUAUAAAUGUUUAUAAGUUCCUUAUAAGGUCUUAUUGACUAUAAUUAAUGCUUAUUAGAGGACCUUAAUAUAUGGUGUUACCAUGGUAGCUUAACUAGUUGUCUUUUUUUAGUCAGUAAUUCAGAAGCAAAUGAUCUUAAGAUAAAUUAUGUCAUUUGUAGUGAACCAGUCUGGUUACCAAGAGUCACAAUCCAGAGGGUUUAAUAACAUAUAUGGUGUGUUGCAGGUGGGUGACCAGAUCCUGGAGGUUAACGGUCAGAGCUUUGUCACCAUCUCCCAUGAUGAGGCGGUCCACAUCCUGAAAACGGGACACCACCUGCUGAUGAAGGUGAGGGAUGUGGGUCGUCUUCCUCAUGCACGCACCGUGGUGGAUGAGACAAAGUGGGUCUGUAGUCAGGCCAUCGCAGAGACCGGUGCCAUGGUGAACCAGGCUUCUGUCACUAGCCCAAGCAUCAACACUGGAGUCCAGACCAGUGUUAGUGCCUGCAGUUCAAGGUAAGAACACAACAGACCUAUUUGUAGCAGUGCACCAUCAAUAUAACUAUGUUUGAAAGCUGUGAUGUGGUUUUUAUUUUGCCUGUGUCGAAAAUGUUUUUUUUAAUUUUCAUGAACUUAAAUUAAACGAAGACUAUUUAGGAGAAGAGGAAAAAAAGGCAAAAAUGAGGCUAAAACCAAAAAGCAUUUUAAUCUUUAUAGGAAUCUUUCAAAACACCCAAAGACACCAUACAAGACAAUACAAGAUAAAAAAACAGUGAAAAAAAUAAGUUUAAAGUCUUCUAGUCCCAACCGAAAAUAGAUGCCAAAUUAACACAGUAUAGCACAAAUGUCAAAGAUAUAAUAAUAAGAAGAAAGAUACGCCAAAAGCCGCUCGACUAAAAAAAAACAACAACAACAAAAAAACACUCCUUUUUGCAUGAUGGCAGAGCUUGUAAGUGUGGUCAUCUACUAUCAUCACCAUUAGUGAAUUUGCUGUUCUUCUAUGCCUGUCAAUGAGAGGGAACUUUUCCUUUUUCACCACAGUUUCUCUUUUUGUGGUUCAGCCAUUCACCGCUCUUGAGGCUCUUGAAGAUGUUUCACCUCUCUUCCAAAAGGCUUCAAUUCUGAAGAAGCCUUGUGAAAGAGAGGCGAACGUCCUCAAGAACCUCAUACAAGUCUACAAGUCUCUACAUGUCCGAGUAGUUUCUUUUGACAAAAAAGUCUCAUCCUGCCAAUUUCUAACAGUCAAAUGUAUCAGUCAUUGUAAAUAUUUCUGAAGGAAAUAGUAAAAACAGAGCUGUUUCCUUCAGGCAUUGAAAACUACUAAAUAAAAAUCUCUGAUUUGCUGCUUAUGGACUUCUUUGCUUUCAAGUUUCAUCAAAAGGCAUCAAUAUCAUUUUCAGUCUACUUCAUAAACAUCAAUUAUGGAGGCCCUUGUGGCAAAGCAAUCUUGCUUACCUUCUCCGAAUAGUGUCUUCUGACAAAAUUUUCAUCAUUUGGACUUUGGCCAAUCAAACACAUCAUUUAUUGUGAUUAUUUGUAUGGAAUAUGUAAAAACUGGACCGUUUCCUAAACUGUUCUGCUGACACCUACCCUCUCAUUAUAGUUUCAGGUAUUUAGAGAUUUGCAUUUAUAUGCCAUAAAAGGCAACUAUGAAUUUCAGUUUGUUUCAUAAACCUCAAAAAACUCCUCUUUGGUGCUCUAAGAAAGAAGCUUGACAAAUGCAGGGAUUGCACCAAUAGCAUACUCGAAGCAUAGGUGUUUAGGUGUAAGAAGUGUUUAUUCAACAUGUUCUAUAAAAUAUACUGCAAUCAAAUUGACGAGAAGAAAAGCUUUCAACAGGAAUAAGGAACAAUUUAACAGGACUGGCAGCACCUGGCAGAAUUUAGCUGGACAACCAUCAUUUUGUGUUUGUUUACUCUAAAGUCACAUUUGACUGGUGGGAGAAUUUUGUGAGGUUUCCACUUUUGAGGACUCUGGUUGUUGUCGCUUGUUGAUCUCCACACACAAUGGGAUCAAAAGCUGUCAUUAUUUGUUGUCAUGUGUGAGUGCCUCAUGUUUUCAACAUGGCUGUAGCUUGUCAAAAUAUUCAUAGUGUGGGCUGUAGUGUGAGUUCAUGUGAAAGCUGGAUCAUAACGCUAGAAAAGCUGCCAUAUAGUUGUACUGGAAACAAACUCUCCUCUGGUGGACGCCCCAUUACUGAAGGUGGGUCUAUUAGGGGGUCUGUGGCAUGAAGGAUUGUGUCUUCCUCCAUCUGUCUCUUGCUUUGUUAGAACCAGUUUUGAUCCCAAAUUUGAGGAGGUAUGAAUUUUUCCACCUGCUGCUGCUGCUGUGAAAAUCAUAAACAGUAUUUCUCAGCCCCACUCUUCAUUAUAUUUCUGUUUCCUCUGUGCUGCCUCAGGGUGGAUCAGGCUUUAAUGUGGAGUGUUUUUUAUGAUUUAUACACAUCAGAGUUAAGGAUGUUUAAUUGCUUUGACUUUUGUUUGUUCACAUCUUCCUUUAAUAAGCCUUUCCCUUUUUUUUUUCUUUGUUUCAGACCGUCUUCAGCCAGAGCUACACCGGUCCUAGGAAAGGUAAGAAAGAAUGUCAUACAAACCUGCAAAAACAUUGAGAUUCAGUUUAACUUUCACAGCUAAAACUUCUGAUUUGGUUUAAAUGAUGGCUGACCCUCACAAAAUUAGCUACCUGAGCAUUUUUCAAACAGUUUAAAUGUCUGUGAGGACUUCCCAUUUGAAUUCAGUUGCAGAGGAACCUGUGGACAGAAUCUUUAGUUUUUUUUCUGGAAUAAAGACACAUUUCCCGUAAGCCUCAUCCCCCACUGUUGUAAAGACCUGACUCUCGCCAAAGCAUGCAUUUGUUUUGGAAGCAACUGAAUGAAGAACAGAUACUUAUUUAAACACUUCUGUCGCCGCUGAAAACAACUCUGCGGGAUGCAAAGUGACGAGGUAUCACAUUUCAUUUGUUGCUAAGUAGAGCUGCUGAAGGAAAAGUAACAACAACAAAACUUGGAUUUAUUCUGCACAGUAGUAAGGUUUUUAGUAACCAGGUUUGUGCCAACUAGGGGUGUCCAGAUACAACUUUUUAAAAUCCGAUACCGAUAUUGUAGUAGUAGGCAGGCCUGGCACACCCUAGCUUUCCUGUAAUCACUAAGACUGUCUUUCCAGAAUAAGUUAGCAGCAGUUGAUUCAAGUUUUACAGGUUUGUUUCAGCUCACAGGUUACAGUAUUAUACCACUGAGCUAAUAUCUGAUGUCUGAUAGCCAAGUGAGGUGCAUCAGGUGAAAUUAACUCAAGUUUUUGCGCUACACCGCUGACAAUAUUGCAGGCAGAAGUAACAUUUGCCUUUGGGUGGAUAAGCAACAGUGAUGAAAAGUUGAAGAAACUCACAAAGCAGAGAUAAGAGUUCAGCAUCUGGGACACAGAUGUGCUCUCUGACUGUCAAAGACUUACAGUACCGCUCUAUGUACAGAUACCUCCCUUUCCUACGGCCUCAUUUAUCAACCGUGCGUAGAAAAGGAUCUAAAUUCUCGUGUAGGAAUGAAAUUUAGAAUGUGUGUAAGUACAAAAAAAAAUCUGUAUUUAUCAAACAGGCAUACACCGCUCUUACACACACUAGUAAGUAAUCGUUGAUGAUAAAUCCCACCUGUUUUUUCCUACCGUGCUCAUGCAUGGUAAGGGUCAUUUGCAUUCAGAAAUGCCUCCAAUUGACCAUAUAUGGUAUCAACAAUCCCUUUAAAAUGCGUGAAUGAAUUUUUUCCCCCUCGCUGAAAUCAUGGAGGCGCACACUCACAGAGCUGUUCUGCAGAAUUAAUGAGUCGUGCAUUCCUCUAGGCCACCGGGCAACAACAUUUCACAGAUACAUAUGUGCAUCGCAGAUUAUUUGUGCAUUGAUUGAUUGAAAUCCUUUCUUGUUGACGCAACUGAAUUCAUUGUGUGAUGUUCCUUUUUUGCGAUGUGGUUGCAAUCUGUGGCUCCAAUUAUGUUUGGGAAUCCGGCGAUGGCGUGAAAUCCUCGUUUUGUUUCAGCUUGUUGGUGAUGUGUGUAUGAGAACUGAAUGUAAAUUGAGGCCAGAGAAAUUAUUGCAUCCAACUCUGCUGGCAUGAUUCUGCUUAGCGUUGGCUGCGAAAUGCCGCAUAUGUCUCCAAUCUCACAUUGAAAUUUUCAAGUGGCCAAAAAUCCCAGGGUGGACAGGAGCUGGAUUUGCACUGGGGUGGCUUUGGUGCGCUUUGUCUCUUGCUCCAACAGGUUGUAAAUCACACCAUAAAUCCAUUACACUGCACUACGCACCACUUUUGCACCCGUUAUCAACUGUGUACGCAGUGAUAGUAGAUCACUCGCAACACACCUACUAAUAUCACAUGCAAUUUUUUAGUUUGUGUACGCAAUUUAGCGCUCGCUAUUUUGGAUCUUAGUAGAUCAGGUCCUAAGUCUUCAACAUGGAGCAACAAAAAUCAGGGAUAAAAGUGGAUAGACAUGAUGUCUUAGCAUUGACAUCCUCUCUAUGAUUACUAAACACUCUGAUGUAACUGAUAUGGUAAUUUUCCACAUCCUUUUCAUACCCUAUUACUCACUUCCCCAUCCCCUCCUGUUGUCUGUUUUGUUAAAUGAUACUCAUUGACACACUGUAAAGAGCUGAGCUCCAUGCUAAUAUGUUCCCAAAGACAACAAUGUGCAUCAAAGGCUCUGCUAUGAUCAGGCAGCAACUCUUCAGAAACAGCUCUAUGGCCCAAGGCAAUCCAGGCCUAAUGAGUUCUAUAAUUUAACAACGGAUGGGUGGCUAUGUUGAUUUAAUGCAUGUCCAACAAGCGUUUGAGCAGCCGCUGGGUAACCAUUAAUGAAUUAGGAGGACUGUAUAAAAGAUGCUGCUGUGGGAGCUGGGUGGACAGGAUGUGUGGUAUUGAGGGCUUGUUUGGUAGCUUGUUAGCGGAGGCAGUGUGCUGUGUAUUAAUUAAGAGCACAGCCUGAAUGACGUGAUUGGUUAGAACAUGACUGCUGACAGGACAACAUUUGGAAGACGUCUGAGAUUUCCUCCUUUCUGUCUUGCUAUCUCUAUUAUUUAAAAACCAACACCAUCUAUGAAAACAUCCACAUCAUUCAUUUAACCCAAAUAUAAAAUCAUCUGUAAGUUGUUGACUGAAAACAAAGAAAAAAAUCAAGGUGAACAACCACAGUCUGGGUUGAUGUGAGAGUGUCCCAUGGGGAAAAUGAGCAGUUUUAUGAGCUUAUAUCGACCCACCUGCCCUUUGUACAUUGUGUGUUCCCCAUCAACCGCAAACUUCCAUUAAAGCCCUCAGGUCUCCUGUUAAAGGCUCUCAUGGGAAACAUGCAGAAUGUUUCAUCAGGAGGUCAAACUCAUCCCUUUUACUGCACAUUUUAUACUUAGAUUAUUCAGAUUUUUUAACCUUAGACCUAUCUUUACUGACUUUGGCUAAAUAUAUUUUGGCCGAAAGGUACAAAAGUGUUAAAAUUGCUCCAGUUAAUUUAUCCUAUAGCAGUUCUUGUCUGUAAUAGCUGCAAUGCAAUCCCAGAAGGCACAUGUCUUAGUUGAAAUAUGCCCUCUAAAAGUUUUUGUUUCUGUCACAGAGGCUCAGAUAUUUGUUUUUCUGUGUUUAGUAGCAGCAUUGCAAAAAAAGAGAGAUAGACCUAAAGAGGGGUAUGUUUUUUUUUCUGAAACACCUUAAACACGUCUCUUUUUAGCCACUUUGCUACUUUGACAAAAAAGUUAUUUCACAAGCUUUACAUCUUCAGCUCUGUCUCUUCUCUUAUUCCAGAUGGUCUCUUUCUGCAGACAUUCUUUCUUCAUGUUUUUGGAUUCAAUGGGAGCCCACCCAAACAAAACUUCAGAGUGAAAAACAUUGUUUAGUCAUGGGAGGGAUACAUUUCAAGCCGAGGGACAGCAAGUAGCUUUUUCCUUUGUCUUAUUUUUCUCCUGUUAAAAGUUUAAGAGCUCAGGUAAAAUAUUUGUCAUUUGUUUAAGACUUUAUUUUCUGAUAGGUAAGUUUAUUUGGAGAACUUUUGUUCAUUGUUUUGGCCUUUGCUCAUCUCUGAGAAUCAUUAAAUCUGCUGUUUUACUGUAAUUUAAACUGUUUUGCUGGAAGAGUGCGGGAACACGUUGUAUCAUGUCCAGGUAUCCCCUCUGUAGGGACAUAGCAAUUGUAUUUUAUUGUACAAUAUCAUAUCUUUUUGUUCAGAAACAAUUUGCGAAUCACUUUAUAAACUCUCUCACUGACUCUGCCUUCAGGCUGGUUGAACGCAGAUGAAUCCCUUUAUAAUGUUUUGUGUCCUCGUUGCUGCCAGAAGCCUGUGCUACUUGAAUAUAGCCUCAGUUAGGGUAUCUUGAUAUAGCUAUUAAGAUUGCAAACAUAAAGAUCAAAAUGAAUGAAUUAUAUCUGGAAACAUUUGAACCUAAAGUAGCAGAACUGCCUCUGGUUAUUCCCCCCUUGUGUUUAAUGAUUUCACAUCAGUUGUAACGUAUUCAUCAACCUGUAAAAAGACACUGAAUCAGACAGCGUGAUUUCAACAGAUGCUAUUAUAAGUAAUGACAAAAGGGCUCUGGUGAAAAUCAUCUGUCUCCCGCUUUAAGAAAUCACAUUACAUUUGCUAGACUUCAUUAUAUUAAAUUUUGUUCUCAUUACAAGUUUUUCACUUGAACUCGAACCAUUUGGUUUCUCUUUUAUUAUGUCAGAACACAAAGUAUUAAUCCUUUAACCCGACAGUAGGCUCAAGGUCAAAUUCACCGUUUAAUAUUGAUUUUCCAACAAAUUGCAGAGAUAGCUCCUUUGUCAUCCCUGUAUUGUCUUCAUCUUAUUCUGCCAGUAUUCAUUUCUGCAUCUGAAUGCAGAGAACAGCUUUUUCAUUAAUGCCGUUUUGUAUAAUGUGAUGUGUUUGACUUGGGUUUUUAUCAUCUGAAGCCUUUUCAUUUCCAUUCUUUCAUCUUAUGAACAAUUUGUUUGUGGUGCUUUUACACGGGCACAUCGUUGUGGGAGGGGAAUCUUCCCUAGCAGCUUGCGGGGUCCCACUUUCCUGAUUCAAUACAAGGGUUUUCACACAACCACAGGACCUUGCUAAAACUAACUCAGUCUCCAAACAGAUGAAGAAGCUGUUUUCAGAGGCGAGCUGCACAUGGAGAUAACAAUGAUGGAGACUUAAAGGCAAAUAAGUCUUGACUGUGAACCGCCCUGCAGCUUUGACGUGCUGCCUUUUCCCCGAGUGUGAUAAGGCAGACACUGCCGCAUGUGCAUAAUGUGAGGGAUGACGGUUUGAACACAUCUGAAGACUUUCAAUCUGUAUGCUUCUCUGCUGGGACAGUGAGAUAACUCUUAUUAUGCGUCUAUGUUUUCCUCUACAGCCUGCUGGGUACAGAGGUGUGGGCCCUCCAGGUAAGAGAGAUUGAGAUUGUUAGAUCAAUCAAAUAUACAUACAGUACGAUUUUAGACAAGAAACUCCCUAUUUUUUGGAGAUCGAAAAGGAGUAGGUUUAAGCUAUUUAGCUUAUGUGUACCUACUCUCAUUCCUUCCUAUUCGUUUACCAUGUUUAGAUAGAGUUUAUUCUCAUCAAACCAUCAUUUCAGGUGCUCAGGUGUCCCUGGAGCAGCAGGCCUACAUGUUGCUGACAGAGCCGGAGAGGCAGACCAUGGUUUACUACCUGCAGGAGUACCAGGAAGGACACAUCAGUGUAGAACCUCUGGCCAUGGCUCUGUUUGAGCUCUUCAACACUCAUGCAAAGGUAGCGGCUUCAGGGGAAGUUUUUUUUUUUUUUUUAACCAGAACCUUUUAAAUAAUGUAUUUAAAAAAAACUAAGUAAUAUUCAUUGGAUGAACUUUAAUGUUAGGUCAAGAAACAGAGACUCAGAUGUGUGGAGCAAACACAAAAGCGAAUUUGUACAUAAAGCUCCUCAUCCAUUUUUUAAUAUGGCUCUUUUUGUGAAAAGGUCAGGGUUGAGGAUUAAAGAUGAAAUACUUAAAAAACUGAACUUAUUAACAGUCAGGUUAGGUAUAAUUAUCAGAUGAUACUGUAUAAAACCAAGGACAAAAGAACAGCUCUCCUGAGCGAAGCCAGAACUUUCAGUGCAUCUGGGAUGAUGCUGUUUUUUUACACUUUUAAAAAAGUCCAUUGGUCCAUCCAUUCAUUUCUUUUGAGCAGAGGAUACAGCAUCCAGAAUUUCCCAGGAAAAUGAUACAUUUUGAUCCAUCAGACCACAGGACAAUUUUACCCGGAUGAAAUACAAUAAUUUGAAAUUGUUGAACAAUUUCCUCUCGCAGUUUCUUACAAAGUAGUGAACCUCUUUUGUUUGAUGGACUCAACCUCUCUGAGUACCCAUUUAAUACCAAGUUUGUUACUAACCUGUGGUAAUUGAUCUUAAUUUGUUAGCAAAGUUUUUCAAGGUGUAUUUUAGCAUUACACAACUUUUUUUUUUGUCUUCCACAACAUUUUUAAAACAUGUCACUGGCAUUAAAUUUCAAAUGAUCAUAUAUUUUCUUGCACACAAUGAAACCUUUUCAGUUUCAGCUUUUGAUAUGUUAUAUUUGCGCUAUUUUAAAUCAAAUAUAAGCUUUUGAUGACAAGAAAACAAUGAAAACCAGACUUUGGUUUUACUUCAUAUUACUCCAACUAUUUUGAAACUGGGAUUGUAUUUUAAACACAUGGUUGUCAAACAACAAAAAACACAUCAAAUAACUUUCUCUCAGUUCUUUUCAUGCUGAUUUAUGCCUAAAUAUUCAUUUUCUCUGAUGUUCAGUGUUUCAUUUGACCUGUUUCCUCUUCUCUCUGUGUCCAGCUGUCCAUGUUGUCUGAGGUGAGGAGUCUCGUGGCCCCACAGGAUCUGGAGCUGUAUGACAGGUUGGUGCUGCACCGGGAGAAGGAGGCCCACCAGGCUUGGCAUGGAGGGAUUGGAGUCAUACAUCCAGAAGCCCUCUGCACCCAUGCUGCCCCUGUGGUCCAUGAUCCAGGACACGGUGACCCCUCUGUGGUAGAUGUUUUUUCUACUACUCUUUUAAAUGUGAUGGUCAAUGUUAGAGUGUGUGGUAAUUUUCCUGAACAUGUCCCGCUCUGCCACUUCAGUGUGGCCUUGUUCAGAUAUUUGUAAUGAUAGAGCAAGAUCAGCACUGACAGGGACUCACUCGAGAAUUUUUAAAGGUUGUUUAAGGUUUUUUUUUUUUUUUUUUUUUGAAAAACAGGAAUCAAUCCUGUUCCUACAUCUUGUGACAUGGCUGCUCACCAAAUCACCUGAUGACAAAUGUUGGUAUAAAAUGUACCAAUUAAACUCUGCAAGCUAGCUGCACAAAGAGCUGCCUUUUAAUUUACUCAGUGCUAAACGAAAAAGCCUGAACCCAUAAACUGUAUAUAGAAUGGAAAGCGUCUGCCUCCUUGAUGGUUGAAGCCAUCAGGCUGCAGUGUAGGUCAUAAUCCCGCCUCCGCCAGCCAUCCUUAUGGGGCUGUGGACAACAUUUAGAAAUUUAUUACACAGAAUAUAACUUUUUCUCCCCCUUGCUUUUGAUGUUGACAUGUAGAUACUGUAAGACUGGUUUGUGCUCAAGUGAUUUUUUGUGUGCAGCUCUAUUUUUAAAAGUUAUUAGGGGGUUCAUGUUUUCUAUGAUUGACACUUGAUACAGCCUAUGGGCAUACGAAGACUGCGUAGCUCACCCGGGAAUACGCUGUUUGAGCCGAGCGUCAUCACAGCGACUCUUGGCAACCCUCCCGCCGAAUGCACACAAUGCUACUACACAAGUGGUGGAGUGUGUACAAUGCUACUGCGCAAUGUCCGUUUCUAGAAGUGGAGAAAAAACGUGGAAUUACUGAGAGCUUUUUCGGCUUCAAAUCCGUACACUGGCAGAAGGCAGAAUUAAGUUGUCCAUAGUAUAUACAGUCUGUCCCUGAAUCUUGUCAGUGGACUGACAUAAUUGGAUAACAGGUGAAAAUGUUAUGUCUGGAGGACUUCUCAGUGUCCUAACCCUAGCUGACUGAUGACUUUGGGGCAUCGACUGCAUACAAUCAGUGACUAAGUACACUGCAUGACUGUAUACUUGAUGUAAAAAAAAAACUGAAUGUCUGAAAGUUUCCUUCUGUUAAAUUCCAGUAAAAAUGAAAUUCUUGUUAUCGGGUCCCAGCAGGUGGCUAAAAAAAAUCCUGCCUUCUGCUGGGUCCCCUAGGGGAUCACAUUAAGUCUGUUGCAAGGAACAUCGGCAUCUGGUUUGACAGUAAUUUGAAUUUUGAACAACACUCCACUAAACUUGUACAGUCAUGUUUUUGUCAUCUUAGAGAUACUUGACAAAUACAAGACCUUUCAUGUUAUAAAGACAGAGAGGAUUUUACUUGCUUCUAGUUCUUCAUGUCUGGAUUACUUGAUGACAGUCUUUUUACACGUUUUAAUCAAACUUCCUUGGGCAGUCCACAGUUGGUGCAGAAAUCAGCUGCUAGGCUUUUAUGAAGAGCUGACAAAUUGAACACAUUACACCUAUUUUAGUAUUUUCACACUGGCUGCCAGGACAUUUUAGGAUUGAUUUUAAGAUUUUAGUAAUUACUUCUGAAGCUCUUAAUGGUCUCGGACCUUUAAAUCCUUCACACUCUUUACGAUCCUCAGGCGAAGGCUUUCUCACCAUUCAGACACUUGGCUGGAAAAAAAGUGGACAGAGUGUUUUUAUUCUGGGCUUCUAAGCUCUGGAAAAACCUGCCCAAGGAAAUAAAGUCGACUGAUUAAAUGGCUCAUUUAAGUUUCUUAGAACUUACUUUCUAACUUCACUUAACCUGAAAUGUAUUUGAGAGUGACCUGAUUUUAUCUCUCAAAUACGUUACUGUAUAUGUUAAUAUCUGUUAAUAUGUCAAAUAUGUUAAUAUGUUGGUCUUAUGAUAGUUGGUCCCUUUAAAAAAAAUGCAUUUUUCUAUUUCCUGCCUUUUUGAAGCACUUUGGAGUGAAGAAAGUACUCUUGAAAUAAAGAUUUAUUAUUAUUAUUAUUAUUAUUAUUAUUAUGAUAUGAUACAAUUAAAUGAAAUUUGAUAUUAUACAAUACGAUAUGGUAUGAUAGAGUCAUAUCCAAUAUGAUUCAAAACAAUAUAAUACUAUCUGAAUAUAUUAUUGAGUAAAAGUCCACCGUUCUAAACAUUUUGUCCAGCCGUCACUGACAUUCACACUAACAUGGAUGAUCCGAGACUUUCCACUUUGGUAGUCUGCGCAUGUACACGAAACACAGCAACGUGACUUAACUACAUAUUUUAGAUCUCUGCACACUGACAUUAUCCAACAGAAUCUGAUAAUGGUUAAUGUCUGGUGUACUUCACAUUGAUAACAGGCUGAAGUGAAGUAAGCGUGUCGGUGUCUUGCCAAUCUGCCGCACACAGAGAUUAGUCUCUUGAUACAGGAGGACAAGGGGAAAAUACGAGCUAUCUCCAGGCACCCAGUCACAUGAUAGAAAAAUCUUAUUUUCAAUGCAUAAGCAAAAACAUGACCAUAACACACGCACUUUUCGAGUAGGAGUGCCUCUAUGUGUGUAACCAAGGGAGGAAUGUGCAAUGUAAUCUCUAAUGGCCACCUUUUUGUCUUCUUAAUGCUUCCUGUAAGUAUAAGAUGAGUACUGCGCCACUUGGGGCUCUAGAGCAGGUUUAAGUCGGUCAAAGCUGGGUGUCAGGUUUUGUUGGAUUUACGCAACAUGGGCAUUUGUGAUAGGUGGAAAUUGAUGACUUGUGCUGUACCCAAAAAGACUUUGCUCAAGGUGGAUUCAUAGAGACUACUAUAUUUUGAGAUACUGAUACUUGAUACUUAAAAACUCAAAUGCAUGAGGUGUUAAAAAAGUCCUUCAUACGCAGCCAGGGUGACUCCCAGUUCUGACUCUUAUGAAUAAUAUCUCUAAUAAUUUUAGAGGAUCCACAUAGAUCACUGCAAGAGUGUGUGUGGAAGAGUCCCUCCAUCAGUCCAAGCCCCCUGGCAUCAGUCUUUGACACAGAGCAGCUUGUCUUUAUGUCAGGUCAGAGACUCUGUGAGAAACUAUAUUUCACUGAAGUCCACAUCUAUCCAAAGAGACCCCAUUCUGCCACGUCACAGUCUGUCUCUGUUUCACUCCCCUCUGCAGUCUAGCCUUUUAGAGGACCCAGCAAAGUUACUUAAUCCUAAAAAACUUUUUGACUUUAUCCGGAGCGCUGUGUGGAUUAUUUCCCUCUGCAGGAUUCUGGCUCUGUGCCUGACUUGAGGUGUUUUUGGUGCAUCUGUCUCAUUGUAGUCAGUUGUUUGUUGUUGCCAUCAAAGCUCGCCGGUGACAGUGUUUGCAGCAGCGCACCAUGUGUCUGUGUAAUUGCCUAAGCUGACACAGUCAUUACUGUGGUGGUGAAAUUACAACUCCUCAAUAAAAAAAGCUAAUUGUGUUUCAUUUACCGGCAGUUAGUAACUCUGCAGGAAACACUGAGAUUUAUUGUUGCAAAUCCAUGUUAUGACACAUCGUUGUCUCUUUAGAUGGAUUUUCUACGCAGGUUGGCUGCAAGAUAGUCAUUUAGAAGAACCAAUAGCUGUAAUUAACAAGGCAUUAAAUGUAGGAGCUUGCCAAGAGAGGAGGGUGGAUGUGUUUAGAGAUCAGCGUUAAAGGUUUUUGCAUGCUCAUUUUGAUAGAGCAUACAUAAAAAACCUGGAGAAAAAUUAUUGUCUAUUGUUGCAAAUAUGAAAGUAUUUGGCUACUAAAAUUUGGACAGUAAUUUGUUAAAAUCUUUAUUGCUUUUAUCAGAGUUACAAGGCGGCCCAUGCCCCCGAACAAAUUUUCAUUUUCACAAUCUGAUGAUCAGAUUAAAUACUGGUGAACAAUCACGAAUGUUACAUGAUAUCUUAUUAAAUCAAUGGUUACAAACAAACACAGAAUCAUCUCAAUGUGAAGGUACAGUUGUUCUCAGCUGUCCUUAGCCUAAUCUUUGAAUUAGGGCAAAUAAAGGGUUAGUCAGCAGCUUUGAAGUUCGAUUUUUGCCAAUCUAUUAAAGACCCACUCCGAUGAAAAUCAUGUUUGUGAAUUUCCCAGUUUGGGAUCAAUAAAAUCUAUCUAUCUAUCUAUCUAUCUAUCUAUCUAUCUAUCUAUCUAUCUAUCUAUCUAUCUAUCUAUCUAUCAUGAGAAAACUAAAAGCAAAAUUGCAUUUAGGAGGAUUUCUCCUUUCAAAUCGCUAUGAGCUUCUCACAGACCCAAACAGCAGGUUCAAACACAGUGACAUUUUCUACAUCACAAAUCCAAGCUCCGCCCCCUGAGCCCCACUGUGCAGGCCAGACUCUGAGAAGUAGAGAGGACGAUCGUGGAACAAGUGUGUGUGUUAGCAGAUUGCAGUGGCUACCUGCCACUGCUGCUGCACCGGCAAUGUUAGGUUUCAAGCUAGCAUGAGGAGGAGUGUGCAAGGCAGCGCUGUCUACGCUCACGAAUCAGAGGCCAAUUGCUAAUGAGCGACUGGAGCUCUGCAGAAGAAAAGCCCUUGAAAAUGUGAUCAUGAUUUUGGCUAAAAACUACAUAAUUACAAUUAAAAGACCACUGAGAACACUUCAAAUAGUAAAAAAAAUAUGAUCGGAGUGGGACUUGAAGAGCAAAGAGCCAACUUAGUGUGAGAUAACUAAUUCACAUUAAACACAUCACACAGGAUGUAAAGCAAGAGAUUUCCACCUGCAUGUGAAACACCUUCAUUUUAGGGCAUCUGCAGAAAUUCUGGAUAAUGCUUUGGCUGAUUUUGUUUUUCAUUGUGCAGUCAGCCACCUUGGGAAUGGUCUUUUCCACAUGUAAGAACUGUAACUGAGUAAAUAUACUGUGAAUGAAUGAAAGGGAGGUAAUCCCCCUCUAGUUGUAUAAUGUUCUGAAUGUCCGUCAGGUCUCUUGGGGCUCCCUGAAGUCCACUCUGAACAUUAUGCAGAGAUAAUAUAAUAGAGCCUGGAGCCCGAAACGGUAGAAUAAAAAGCUGUUUUUCAAAGACUUUGUUCUUACUGUACAAACUUUUCUGCCCUCAUUAUGCUGUCCUGUGGGACAAAUCUCAUCCAUCUGGUAUCUGUUAUAAGUAGGCUGGAGUGAACUAUACUCAAUUUUCAUUACAGAUUAAGCCCUGCGGUACUGAAACGCCUUAUACUGUCCCUUUCAGACUAACGCGUCUGCUGGUGGCUGGACCGAAAAAGGCGAGGAGGAGAACACUAAUGCCUUACAAAACAUUGCACUGGUAAGUGUUAGUCUUUGUUUGGAUAUAUGAGGAAGAAAAGUGUAUUUUUAUUUUAAUUCCUAGCAUCUCGACCAAACUAUUGAAGAUUUUUAACUACUUGUAAAAAAGAAACUUAGUAACAUCUGUUUUACUGCUGUAGUAAUCUGACAGCUAGAAAGGGAAAAUGAUGUAAUUAUUGGAGAAGCAUAUCUCCUUUCACACUGAAGUCAUCAAAGCAAGACAUUUGAAGGAAAAGUAAUGGUAGAUAAAAAGUUUAAAAUUUAUGGGCUGUCAAGGCUUGAUUUUUUAAGGGUUUGUGCUUGUCGUGAUCACAAGGAGGACGGCCCAAGCCACUUUUGACACUGGUCUUUUGUCACACAUAUUAAGAGUUACCUUCUUCUCCCUGACAGGAGGACAGACAGGCGUCAUGUGAGUCUCCGCCACCCUUCAGAGCUGCUCCCCACCAGGCUCAGAGCAGACAGUCUAGAGACAGAGAUCUCAGAGGGAAGCCUUCUGCCCGGCUGGUGCAGCCCGGCUCCAACCUGAUUUUCAGCGGCUCCAGUCGGCUCCUCCAAGAGUGUCUCCACAAGUCGCUUAAAUCCCUCCCCAUCGCUAACCAGCUCUCCCCAAGCUCUCCACACCAUGCCUGCGCUGGAUCCUGCCACCACACCUCUCUGCCCAACCAGCUCCACCACACCUAUCAGAGCUCCCUCCAGAUUUCUGACUCUGAACACCUCAACCACUCCCACUUCUCCCACCACUUCCACCACCACGCUGCUCCUCACAGCCGGCCCAGCUCAGGACACCACACCUGUCCGGGUUUUCUGCACCUCCGAGACUCUGCUAAACCAGAGGGUUCUGUCAGGCUAGCUUCCAGAUCCAGCUCCUAUGAGAAGGCCACUGUCUUGUCAAAGUCCGCGUCCUCCUCCAAAGCAACCUCUCCCAUGGUGUCCCCUCAUCCGUCCCCCCAUCCUUCACCAUGCCCCUCCCCCUGCCCAUCGGUCAUCACAUCUGCCGCUCCUCCCUGCAGUCCAGAUCGGCCCUGCUCACCCACCUUGACCCAGAAAAUCAUCGUAACAGACAUGAACCGGCUGUCUGCAGACUCCAGACCACAGCAGAGAGGUACACAAUGCUUUGUAUGUAUACGUUUGUGUACAUGACUGUGUUUGUGUAUGUGUGUGUCUAUGUAUAUUGUUUCCGUGUGUAGAAAUGCAUCUCAUGUUAGAUUCAUAUACAGUUCAAAAUGACAUUACGAAAGGUUAAAGGGGUAUUCCGGCAUAAAUUUAAGUUAUUGUCAAACACACUGUGACUCUGGGUUAGACACCUCCUCGCAAAGAGACCAAACACAGCUCACCCACUCUCUUCCAGCUGCCGCUUGUUUGUAGGGAGACCUCAGGCAAGUCCAUUACGAACUGCUGCGGGGUGACGCAGCUCAAGGAAGAACAUUUAUGAUCAUUUCUUUAUCAUUUCCUUGAAGUAAUAAUCACCAUAUUAAUCAUUUUGCACUGCAGAUGCGGUAGUUACCAUGUAACAGUAGUAGUACCAUGCAUUACCAUGAGGAAAUGAUUGAUUAAUUUUACUGCAAUUUUAAUUUUAUGCCAGAAUAUCCCUUUAAGCUUACUGACUGUUCAAAUUUUACAAAGUUGACUCAUUGAUAUGUUAUAGUUAGCCAUUUUGUAAACGAAAUCAGCUCAUUAGCUUAUCACAAUGCAUCCACCAUUAAAAAGGUGAUGGUCCUCAUGGGAAAUACAGUCUUUAUCCCAGAAAGAACUACCAAUCUUCAUCCAAAAUGUAAUCAGAAUAAACACGAUAUGACAAUUUAUCCUGUUUUAUUUGAAAUAAAAAAAAAUUAAGUGAAAAAAUAAAUCAAACAGCUCAUUGAGAAGAAAAUACAGUACAGAACAAAAUUAGAUAUUUAUGUAGAAUUGAUUAGAUACUACAUAUAAUGGACUGAUUCAAGGCAAGAGCUUCUAGAUGGUGUGCUAUUAGAUGAGAUGUGAAAAAAGUCAGAGAUGAAGCCCUGGCCCCUCUGAGCAGCUCUGCACCCCAAGGCGAUGAUUUGCUCGGGCAGUCACUACCACAGUCUGACCUUUGUGCAGAACAUGUGUAAAAGGUCAGUGCCCAGUACUCACACAGCGUCAGUGUCAACACAAAUAAAACUCACAGUUCUCUGCGCUGGAAGAAUCACCUUUGGUUGUGCUCUUUGUGCAAAAAUAUCAGUUUGUUGGUCUUUUUUUUUGUUUUGUUUUGAUGUCUUACUUUCAUGACAGAGUUCACGUACCAAGAGAUUCAACUUUGACUUUAUUGGCACAUGCAUUGAGAUGAUUUGAGUUUAAAUACAGAAGAGAGCAAAUCUAUUUUCUGUCACAUCCCAAGGAAAUGAGAUGCAAUCAAGAAUAUCCUAAUUGGCUGGGUAUGGGUUAAGCAUGAAAAGAGUUACCAUCUUUAUUUUCCAGUUUAGUCACACUCCGUACAGAUCUUUUAAAUAUUGGUGGGUUAAUUUUUGCAGCAAUAAAAUACAUUUUUUGGUAACAAAUACGUACAACAAUAGUUCUGAGUGAAAAGACUGUUUCCUCAAUGCUUUUAUCCAAAGCAACGUACAUUCAAGAGCAAGAAGAUACAAGCAAAGACAAGAAGAGCAAGAUUAGUAAGUGCCACAAAGUGGACAUGCAGUGUUAAAAGCAUCCCCAUCAAUUAUAUUGUCUUCACAACAACAAUUAUCAAAGGUACCAAGUGCUUGGUCUGCGACUUAAAUGCAACUGGAGUCCAAGUCUACAACUUGAGUCCCUUUCUCUGACUGGAUUAUAUUGUAAAAACACAGUAAAACUCCACUGCCAAUAUUAAAUGAUUUACUGCUAACAGUAGCGUUAGUGUUAAAAUCAAAUACAGAAGAUAGACUGUGAAAUAAAGGGAAACAGUUGUUCUUUGCAUUCAAAGUAGGGCUGGGCGAUUAACCGAAAAUCUACCGAUACCGAAAUUUACGACAAUAACCAACAUCAUUUUGCCCAUGUCGGAAUAUUCUGUGUCAAAAAAUUAAAAUAAAUAAAAGUUGGUUUUGGAUGUCUGUAGGUAGGCUAUGAUCUCAUGUCUUUAAGAUGCUGUCCUACGUCAGAGAUGUGACUCCACCCCAUUCAGUCUGUAACAAAGAGGGAAAAACAGGUGAGGAGAUGGAGGACAGUUCAAAAGUUGGAGCGACUGAAGUAGACAAAGUUAAUGUGGAAGGGGGUGAGCAGCUUGUGGAGUAGUUAUCGUCUAUUUACCGUUAUCGAGGUGAACUGCUCAAUAUGAUAUUGAUAUGAGGCCAUAUCGCCCAGUCCUAAUUCAAAGCAUCCAUUUGCACAUCUGCACACCAUCAUUUAUACUUGUUAAGGUUGGAGCUAGGGUUAGGGUUAGGUGUGGGGUUGGAGCUAGGGUUAGGGUUAGGGUUAGGGUUGGAGUUAGGGUUAGUGUUGGAGCUAGGGUUAGGGUUGGGCUUGGAGCUAGGAUUUUUCUGAGUGCAAUGAACCAACUCCCGAGUCUCUAGGACGUUCCUAAAAAAAUUUGAUUUUUUCCCAUAGGAAUGCAUGGGUUAGGGUUAGGGUUAGGGUUAGGGUUAGGGUUGGAGUUAGGGUUAGUGUUGGAGCUAGGGUUAGGGUUGGGCUUGGAGCUAGGAUUUUUCUGAGUGCAAUGAACCAACUCCCGAGUCUCUAGGACGUUCCUAAAAAAAUUUGAUUUUUUCCCAUAGGAAUGCAUGGGUUAGGGUUAGGGUUAGGGUUAGGGUUGGAGUUAGGGUUAGUGUUGGAGCUAGGGUUAGGGUUGGGCUUGGAGCUAGGAUUUUUCUGAGUGCAAUGAACCAACUCCCGAGUCUCUAGGACGUUCCUAAAAAAAUGUGAUUUUUUCCCAUAGGAAUGCAUGGGUUAGGGUUAGGGUUAGGGUUAGGGUUGGAGCUAGGGUUAGGGUUAGGGUUAGGGUUGGAGUUAGGGUUAGUGUUGGAGCUAGGGAUAGGGUUGGGCUUGGAGCUAGGAUUUUUCUGAGUGCAAUGAACCAACUCCCGAGUCUCUAGGACGUUCCUAAAAAAAUUGAUUUUUUCCCAUAGGAAUGCAUGGGUUAGGGUUAGGGUUAGGGUUGGAGCUAGGGUUAGGGUUAGGGUUAGGGUUGGAGUUAGGGUUAGUGUUGGUGCUAGGGUUAGGGUUGGGCUUGGAGCUAGGAUUUUUCUGAGUGCAAUGAACCAACUCCCUGAGUCUCUAGGACGUUCCUAAAAAAUUUGAUUUUUUCCCAUAGGAAUGCAUGGGUUAGGGUUAGGGUUAGGGUUAGGGUUGGAGUUAGGGUUAGGGUUAGGGUUAGGGUUAAGGUUGGAGCUAGGGUUAGGGUUAGGAUUAGGGUGGAGCUAGGGUUAGGGUUAGGGUUAGAGCUAGGGUUAGGGUUGGGGCUAGGGUUAGGGUUAGGGUUAGGUUUAAGGUUGGAGCUAGGGUUAGGGUUAGGGUUAGGGUUGGAGCUAGGGUUAGGGUUAGGGUUAGGGUUGGAGUUAGGGUUAGGGUUAGGGUUAAGGUUGGAGCUAGGGUUACGGUUAGGAUUAGGGUGGAGCUAGGUUUAGGGUUAGGGUUAAGGUUGGAGCUAGGGUUAGGGUUAGGGUUAGGGUUAGGAUUAGGGUGGAGCUAGGGUUAGGGUUAGAGCUAGGGUUAGGGUUGGGGCUAGGGUUAGGGUUAGGGUUAAGGUUGGAGCUAGGGUUUGGGAUAGGGUUAGGGUUGGAGCUAGGGUUAGGGUUAGGGUUAGGGUUGGAGCUAGGGUUAGGGUUAGGGUUAGGGUUGGCGUUAGGGUUAGUGUUGGAGCUAGGGUUAGGGUUGGGCUUGGAGCUAGGAUUUUUCUGAGUGCAAUGAACCAACUCCCGAGUCUCUAGGACGUUACUAAAAAAAAUGAUUUUUUCCCAUAGGAAUGCAUGGGUUAGGGUUAGGGUUAGGGUUGGAGCUAGGGUUAGGGUUAGGGUUAGGGUUGGAGUUAGGGUUAGUGUUGGAGCUAGGGUUAGGGUUGGGCUUGGAGCUAGGAUUUUUCUGAGUGCAAUGAACCAACUCCCGAGUCUCUAGGACGUUCCUAAAAAAAUUUGAUUUUUUCCCAUAGGAAUGCAUGGGUUAGGGUUAGGGUUAGGGUUAGGGUUGGAGUUAGGGUUAGUGUUGGAGCUAGGGUUAGGGUUGGGCUUGGAGCUAGGAUUUUUCUGAGUGCAAUGAACCAACUCCCGAGUCUCUAGGACGUUCCUAAAAAAAUUUGAUUUUUUCCCAUAGGAAUGCAUGGGUUAGGGUUAGGGUUAGGGUUGGAGCUAGGGUUAGGGUUAGGGUUAGGGUUGGAGUUAGGGUUAGUGUUGGAGCUAGGGUUAGGGUUGGGCUUGGAGCUAGGAUUUUUCUGAGUGCAAUGAACCAACUCCCGAGUCUCUAGGACGUUCCUGAAAAAAAUAGAUUUUUUCCCAUAGGAAUGCAUGGGUUAGGGUUAGGGUUAGGGUUGGAGCUAGGGUUAGGGUUAGGGUUAGGGUUGGAGUUAGGGUUAGGGUUAGGGUUAAGGUUGGAGCUAGGGUUACGGUUAGGAUUAGGGUGGAGCUAGGGUUAGGGUUAGGGUUAAGGUUGGAGCUAGGGUUAGGGUUAGGGUUAGGAUUAGGGUGGAGCUAGGGUUAGGGUUGGGGCUAGGGUUAGGGUUAGGGUUAAGGUUGGAGCUAGGGUUUGGGUUAGGGUUAGGGUUGGAGCUAGGGUUAGGGUUAGGGUUAGGGUUGGAGUUAGGGUUAGUGUUGGAGCUAGGGUUAGGGUUGGGCUUGGAGCUAGGAUUUUUCUGAGUGCAAUGAACCAACUCCCGAGUCUCUAGGACGUUCCUAAAAAAAAUGAUUUUUUCCCAUAGGAAUGCAUGGGUUAGGGUUAGGGUUAGGGUUGGAGCUAGGGUUAGGGUUAGGGUUAGGGUUGGAGUUAGGGUUAGUGUUGGAGCUAGGGUUAGGGUUGGGCUUGGAGCUAGGAUUUUUCUGAGUGCAAUGAACCAACUCCCGAGUCUCUAGGACGUUCCUAAAAAAAUUUGAUUUUUACCCAUAGGAAUGCAUGGGUUAGGGUUAGGGUUAGGGUUAGGGUUAGGUUUAGGGUUGGAGUUAGGGUUAGGGUUAGGGUUAAGGUUGGAGCUAGGGUUAGGGUUAGGGUUAGGAUUAGGGUGGAGCUAGGGUUAGGGUUAGGGUUAGAGCUAGGGUUAGGGUUGGGGCUAGGGUUAGGGUUAGGGUUAGGUUUAAGGUUGGAGCUAGGGUUAGGGUUAGGGUUAGGGUUGGAGCUAGGGUUAGGGUUAGGGUUAAGGUUGGAGCUAGGGUUACGGUUAGGGUUAGGGUUAGUAUUAGGGUGGAGCUAGGAUUAGGGUUAGGGUUAAGGUUGGAGCUAGGGUUAGGGUUAGGGUUAGGAUUAGGGUGGAGCUAGGGUUAGGGUUAGGGUUAGAGCUAGGGUUAGGGUUGGGGCUAGGGUAAGGGUUAGGGUUAAGGUUGGAGCAAGGGUUUGGGUUAGGGUUAGGGUUGGAGCUAGAGUUAGGGUUAGGGUUAGGGUUGGCGUUAGGGUUAGUGUUGGAGCUAGGGUUAGGGUUGGGCUUGGAGCUAGGAUUUUUCUGAGUGCAAUGAACCAACUCCCGAGUCUCUAGGACCUUCCUAAAAAAAUUUGAUUUUUUCCCAUAGGAAUGCAUGGGUUAGGGUUAGGGUUAGGGUUGGAGCUAGGGUUAGGGUUAGGGUUAGGGUUGGAGUUAGGGUUAGUGUUGGAGCUAGGGUUAGGGUUGGGCUUGGAGCUAGGAUUUUUCUGAGUGCAAUGAACCAACUCCUGAUUCUCUAGGACGUUCCUAAAAAAAUUUGAUUUUUUCCCAUAGGAAUGCAUGGGUUAGGGUUAGGGUUAGGGUUGGAGCUAGGGUUAGGGUUAGGGUUGGAGUUAGGGUUAGUGUUGGAGCUAGGGUUAGGGUUGGGCUUGGAGCUAGGAUUUUUCUGAGUGCAAUGAACCAACUCCCGAGUCUCUAGGACGUUCCUAAAAAAAUUAGAUUUUUUCCCAUAGGAAUGCAUGGGUUAGGGUUAGGGUUAGGGUUAGGGUUGGAGUUAGGGUUAGUGUUGGAGCUAGGGUUAGGGUUGGGCUUGGAGCUAGGAUUUUUCUGAGUGCAAUGAACCAACUCCCGAGUCUCUAGGACGUUCCUAAAAAAAUUUGAUUUUUUCCCAUAGGAAUGCAUGGGUUAGGGUUAGGGUUAGGGUUAGGGUUGGAGUUAGGGUUAGUGUUGGAGCUAGGGUUAGGGUUGGGCUUGGAGCUAGGAUUUUUCUGAGUGCAAUGAACCAACUCCCGAGUCUCUAGGACGUUCCUAAAAAAAUUUGAUUUUUUCCCAUAGGAAUGCAUGGGUUAGGGUUAGGGUUAGGGUUAGGGUUGGAGCUAGGGUUAGGGUUAGGGUUAGGGUUAAGGUUUGAGCUAGGGUUAGGGUUAGGGUUAGGAUUAGGGUGGAGCUAGGGUUAGGGUAAGGGUUAGAGCUAGGGUUAGGGUUGGGGCUAGGGUUAGGGUUAGGGUUAGGUUUAAGGUUGGAGCUAGGGUUAGGGUUAGGGUUAGGGUUGGAGCUAGGGUUAGGGUUAGGGUUAGGGUUGGAGUUAGGGUUAGGGUUAGGGUUAAGGUUGGAGCUAGGGUUACGGUUAGGAUUAGGGUGGAGCUAGGGUUAGGGUUAGGGUUAAGGUUGGAGCUAGGGUUAGGGUUAGGGUUAGGAUUAGGGUGGAGCUAGGGUUAGGGUUAGAGCUAGGGUUAGGGUUGGGGCUAGGGUAAGGGUUAGGGUUAAGGUUGGAGCUAGGGUUUGGGUUAGGGUUAGGGUUGGAGCUAGGGUUAGGGUUAGGGUUAGGGUUGGAGUUAGGGUUAGUGUUGGAGCUAGGGUUAGGGUUGGGCUUGGAGCUAGGAUUUUUCUGAGUGCAAUGAACCAACUCCCCAGUCUCUAGGACGUUCCUAAAAAAAUUGAUUUUUUCCCAUAGGAAUGCAUGGGUUAGGGUUAGGGUUAGGGUUGGAGCUAGGGUUAGGGUUAGGGUUAGGGUUGGAGUUAGGGUUAGUGUUGGAGCUAGGGUUAGGGUUGGGCUUGGAGCUAGGAUUUUUCUGAGUGCAAUGAACCAACUCCCGAGUCUCUAGGACGUUCCUAAAAAAAUUUGAUUUUUACCCAUAGGAAUGCAUGGGUUAGGGUUAGGGUUAGGGUUGGAGCUAGGGUUAGGGUUAGGGUUAGGGUUGGAGUUAGGGUUAGUGUUGGAGCUAGGGUUAGGGUUGGGCUUGGAGCUAGGAUUUUUCUGAGUGCAAUGAACCAACUCCCGAGUCUCUAGGACGUUCCUGAAAAAAAUAGAUUUUUUCCCAUAGGAAUGCAUGGGUUAGGGUUAGGGUUAGGGUUGGAGCUAGGGUUAGGGUUAGGGUUAGGGUUGGAGUUAGGGUUAGGGUUAGGGUUAAGGUUGGAGCUAGGGUUACGGUUAGGAUUAGGGUGGAGCUAGGGUUAGGGUUAGGGUUAAGGUUGGAGCUAGGGUUAGGGUUAGGGUUAGGAUUAGGGUGGAGCUAGGGUUAGGGUUAGAGCUAGGGUUAGGGUUGGGGCUAGGGUUAGGGUUAGGGUUAAGGUUGGAGCUAGGGUUUGGGUUAGGGUUAGGGUUGGAGCUAGGGUUAGGGUUAGGGUUAGGGUUGGAGUUAGGGUUAGUGUUGGAGCUAGGGUUAGGGUUGGGCUUGGAGCUAGGAUUUUUCUGAGUGCAAUGAACCAACUCCCGAGUCUCUAGGACGUUCCUAAAAAAAAUGAUUUUUUCCCAUAGGAAUGCAUGGGUUAGGGUUAGGGUUAGGGUUGGAGCUAGGGUUAGGGUUAGGGUUAGGGUUGGUGUUAGGGUUAGUGUUGGAGCUAGGGUUAGGGUUGGGCUUGGAGCUAGGAUUUUUCUGAGUGCAAUGAACCAACUCCCGAGUCUCUAGGACGUUCCUAAAAAAAUUUGAUUUUUACCCAUAGGAAUGCAUGGGUUAGGGUUAGGGUUAGGGUUAGGGUUAGGUUUAGGGUUGGAGUUAGGGUUAGGGUUAGGGUUAAGGUUGGAGCUAGGGUUAGGGUUAGGGUUAGGAUUAGGGUGGAGCUAGGGUUAGGGUUAGGGUUAGAGCUAGGGUUAGGGUCUGGGCUAGGGUUAGGGUUAGGGUUAGGUUUAAGGUUGGAGCUAGGGUUAGGGUUAGGGUUAGGGUUGGAGCUAGGGUUAGGGUUAGGGUUAAGGUUGGAGCUAGGGUUACGGUUAGGGUUAGGGUUAGUAUUAGGGUGGAGCUAGGAUUAGGGUUAGGGUUAAGGUUGGAGCUAGGGUUAGGGUUAGGGUUAGGAUUAGGGUGGAGCUAGGGUUAGGGUUAGGGUUAGAGCUAGGGUUAGGGUUGGGGCUAGGGUAAGGGUUAGGGUUAAGGUUGGAGCAAGGGUUUGGGUUAGGGUUAGGGUUGGAGCUAGAGUUAGGGUUAGGGUUAGGGUUGGAGUUAGGGUUAGUGUUGGAGCUAGGGUUAGGGUUGGGCUUGGAGCUAGGAUUUUUCUGAGUGCAAUGAACCAACUCCCGAGUCUCUAGGACAUUCCUAAAAAAAAUUGAUUUUUUCCCAUAGGAAUGCAUGGGUUAGGGUUAUGGUUAGGGUUAGGGUUGGAGCUAGGGUUAGGGUUAGGGUUAGGGUUGGAGUUAGGGUUAGUGUUGGAGCUAGGGUUAGGGUUGGGCUUGGAGCUAGGAUUUUUCUGAGUGCAAUGAACCAACUCCCGAGUCUCUAGGACGUUCCUAAAAAAUUUUGAUUUUUUCCCAUAGGAAUGCAUGGGUUAGGGUUAGGGUUAGGGUUGGAGCUAGGGUUAGGGUUAGGGUUAGGGUUAGGGUUGGAGUUAGGGUAAGUGUUGGAGCUAGGGUUAGGGUUGGGCUUGGAGCUAGGAUUUUUCUGAGUGCACUGAACCAACUCCCGAGUCUCUAGGACAUUCCUAAAAAAAUUUGAUUUUUUCCCAUAGGAAUGCAUGGGUUAGGGUUAGGGUUAGGGUUGGAGCUAGGGUUAGGGUUAGGGUUAGGGUUGGAGUUAGGGUUAGUGUUGGAGCUAGGGUUAGGGUUGGGCUUGGAGCUAGGAUUUUUCUGAGUGCAAUGAACCAACUCCCGAGUCUCUAGGACAUUCCUAAAAAAAUUUGAUUUUUUCCCAUAGGAAUGCAUGGGUUAGGGUUAUGGUUAGGGUUAGGGUUGGAGGUAGGGUUAGGGUUAGGGUUAGGGUUGGAGUUAGGGUUAGUGUUGGAGCUAGGGUUAGGGUUGGGCUUGGAGCUAGGAUUUUUCUGAGUGCAAUGAACCAACUCCCGAGUCUCUAGGACGUUCCUAAAAAAAUUUGAUUUUUUCCCAUAGGAAUGCAUGGGUUAGGGUUAGGGUUAGGGUUGGAGCUAGGGUUAGGGUUAGGGUUAGGGUCGGAGUUAGGGUUAGUGUUGGAGCUAGGGUUAGGGUUGGGCUUGGAGCUAGGAUUUUUCUGAGUGCAAUGAACCAACUCCUGAGUCUCUAGGACAUUCCUAAAAAAAUUUGAUUUUUUCCCAUAGGAAUGCAUGGGUUAGGGUUAGGGUUAGGGUUGGAGCUAGGGUUAGGGUUAGGGUUAGGGUUGGAGUUAGGGUUAGGGUUGGGCUUGGAGCUAGGAUUUUUCUGAGUGCACUGAACCAACUCCCGAGUCUCUAGGACAUUCCUAAAAAAAUUUGAUUUUUUCCCAUAGGAAUGCAUGGGUUAGGGUUAUGGUUAGGGUUAGGGUUGGAGCUAGGGUUAGGGUUAGGGUUAGGGUUGGAGUCAGGGUUAGUGUUGGAGCUAGGGUUAGGGUUGGGCUUGGAGCUAGGAUUUUUCUGAGUGCAAUGAACCAACUCCCGAGUCUCUAGGACGUUCCUAAAAAAAUUUGAUUUUUUCCCAUAGGAAUGCAUGGGUUAGGGUUAGGGUUAGGGUUGGAGCUAGGGUUAGGGUUAGGGUUAGGGUUGGAGUUAGGGUUAGUGUUGGAGCUAGGGUUAGGGUUGGGCUUGGAGCUAGGAUUUUUCUGAGUGCAAUGAACCAACUCCCGAUCCUCUAGGACGUUCCUAAAAAAUUUUGAUUUUUUCCCAUAGGAAUGCAUGGGUUAGGGUUAGGGUUAGGGUUGGAGCUAGGGUUAGGGUUAGGGUUAGGGUUAGGGUUGGAGUUAGGGUAAGUGUUGGAGCUAGGGUUAGGGUUGGGCUUGGAGCUAGGAUUUUUCUGAGUGCACUAAACCAACUCCCGAGUCUCUAGGACAUUCCUAAAAAAAAUUGAUUUUUUCCCAUAGGAAUGCAUGGGUUAGGGUUAGGGUUAGGGUUGGAGCUAGGGUUAGGGUUAGGGUUAGGGUUGGAGUUAGGGUUAGUGUUGGAGCUAGGGUUAGGGUUGGGCUUGGAGCUAGGAUUUUUCUGAGUGCACUGAACCAACUCCCGAGUCUCUAGGACAUUCCUAAAAAAAUUUGAUUUUUUCCCAUAGGAAUGCAUGGGUUAGGGUUAUGGUUAGGGUUAGGGUUGGAGCUAGGGUUAGGGUUAGGGUUAGGGUUGGAGUUAGGGUUAGUGUUGGAGCUAGAGUUAGGGUUGGGCUUGGAGCUAGGAUUUUUCUGAGUGCAAUGAACCAACUCCCGAGUCUCUAGGACGUUCCUAAAAAAAUUUGAUUUUUUUCCCAUAGGAAUGCAUGGGUUAGGGUUAGGGUUAGGGUUGGAGCUAGGGUUAGGGUUAGGGUUAGGGUUGGAGUUAGGGUUAGUGUUGGAGCUAGGGUUAGGGUUGGGCUUGGAGCUAGGAUUUUUCUGAGUGCAAUGAACCAACUCCUGAGUCUCUAGCACAUUCCUAAAAAAAUUUGAUUUUUUCCCAUAGGAAUGCAUGGGUUAGGGUUAGGGUUAGGGUUGGAGCUAGGGUUAGGGUUAGGGUUAGGGUUGGAGUUAGGGUUAGUGUUGGAGCUAGGGUUAGGGUUGGGCUUGGAGCUAGGAUUUUUCUGAGUGCAAUGAACCAACCCCCGAGUCUCUAGGACGUUCCUAAAAAAAAUUGAUUUUUUCCCAUAGGAAUGCAUGGGUUAGGGUUAGGGUUAGGGUUAGGGUUGGAGCUAGGGUUAGGGUAAGGGUUAGGGUUGGAGUUAGGGUUAGUGUUGGAGCUAGGGUUAGGGUUGGGCUUGGAGCUAGGAUUUUUCUGAGUGCAAUGAACCAACUCCCGAGUCUCUAGGACGUUCCUAAAAAAAUUUGAUUUUUUCCCAUAGGAAUGCAUGGGUUAGGGUUAGGGUUAGGGUUGGAGCUAGGGUUAGGGUUAGGGUUAGGGUUGGAGUUAGGGUUAGUGUUGGAGCUAGGGUUAGGGUUGGGCUUGGAGCUAGGAUUUUUCUGAGUGCAAUGAACCAACUCCCGAGUCUCUAGGACGUUCGUAAAAAAAAUUGAUUUUUUCCCAUAGGAAUGCAUGGGUUAGGGUUAGGGUUAGGGUUGGAGCUAGGGUUAGGGUUAGGGUUAGGGUUGGAGUUAGGGUUAGUGUUGGAGCUAGGGUUAGGGUUGGGCUUGGAGCUAGGAUUUUUCUGAGUGCACUGAACCAACUCCCGAGUCUCUAGGACAUUCCUAAAAAAAUUUGAUUUUUUCCCAUAGGAAUGCAUGGGUUAGGGUUAGGGUUAGGGUUGGAGCUAGGGUUAGGGUUAGGGUUAGGGUUGGAGUUAGGGUUAGUGUUGGAGCUAGGGUUAGGGUUGGGCUUGGAGCUAGGACUUUUCUGAGUGCAAUGAACCAACUCCCGAGUCUCUAGGAUGUUCCCUAAAAAAAUUUGAUUUUUUCCCAUAGGAAUGCAUGGGUUAGGGUUAGGGUUGGAGCUAGGGUUAGGGUUAGGGUUAGGGUUGGAGUUAGGGUUAGUGUUGGAGCUAGGGUUAGGGUUGGGCUUGGAGCUAGGAUUUUUCUGAGUGCACUGAACCAACUCCCGAGUCUCUAGGACAUUCCUAAAAAAAUUUGAUUUUUUCCCAUAGGAAUGCAUGGGUUAGGGUUAGGGUUAGGGUUGGAGCUAGGGAUAGGGUUGGGGUUAGGGUUGGAGUUAGGGUUAGUAUUGGAGCUAGGGUUAGGGUUGGGCUUGGAGCUAGGAUUUUUCUGAGUGCAAUGAACCAACUCCCGAGUCUCUAGGACGUUCCUAAAAAAAUUUGAUUUUUUCCCAUAGGAAUGCAUGGGUUAGGGUUAUGGUUAGGGUUAGGGUUGGAGCUAGGGUUAGGGUUAGGGUUAGGGUUGGAGUUAGGGUUAGUGUUGGAGCUAGGGUUAGGGUUGGGCUUGAAGCUAGGAUUUUUCUGAGUGCAAUGAACCAACCCCCGAGUCUCUAGGACGUUCCUAAAAAAAUUUGAUUUUUUCCCAUAGGAAUGCAUGGGUUAGGUUUAUGGUUAGGGUUAGGGUUGGAGCUAGGGUUAGGGUUAGGGUUAGGGUUGGAGUUAGGGUUAGUGUUGGAGCUAGGGUUAGGGUUGGGCUUGGAGCUAGGAUUUUUCUGAGUGCAAUGAACCAACUCCCGAGUCUCUAGGACGUUCCUAAAAAAAUUUGAUUUUUUCCCAUAGGAAUGCAUGGGUUAGGGUUAGGGUUAGGGUUGGAGCUAGGGUUAGGGUUAGGGUUAGGGUUGGAGUUAGGGUUAGUGUUGGAGCUAGGGUUAGGGUUGGGCUUGGAGCUAGGAUUUUUCUGAGUGCAAUGAACCAACUCCCGAGUCUCUAGGACGUUCGUAAAAAAAUUUGAUUUUUUCCCAUAGGAAUGCAUGGGUUAGGGUUAGGGUUAGGGUUGGAGCUAGGGUUAGGGUUAGGGUUAGGGUUGGAGUUAGGGUUAGUUUUGGAGCUAAGGUUAGGGUUGGGCUUAGAGCUAGGAUUUUUCUGAGUGCACUGAACCAACUCCCGAGUCUCUAGGACGUUCCUAAAAAAAAUUUGAUUUUUUUCCCAUAGGAAUGCAUGGGUUAGGGUUAGGGUUAGGGUUGGAGCUAGGGUUAGGGUUAGGGUUAGGGUUGGAGUUAGGGUUAGUGUUGGAGCUAGGGUUAGGGUUGGGCUUGGAGCUAGGACUUUUCUGAGUGCAAUGAACCAACUCCCGAGUCUCUAGGAUGUUCCCUUAAAAAAUUUGAUUUUUUCCCAUAGGAAUGCAUGGGUUAGGGUUAGGGUUAGGGUUGGAGCUAGGGUUAGGGUUAGGGUUAGGGUUGGAGUUAGGGUUAGUGUUGGAGCUAGGGUUAGGGUUGGGCUUGGAGCUAGGAUUUUUCUGAGUGCACUGAACCAACUCCCGAGUCUCUAGGACAUUCCUAAAAAAUUUGAUUUUUUUCCCAUAGGAAUGCAUGGGUUAAAGUUAUGGUUAGGGUUAGGGUUGGAGCUAGGGUUAGGGUUAGGGUUAGGGUUGGAGUUAGGGUUAGUGUUGGAGCUAGGGUUAGGGUUGGGCUUGGAGCUAGGAUUUUUCUGAGUGCACUGAACCAACUCCCGAGUCUCUAGGACAUUCCUAAAAAAAUUUGAUUUUUUUCCCAUAGGAAUGCAUGGGUUAGGGUUAUGGUUAGGGUUAGGGUUGGAGCUAGGGUUAGGGUUAGGGUUAGGGUUGGAGUUAGGGUUAGUGUUGGAGCUAGGGUUAGGGUUGGGCUUGGAGCUAGGAUUUUUCUGAGUGCAAUGAACCAACUCCCGAGUCUCUAGGACGUUCCUAAAAAAUUUUGAUUUUUUCCCAUAGGAAUGCAUGGGUUAGGGUUAGGGUUAGGGUUGGAGCUAGGGUUAGGGUUAGGGUUAGGGUUAGGGUUGGAGUUAGGGUAAGUGUUGGAGCUAGGGUUAGGGUUGGGCUUGGAGCUAGGAUUUUUCUGAGUGCACUGAACCAACUCCCGAGUCUCUAGGACAUUCCUAAAAAAAUUUGAUUUUUUCCCAUAGGAAUGCAUGGGUUAGGGUUAGGGUUAGGGUUGGAGCUAGGGUUAGGGUUAGGGUUAGGGUUGGAGUUAGGGUUAGUGUUGGAGCUAGGGUUAGGGUUGGGCUUGGAGCUAGGAUUUUUCUGAGUGCACUGAACCAACUCCCGAGUCUCUAGGACAUUCCUAAAAAAAUUUGAUUUUUUCCCAUAGGAAUGCAUGGGUUAGGGUUAUGGUUAGGGUUAGGGUUGGAGCUAGGGUUAGGGUUAGGGUUAGGGUUAGGGUUGGAGUUAGGGUUAGUGUUGGAGCUAGGGUUAGGGUUGGGCUUGGAGCUAGGAUUUUUCUGAGUGCAAUGAACCAACUCCCGAGUCUCUAGGACGUUCCUAAAAAAAUUUGAUUUUUUCCCAUAGGAAUGCAUGGGUUAGGGUUAGGGUUAGGGUUGGAGCUAGGGUUAGGGUUAGGGUUAGGGUUAGGGUUGGAGUUAGGGUAAGUGUUUGAGCUAGGGUUAGGGUUGGGCUUGGAGCUAGGAUUUUUCUGAGUGCACUGAACCAACUCCCGAGUCUCUAGGACAUUCCUAAAAAAAUUUGAUUUUUUCCCAUAGGAAUGCAUGGGUUAGGGUUAUGGUUAGGGUUAGGGUUGGAGCUAGGGUUAGGGUUAGGGUUAGGGUUGGAGUUAGGGUUAGUGUUGGAGCUAGGGUUAGGGUUGGGCUUGGAGCUAGGAUUUUUCUGAGUGCACUGAACCAACUCCCGAGUCUCUAGGACAUUCCUAAAAAAAUUUGAUUUUUUCCCAUAGGAAUGCAUGGGUUAGGGUUAGGGUUAGGGUUGGAGCUAGGGUUAGGGUUAGGGUUAGGGUUGGAGUUAGGGUUAGUGUUGGAGCUAGGGUUAGGGUUGGGCUUGGAGCUAGGAUUUUUCUGAGUGCACUGAACCAACUCCCGAGUCUCUAGGACAUUCCUAAAAAAAUUUGAUUUUUUCCCAUAGGAAUGCAUGGGUUAGGGUUAUGGUUAGGGUUAGGGUUGGAGCUAGGGUUAGGGUUAGGGUUAGGGUUGGAGUUAGGGUUAGUGUUGGAGCUAGGGUUAGGGUUGGGCUUGGAGCUAGGAUUUUUCUGAGUGCAAUGAGUCAACUCCCGAGUCUCUAGGACGUUCCUAAAAAAUUUUGAUUUUUUCCCAUAGGAAUGCAUGGGUUAGGGUUAGGGUUAGGGUUGGAACUAGGGUUAGGGUUAGGGUUAGGGUUAGGGUUAGGGUUGGAGUUAGGGUAAGUGUUUGAGCUAGGGUUAGGGUUGGGCUUGGAGCUAGGAUUUUUCUGAGUGCACUGAACCAACUCCCGAGUCUCUAGGACAUUCCUAAAAAAAUUUGAUUUUUUCCCAUAGGAAUGCAUGGGUUAGGGUUAUGGUUAGGGUUAGGGUUGGAGCUAGGGUUAGGGUUAGGGUUAGGGUUGGAGUUAGGGUUAGUGUUGGAGCUAGGGUUAGGGUUGGGCUUGGAGCUAGGAUUUUUCUGAGUGCACUGAACCAACUCCCGAGUCUCUAGGACAUUCCUAAAAAAAUUUGAUUUUUUCCCAUAGGAAUGCAUGGGUUAGGGUUAGGGUUAGGGUUGGAGCUAGGGUUAGGGUUAGGGUUAGGGUUGGAGUUAGGGUUAGUGUUGGAGCUAGGGUUAGGGUUGGGCUUGGAGCUAGGAUUUUUCUGAGUGCACUGAACCAACUCCCGAGUCUCUAGGACAUUCCUAAAAAAAUUUGAUUUUUUUCCCAUAGGAAUGCAUGGGUUAGGGUUAUGGUUAGGGUUAGGGUUGGAGCUAGGGAUAGGGUUAGGGUUAGGGUUGGAGUUAGGGUUAGUGUUGGAGCUAGGGUUAGGGUUGGGCUUGGAGCUAGGAUUUUUCUGAGUGCAAUGAACCAACUCCCGAGUCUCUAGGACGUUCCUAAAAAAAUUUGAUUUUUUCCCAUAGGAAUGCAUGGGUUAGGGUUAGGGUUAGGGUUGGAGCUAGGGAUAGGGUUAGGGUUAGGGUUGGAGUUAGGGUUAGUGUUGGAGCUAGGGUUAGGGUUGGGCUUGGAGCUAGGAUUUUUCUGAGUGCAAUGAACCAACUCCCGAGUCUCUAGGACGUUCCUAAAAAAAUUUGAUUUUUUCCCAUAGGAAUGCAUGGGUUAGGGUUAUGGUUAGGGUUAGGGUUGGAGCUAGGGUUAGGGUUAGGGUUAGGGUUGGAGUUAGGGUUAGUGUUGGAGCUAGGGUUAGGGUUGGGCUUGGAGCUAGGAUUUUUCUGAGUGCAAUGAACCAACCCCGAGUCUCUAGGACGUUCCUAAAAAAAUUUGAUUUUUUCCCAUAGGAAUGCAUGGGUUAGGGUUAUGGUUAGGGUUAGGGUUGGAGCUAGGGUUAGGGUUAGGGUUAGGGUUGGAGUUAGGGUUAGUGUUGGAGCUAGGGUUAGGGUUGGGCUUGGAGCUAGGAUUUUUCUGAGUGCAAUUAACCAACUCCCGAGUCUCUAGGACGUUCGUAAAAAAAUUUAAUUUUUUCCCAUAGGAAUGCAUGGGUUAGGGUUAGGGUUAGGGUUGGAGCUAGGGUUAGGGUUAGGGUUAGGGUUGGAGUUAGGGUUAGUUUUGGAGCUAAGGUUAGGGUUGGGCUUGGAGCUAGGAUUUUUCUGAGUGCACUGAACCAACUCCCGAGUCUCUAGGACAUUCCUAAAAAAUUUGAUUUUUUCCCAUAGGAAUGCAUGGGUUAAAGUUAUGGUUAGGGUUAGGGUUGGAGCUAGGGUUAGGGUUAGGGUUAGGGUUGGAGUUAGGGUUAGUGUUGGAGCUAGGGUUAGGGUUGGGCUUGGAGCUAGGAUUUUUCUGAGUGCAAUGAACCAACUCCCGAGUCUCUAGGACAUUCCUAAAAAAAAUUUGAUUUUUUCCCAUAGGAAUGCAUGGGUUAGGGUUAUGGUUAGGGUUAGGGUUGGAGCUAGGGUUAGGGUUAGGGUUAGGGUUGGAGUUAGGGUUAGUGUUGGAGCUAGGGUUAGGGUUGGGCUUGGAGCUAGGAUUUUUCUGAGUGCACUGAACCAACUCCCGAGUCUCUAGGACAUUCCUAAAAAAAAUUGAUUUUUUCCCAUAGGAAUGCAUGGGUUAGGGUUAGGGUUAGGGUUGGAGCUAGGGUUAGGGUUAGGGUUAGGGUUGGAGUUAGGGUUAGUGUUGGAGCUAGGGUUAGGGUUGGGCUUGGAGCUAGGAUUUUUCUGAGUGCAAUGAACCAACUCCCGAGUCUCUAGGACAUUCCUAAAAAAAUUUGAUUUUUUCCCAUAGGAAUGCAUGGGUUAGGGUUAGGGUUAGGGUUGCAGCUAGGGUUAGGGUUAGGGUUAGGGUUGGAGUUAGGGUUAGUGUUGGAGCUAGGGUUAGGGUUGGGCUUGGAGCUAGGAUUUUUCUGAGUGCACUGAACCAACUCCCGAGUCUCUAGGACAUUCCUAAAAAAAUUUGAUUUUUUCCCAUAGGAAUGCAUGGGGAAAAAAAAUUGAAAAAAAGUGCCAACCCAAUUUUUCACCUUCCAGAAUUGUGUUAGGAGCACGUUUCAGGGCACGGCGAGUCUAUAGAACCUAAUUCUGGGGGAAGUUUUUUGAAAAGUUUACUUUGGGUUUGGGUUAGGGUUAGGGUUAAAUGAACAAAUUGUCUCUGAAUCCUUGUGUUUUCAUGAGUACACCCCAUGGAGGUUGAAUGACCAAGCCACUGUGUUUUACAAAGUAAUUGAUUUAGUGAUCCUUUUUUCAGUGAUUUCCUUUCAUUUAUACACACCCUAAUGGACAUUGUUCACGAGGUAAAGCUUGUCUCUAAUAACAAUUUUCCCUGCAAAGGUAGAAAAGAGCCACUCCCAGAUUAUAUUCCACACUCCUCUUCACAUGUGUGUUGCCUCUUUCCUCUCUUCACUAACAUUUUGUUGACUCAUCCAGGAGCCACGCUGUCCCAGCUGUCAGACAGCGGCCAGACUCUGAGUGAAGACAGCGGGGUGGAUAUAGCCGAGGCAGGGGGCCUCAGUAAGGACGGCAGCCCCCGACCCAGCAAGAACCAGCAGGGCCACCAAGAACAGCCAGGGGCCCAGGCACCUCCAGCAAGAGCCACCAGACAGGUGAGUAGUUCACUCUGUCAUAAGUAACCACCUGAACUUUGCAGGUCUUGUCUAGAUCAGGAAAAACAUGUUGUAGAGCUGAAAAAAAAACUUAAAUCUUGUUGGUUGUUGCCAACAGCAGACUGCCUCACCAGUCCCAGCAGCAACAGCUACCAGAGUGCGGGUAAUGAAGAACGCCAGUACCUUAGGAAUUGCUAUAGAGGGUGGAGCCAACACACGACAACCUCUACCACGUAUCGUCACUAUCCAGGUAAAACAGAAGUGCUCUUGUGCUAAGAUAACUGAUGGGCAGGGAACAGUUUUUCAAAACAGUUAAGCUAAUCGGGUCAAACUCUUUUAGGAAAGUUUGUCCGCAGCCCCAUAAGCUUUGCUGGCGGAGGCGGGAUUUAUGACCUAUACUGCAGCCUGUCACCAGAGGGUGCUGUUCUUGGAGUGGCUUCACCCAGCGAGGAGAUAGACGGCGUCCAUUUUAUAUACAGACUAUGGUCAUACCUCCCGUUUGUGUGGUAUCAAACUUUUAUGCAGGAUACGAUCUAAAAAUUUCAAGCGUCUCAAAAUCAUGGCCCUUGCAGUAAGAAAAAUGUCCAUAAUAAGGUGUUGGCAGGGUGGAGUCCAGCACGCACAGCUUAGUAAAUGAACUAAUUCCAAUUUAUAGUACUGCUGUAGUUAUGUAGAGGGGGUGUUAUGCAAUGUUUUAAAACUCUACAGCUCCUUUGAUACCUCUUUAAUGCUUUACAUGAUUUCCAGAUUUUAAAAAAAAGCCUCUUGUUCAGCCUCAAUCUGAAAUGGUCUGUUUUUGCUGCUUUCUAUUUACACCCAAGUCUUGCGGGUGAUUUGUCUUUCUGACUUCUACAAAUUGGAAAUUAAACAGAGCACUACAUUUCUCCAAGUAUUUUCAACAAGCUGGGGGUCAAAAGUUGAUAUUAUCAGUUAAUUACUGAAGGAGGUACAGGCUCAGUUACCCCGGCAGUCACACACACACACAGACACACACAUAAUUUGGUGUUGUGCACAGGACGUCCUUGAUGGAUUUUUGUGAAUGUGCAGUGAUUUCCAUAACAAUGGCGAGUCUCUCUGUUCUCUGUGGGUCUCAGGAUUUCAGCAUGACAGUGAUUGUUAGUCUGAAUGUUGAUGACCCUCACAGUCAUUACACAGCUCAUCGAACACAACGUCCCCUACAAUCAGUGUGACAUUGUGACAUGAAAACAUGCAUCUGUCCAAUUAUAUUCCCAUCGUUUUAUGAGGUUUAAAUCAAAUGAGUCUCAGGUUUCUGUGUUCCCGAUGACUGCACAUGGACAGUGGCAUCACUGUGAGUGCUAAAGAGACAGAACUGUUAGAUCUGAUUGAAGAUUUAGCCUCUCUAAAAAUGGCUGGGUUGACAGAGAUGACAAAAGAGGUGGUGAAGAAGACAUUUUAGUUGCUGUGCUUGAAGAUCAUCCAACUCUUGCUCACUCUUGGGGCAUUAUCCAAACCAACUUGUCAAGGUCUGACAAAGUUUGCUGCAGUUUGCUUUGUCUUGCAGUUUUUGAGAGGUUUGAUUCUAAUAUCACAGAUUUGCUGUGAUGGAUUAACAAAAGCUAAUAUGCUAGAAACGUCAGAAAAUCUUCCAAAUGUGUUGAUUUCAUCCAACGCUAAUACAGAUAAAACUGAGAUGGUUCGCAGAAUGGUUUAAUUCAUGCUAGUCUACAACUCUCAUGGAACUACAGAUGAGAAGGCACCGCACUGAGGAUAGUUUGAGACCUGAUCACCAAGUCCACAUACAGAGGUGUUCUGGGACCCAUUUGUCAAGAUCUCUCUGGCAGUAUUAUAGUAAUAUAUUUAGGCAACGAUCAUGUAGAGCAAUAGGCCACACAGCUCUCCAACACAACUUGUUUGAUUUUGAAUAUUUAAUAUUUUUUCCAUAUUUAGAGUCAAAGAUGUAAUCGAAAUUGCUGUAUCAGUGAUGAUACAGAUGAUCUAUGGACAUGAUCAGAUAUAAUGUAGAUCUGUCUAUGUUCGUUAUGCCCUGUUAUGCAAUAAGUCUCACAAUCAGUCUCAAGUAAAAACUUGACAAAUGGAGUGAAGCCUCUUUAUUCUCAAAGGCUACCAUUGCUCCACUAAUGGGAGAGGAAAGCAUGGGCGCAUUUAAGGUGAGAGUUUGGUGUCACUUUGUUGACCUUUUCUUCACAUUGCUGCCAAUGAUUUUGUUGUAAGUUGUGAGUUUACAAUUAUGCAGAAAUGAAAUAAUAAAGACAGAAAUAUCUGGAAUCUGUUCCCUUUGGCAAGAUCAGGCUACAAAGUUAUUUAGUCAUUUUUGUGACUCAUAAUGACCACGUCAGCACCUCCUGCACUUAGGGGACACAAACUAUUUCUUAUUUUCUUCAAAACAUAAGGAGCUGGUUCUGUUUACAGUUUGGAUUUGAGAAGCAUCUUUUACAUCAACAGGUUGUUGGGCGCUGACCAAAUAAUUGCCAGUAUGUCGCUGCCAACAGGAAACAAUGGCUGUGUGUGUAAGACUGAAUUAUGUUUGGCAUCAAGUCUUGUUUCCAUUUUCUGCAAUGACAGCCUUGCAGAUUCUUCUGACAUCAAAUCACAGAUAUUAAAUUCAGUUUCACUGCUGACAUGAUUAUUUUCUGUAGGAAAACAUCAGCCCCGCCCAUGAAGUUAUCAUUGAGACUAAGAAAAUGUACUUUCUAUCGUUAUCUUCAGUGUCCAGUUGCAGUGUUUUGAAAAAAAAGUUUCCAUUUCUAGCAUUGACAAUCUGACAGAUUCUUCUGACACAUAUCACGUCUUAGUCAUCAAAUCACAGAUAUUUGAUUCUGUGUCACAGCUGACAAAUUGUCUUUUCAUUUUAUCCUCUUAAAUGUGUCAAAAACCUUCACUCUUUUGCAUAAAUGAUCAGAAAAUAGCAGUGCUACCUGCUUGAAACUCUCUUAUGUAGUUCAGAUGUAAGAGAAGUGGGCUGAUAACAAUCACUGGAACCUUGCAGGGCACUGAAGGCCCCAAGCAGUGUCACACCACCACAUCUGUGCACCACCUUCCCAGGACAGUGCCACCCUGUUGCACCCCCCCACCGCCUUCCAGUGUAUUGCACUCCACAUUAAGCAGUGACCUUUCUGAUGGCUGGUACUUGUGACUGCCUUUGAAUGUUGUGGGUCACUUAUGGCCAUAGAACCAUUUCGGCAAACUGCAGUGGACUUUGUGUGCAUAAAAACAAUAUUUGUGUUGAUAAAUGUACAGAUGGGUAUAGAAAGUUAUGUCCGAAUAGUUUAAGAUGUGUGUCAUUGGCAGAUGUGAGUGUGUUGGAAGCGUGUGAAAAAACUGAAUGCUCUUAGCUGGUCUAAAAGUAGAAAUAACUUUGUGUGGUUAUUGUAUUUAGAGGGGUGUUGGAAGGAGGCCAGGGGAAUCCAACCAGUGGGGGCGCUGUUGCCAAACUCAGCCUCCACGAACAAAGUUUUAAAUUACAUUUAGAGUAAACUAUUGGUACUAGUUGCUGCAGUUUCAGCUUCCUAGCAUGAAAUCUUUAGGAGUUUAUUUUUGAAGAAAAAAACAAAACUUAAAAAGUGGGAGAAAAUGUCAAUGGACGAUUUCUAGUUGGGCGUGGCCAGUGGGUCCAACAGGCUUUUUUGUUCAUCUUCGGGUCCUACAUUAGCUUACCAAGUUUCUAACUGUAGGUAACAAACAGGGGCGUGGCUUAAUUUUAUGAAAUGUUAUAGGACAACCCUUGUGAUCUGUGUACCAAAUUUUAAGUGGCUGUACAUUUCUAAAGCAAUAUCACAGAAUGCUAUUUUUGAGACAUUUUAUAGCGCCACCUAGGCGCAGUCAAACAAAACAUGGUGCUGAUUUUUUGCUGCUACGGCGCUGUGUCAGGUGUGUCCUGAAGCAAUCUCAGCUGUAUCACAUUAAUAAAGAAGGAGUUACAAGCAAUGAACUAAGAAAAACAUGUUCCCUUUUCCCCUUUACCACUAGGUGGCACUACGACAAAUGGAUGCAAGUUUGGUGUCAAACUGUCCGGGGCUGAAGUGAUAUUAAACAACUAAAAUCUGGUGGAGCUGGGACCAUGUACACCAGAGACAUGGCCAUAUAUACACUUGCGGAGACACACCCUACUUUGCAGUGUCACUAUGGCGCCUAGCGUUUCAGCAGGGCUGUUGUCCGCUGCCCAGUGUCGGCUCAGGCCCCAAUGAUGACCUCAGCCCCCUCCUGCAGCAACUGCAGUGUAGCAGACUAAGUUAAUACCUUGCUCAUAGGCGCAUUAGAGCUGGCAGUAGAAGCAACAGAGAGUAUAUCUGAUUAAUUACCCUCCUCACAGUUUCUUGGUCAGUCUGAAAAACAAGAAUUCAUUUAGCACUGCCAGUACAAUCCACAGCGAUGUUUUCAGCUGCUGCUCUGUAAUUGAAUGUCACAGCUAAUAAACAUGUUUAGCUCUGAGGGUUAAAUUGAAUCAGGUAAUUUAUUUCGUUUGUCCUGAGUGAUGGCGGGAUCAAUGGAUGGUGGAUGAAUUAACCUUGAGGGUUCUGUGAGACCGCCCAGUGGAAGAUGAGGAAAGGUCAUGUUACACAGCACACAAAUUAACUCGGAAACUCAGACACACACACUCAUAGACCAACUCUAAUGACAAAUGACUCAUCUUAUUGCUCGACUCAAGUCCCCACUGAUGAAUUUUUUGCUCUCACUAUAUUUACACCAAGUGUCAUCGCUGCUAUGAUCCCUGCUUGUGGAGCUUUUCAGGAAUGCUGCUGAAUCUGUCUCAGUUCAAAAUCCAAAAUACCCUUCAGAUCGUUUGGGCAGAAAAAGAUACUUUACGUAUGUUUAUCAUAUUUUGCCUCCUAAUCAGACCUUCUCAGCCCCGUCAGGCUUUAAUAAAAAUAAUAAUAAUAAUGCAUCAGAUUUUUUGGCGCCUUUUGUCAGUGACCUCAAAGCGCUUCACACCGGACACAUCAUUCAUUCGCUCACACGGUCACACCCUUUAAACCUGAUAUUAUAACAAUAAGUCCAUUGUGGCUCUUUCUAUAAGAAAUUAUUGAUUCAUGGAGGUUUAUUUUGAUAAAACUGAUAUUAAAAAUGGGAAUUCAUGAUGAUGCCAGAAGUGUAAGAAAUGCUUAUCUGGUAGAACCAAACUGCUGGUGAACAUUUGGCACUUCAGGUCAUUAUUACAUUUGGUGCAUAAGAGACACUUUUAGUUACAUCCUGUGCACCAGUGAAAAAUGAGGUCUUUCACCUAUAAGAUGGCCCCAUAACCUAGGCAAAGUUUUGUCAAGGAAUAGUGUCAUGACUUCUUGUGAAGCAACCCUCAUAAUCCAUUACAUAUAAUAUCACACAAUUGGAAAUGAGCUCCUGUAAUUGUGUGGUUACACACAGUUACAUAGCAACUCAGACCAAGCUGGUGAAACCACUUUACAACACAUUUUCUCUCACACUAGGUCGUAAUCAUGCGGUCAAAGAAACAUCAGUAUACUGUUGAGUAAAUAAGCCUUGUGAGGCACUUUUUGUUCCCAGUUUUAGACUACAAGUAAUCAGAGGAGAACGGGUGGUGUGGCUCGGGACGAAAACAUGAGACACAUGAAUUUCAUAAUCACACACUCUGAAGCCUCUGGGUUUCUCUGUGACACUCCAGAGCUAUUUCUGCUUCUUAUGUUGUUGGUUUGUCUUCAUUCUCUGCUUGUUAGCACACAGAAAGCCAUGGCGACUGAAGCUGAGUGUAUUAUAUAGGAGUUGGAGCUGACAAAUGUCGAGCAGUAGUUGGAGUUAUUGCAGAGAAGGGAAGAGAGGAGACCUUGAAGGAGAUGUAGUGUAUGGCUGCUGAAUGAGUUUAAUCAGAAGACAGGGGAAUACUACGGCAUUACUCAAAAACGUGCAGGAGAUUACAGUGCUAACCAGCAGAGAUAUCACAGGUGUUGUGGUUCCAACAUUUGAUGAGUGGUAGCAUUAUUGAGGAGAUGCAUGUCAGGCUAUAUGCGUUAAUUUCUGCAUAGGUACAGGGUUAUGUAAAUGUGCCACAUAUGCAACAGCAUAGAUAGUGCUGCCAUAAGGAAAGAUUUGUUAAUAUUAAGUCUUCAUCAUGAUUAGAAAAUUUAUAUUUGAGCAGGAAUGUGUCCAGAAGGAAGGCCUGGGGUAGCAUGGGCCGACCAUACCAAAAUACUCAACAAUGACUUACUGUGUCAGCUUUUGGCUGCCAGCAGCUUUUUACCUGUUAAAUUAGGCUCAUUUACUUUUGUUGGUACGCUGACUUUAGACUGUUGUCUGUGUACUGCAGACAUCAGUGUCAAGGUUAAUUGUGGAGACUUCCAUCUCUUAAUAAAACCUGCAGGGCAGCAUUCAAUGAGUAGACACAGGCAUAGAACCAGGAUUAGAGAAGAACUGAAUGAGACAAUAUCCACCAACAAAAACUCACAUGUUAUAAAACUGUCUAUAUAACCUUCAUUUCAUUCAUUGACAACACUCAGUCUACCGAAAUUCUUCAACUACUAAAGUGACCAUAGCAGUCAUUUUGACUGCUCAGUUUUUAUUUGCAUAUAGUUUAGACAAUCAACAAAAAAACUGAAAAUAAAUCAAUGGAAUAGACAAAAACACAUCAGUACACAAAAUAAAAAUUAUAAUGAAUGAGAUUUUUUAAGAACCUUCCUCAAAAUACCAAGACACAUCAUUCCCUGAACUUGCUCAUCCAUCCUUCUUCCCCAUCAAGGCUCUGAAGCAAGGCUAAGGCCCCCAUACUUGUCGUCUUUCGUCAAGUUCUCAAUUUUGAGUCUCUUGACUUUUGAGUAAAGUUAUAGUUAGAUUUUAGCUUCACAAAGCUUAAAGUACAAAACAAACAAUAGGACAGGAGAAAGAGCGGGAAAAUAUAGCAAAUAGCAAAAUGUAACACCCUUCUUAAAAAGCAUGCAGUCAAUUUGACUGCUCUGGUAGUUCGAGGUAGUAAUACUCAGAUCUCUUUUGUGUCUUGAAAGUUUAAUGAUAAAACAAUGUUAGAAAAAAAUAUACACACAUUUAGGAAAAGUCAAGGUGAGACUGGUAUAUAGGUUUCAUUUCAAAAAAGUCAUGACAUAAAUUUUGAAAGCAGUCAAAAUGACUGCCAUGGUAGUUCGAGUGUUAAAUUAUUAGAGUAUUGGCAAUAAAAACUGCAAAAUAUAAACUUGUUUUUAGGUUUUAAGCCCCACAUUUCCCUUGAAAAUACAGAGGAUGACUUCUUCUCCCUAUAUAUAUUAUGUUAUUUUUAAAUGAUUGUCUCUUUCUGUGUGUUUCUGUCAACAGAAAGGGGGUUCUGCUCAUAACUGUGGCCAGAUCAAAGUGGGUCAGGUGAUCCUGGAGGUAAACGGCAUUUCUCUGCGAGGUCGUGAGCAUAAAGAAGCUGCCCGGAUCAUCGCUGAGGCCUUCAAGACCAAAGAGAAGGAUCACAUUGACUUCCUGGUGGUUGAACCUGGAUUCUAGGAGGAGGACUUUGCACUUUAAGCAGCCGGGUUCAAAGAGACUCAGAAGAGAACUGUAUGAACUUCACAAGGUGUUGUGUUAUUAUGAUGGCCCUCGCUCUGACUGCAGGCAGAGAGUUUGUGGAAAAUGUUAUGGGUAAUUGUUGAUUGCACUCAACAGAGAUUUGCACAAUUUAAAUCUAGAGAACAAUAUUAUAUUAAUAUCUGUCAUGAAUCAAACCUGGGUUUAACAUUAUUUUUAUUUCUUUCACAGAUCAGUUAAUUUGCAUCAGCUUCCAAACCCAGAAUGUUAAUGCAUGUUUCACCAGGUACUGAUUUCCACACAAAAAUAGACUCUUUCAAUAACAAUCAAUGAAGUCUGACUUUAAAUCACUUGUAGUUUUGUAUCACAUAAAAGCCCUUAAAGGACCAUCUAUGUUAAUUAUGUCUAAUUAUUCAUGCUUUUAUUUGUAUUUUUUCCCAUGAGGAUAAAUAACAUUGCACCAUCAGUGUUAAUUUUUUAAAUGCGAUUGUGAGCACAAUUGUCAUUAACCAACCUUUUAUCAAAUGGUAACAAUGAGAAAGAGAUGAAAUUCAUCAUGGAUUUAAGACUCUGAUAAAGGCAUGUAACUGGUUUAGCAAACAAGUUGAGAUGAGACAAAACUUUUAGUGGUGAACAGUCACAUGUUUAAAAUUCAGUUUUGGGUCCCCUGCUGUGUUCCUAAACUUUCAUUACGUAUAUGUUCAUGAUUGAAUUAGGGAAGGAGUGCAGUGUCUUCAUUUUGGCAUUUAUCAGCAAAUAGAGUGCCAUCGGUACAAAUCCCCACCACCUCUAUACAUCACUUUCAUUUACAUUUAGGAUUUUUCCCACUAUAAAUCAGAGACAAAGGCCGACUUUCAUGAGUUAAAAUCAUCGAAGAAUUAAAACGCAACUGAGAGCUCCGUUGGGCAGUGUUUGGGAUUGUUGUAAUAGUGCAAAACAGCUCUCUAUGUUAUCAACAUACAUGUGUCUCUGUUCAUAAUCUCUACCCUGUUACUUUUCUGAUGAAAAACAAAUUCGGUUAGUUAUACAAUAAAACUACUGAUUACAUCUCCUCUGUAUAAAGUCUUUGGUUAAAACAUUAGAGCCUAAAUACGACAGAGUAUUAGGGCCACAUUAAAAAAAAAAUUAAGACUUUGAGAUUCAUUUAUGGGAAUAAAGUUGUUGUAAAGUAAUACAUACGAAAAUAAAGUUGUAAUAGAGUAAUCACUUACGAGAGUAAAGUCAGAAUAAAGUCCUUAAAUUCUAACCUGUUGUUUAAGAUGACAGUUGUUGAAAUGAGAGCCAUGGAGCAUUUUGUGAAAAUGUACUUUAAUAUAGGUUUCUCAAACAAGAUACUUUUGGCACAUCAGCUCCACAUUAUCAUAAUUAUCAUAUUGAUUUUGUUAUGACUUUAUUCUCGUAAAUUAAUGACUUUAAUCUUAAAGUCUUCUUUCUUCUUCUUUCUUUUUUUCUGAACAUGGCCCUAAUACUCCAUCAUAACUUAAUCCCAAUACUCAAUGGACCUCUUGAAAUAAUUAACUUUUAAAAAUAAAUAAUUUGGAGAUAUCAUUUGACUAACGUUAUGAGUUUACUGAGUAUGAGGUGAAUGAAGCAUAUUGUGAUAAAAAUCACAAUAUGUCCAGUCUGCCUCAAAAGAAUAACAUAUUGAGAGGUCCUGUUCCAUUUAAAGCUCCUAUAAGCAGUUUUUAGCUGGUCUUGAAUGCUGGUGCCCCUAAAUAAUCCAGGAAACCAUUAGUGAGUAAAAUGGAUCAUUUCUGUUGAGGUUUUUAUGCCUGUAAGAGCUGACACAGGAUAGAUGUCAGAUAAGACAUGACCCAAAACAGCUUUUAUUUACUUUUUACAAGACUUACAAUGACUAAUUCAUCUGACUGUUAAAGCACAUGAGCAAAGAGAUCGGAUGAACCACCUCAUCAGGGGGCCAGUUUUGCAUGUCUCACUUUAAUCAGUCAUUUUUUCAACAUCUAUAUUUUUCAAAUCAAGAAGCCUAGAUGUACUUAAAAAAGCUAUCACAAACACUAACAGUACGGUAGUUUGUAUAUAUUGUAGAUUGCUUAUUGUCCCUAUAUGAGAUGAUUCUCUAUAAAUUUUUAUAUCACAUAGUUUGAAGUAGACAAAUAUGUAAUAGUUUCAGAUUAUAACACAGCUCACAUCAGUCAUAUUUCAAUUCACAUCUUCUCCCAAUAGCUUACAGUGCAGCAUGUGCCCAGGAUAAACAAAGACUGACAAUAAAUGAGCAUUUCUAUGUUCUGCAAAGACAAUUGAUUAUAAUAAAGCAAUGGAUCAGGGAGUUUCUAAUGAACUGUCUGGGAAACACUGGUCAGACCAGGUCUCCUUUAGUUAACAUAGUGCGCAAACGCCAUCAAAGAAAUGAAUAGAAACUGAGACCAUUGUUUGGGAUGAAAUACAAAAGAAAAGAAAAGCCAAACUAAUAACUGAGUGUAGAGCCUCAAACAGUGUCCACGGUGCAUCAUUUGGACAAGUAGAUUUUCAAAAUAUUAGAUCACAAAUAAAAAACAUGUUUCAGAGUUAUGAUCUGCGAUAGCAAGCGAGUAGUUGUAUUAAAUCCCUCAAAAGGCCAACUCUCCAAAGCCCUCAGGAUCAUUGGGGGUGGGAAACUUUGGUGGGAGGUUUUUGAUGGUAAUAAAAUGGACUGAAAUUUAUAUUGAUGAGAAUCAGGAUCUGGGAACCCCAGCGGGUGGGUUCCACAUGUUGGACAAGGAGCAGGGGGCGAUCAAUGUCCGGCUCCAUGGACUAGAGGCAAGACUCCAGUCCCAAGGACAGGUGAUAGAGGUUUAUCACUAAGUUCCCCACAGUAGCUUUAAUAUGGCGUAAAAUUAUCAGGUGUUUGGCUAGGCUAAGACUCAGUAUGUUUACAUCAACAGUUCAGCCAAGUUGCAGUUGUCCAUCAGCCAGUCUGAAUUGGACUAAGAUUUUCAGAUAAAAAGCAUGUCCUCCACCACUACAAUGGGGGGAAACUCACUCCUCCUGAGCUCUGUGCUAUUGGGCCAUCUGACCUAUUACAUCACGUACCAAAACAAUCAACAAAGAAGUGGGCAGAAGGCUAAUGUUGUGUGUUGAACAGAAGAGAUAUGAUGAUAUAUGUACCUCUCCAUAGGUAUAACAGAAAACUUCAUAUUUGUCCUUUCUUUUUUUGAAGUUUUUGCUUACUUCCUGGCUUCCUGAUGCAUUUUCGAUGUUCCACUACGCUGUUUGUUGGUUGGACUUGAACCAACUCAACUAAAUGCAAUUUCAGUUAGGACUCUAUAUUCACUUCUAUUUUAGAGGUCCGGUUUCAGUUUAUUUAUUUUACAUCAUGUAUGUUUUCAAUGACUGACAGACUGAGCCUCUUUCCCAAGGUCUGACUCUAAUUAUUGCACUCAUAAUAUUCAAGGCCAUGCAACUUCAUGAUGUAAGAACAAAGUGAGCAAAAUGAACACCAAAAAAAUUUUCAAAUUAUCAUCAUGUGAAGAUUAAAUUGGCUUUCUGCAAAUACCCUCUCAAAGAUGAGGCCCCACUCCCCAGUUUGCGAAGAUUGAUAUGAUGCUAAUGUUCGACACAGAAAACUCAGACUCCGGACUCAAUCGACCUCGUUUGGUGUCUGAUCUCCCUCCCUCCUUCAUCGAAACAAAAGUAAUAUUCUGCAAAUCCAGUCGUCCCAACAGAAGGGAUCAAGGCCUGCGGGGAUGUGGAGUGGUUAUCAUAGGCUGGGCCACUGUGCGGCCUUAAUUAUCUGCAGUGUUUUUCCAUGAUUCCUCAUGAUUUUAACUUUCACAAUGUGUUUCUAAUGUUACAUCAUUUCUGAAUUGGACUUUAUUUAUUUAUUUAGUCUUACAUGUGUCAUAUAACACAUUUUAUAUUUGUAACCAUGGUCCUGAGUAAGACAGCAGAGAUUAAUCAUUUAAAUUAAGAAAGAAAAAACUAUCAGAAAUGUAUUUUGAGCUGAUUCUUUUGAAAUGGUUAUAUUAUAUUUUUUUAACACAGUGACAUAAUCAUAGUACAGUGAGGUAACAAGAGAGGUGUAGGAGUAUGAUGAAAAGAUGUGUGAGUAAUGCAACACUAAAGUGUCUGGAUUUAAGGGUUGAGAAUACUGUGCUGUUUAAAAUUAUGUAAACAUGAGACAAUGUUUUUUUGUUCCUAUGAAGACAAACUGUGCAAAUAUUAUAUAUCUGUACAGAAAAGGCACUUAGAUUUAUAGAGAUGUGUAUAUAAAUUAAACAGUCAGAUAAUAGAGAAUUUUGUUAAACACAAUCAUGUAACCCCUCUGUGGCUGAUAUAACUGCUAACAUCUCCUGUGUGUGUUUACCCUCUUGUGUCCUAUCACAGCCAACUCACCACAGAAAACCCUGCAGAUCCACCAACUUCUUCUUGUAUUGGUUAAAGCCAACUUUUUUUUUUCUCCAACUGGCAAAAUGAGAGAAAUACUUCCACAUAUUCCCAAAGCAAAAUUCCUAAAGACACAAUAAAAGUCUGAUACAAUCAAAGCUAACAUUUCAUGUUGCAUUUUUCAAGUAAAGAGAUAGUUUUAGUACGAAGGAGUAUCAGGACCAUAUUAAGAAAAGAAAAAAAAACAGGAUUUUAAGAUUGAAGUCGUUAACUUACGAGAAUAAAGUCAUAACUAACCAGAAUAAAGUCAUAAUAAAGUAAUUACUUUCGAGAAUAAAGUCAUGGCAAUGUAAUCAUUUACGGGAAUAAAGUCGUAAUACAGUAAUUAUUUACAAGAAUGAAGUCAGAAUCAAGUCCUUAUAUUCUAACCCAUUGUUAGGAUGACAGUUGUUGAAAUGAGAGCCAUGCAAACAAGGAGAUAAUCUUUUGGCACAUCAGCACCACAUUAUCAUCAGUAUCAGAAUGAUUUUAUAAUGAGUUUAAUCUCGUAAGUAAUUACUUCACUACAACUUUAUUCUCAUAGUUAAGUAUUGAUUUUAUUAAGACUUUAUUCUCGUAAGUAAUUACUUCAUUAUGACUUUACUUUUGUUCGUUAUGACUUUAUUCUUCUAAAUUAGCGACUUCAAUCUCAAAG